Molecule: messenger RNA, 95503 nt
Organism: Xyrichtys novacula (pearly razorfish)
Lineage: Eukaryota; Metazoa; Chordata; Actinopteri; Labriformes; Labridae
Source: the annotation of a GenBank genome assembly
UUGCAUCCAGGUUGGGAGAAAGCUGUAUCAAGCUGACUAACAAGCAGUUUUACUUGGAGAGGUCACAUCAGUUUUUCAUUAGUCUUUUUGUGGAAUUUUUUGUUUUAAAAUACAAUUAAAAAAGAAAUACCUAGUAGAAGCAAUGAGAAGAUCUUUUUCAAAAUUGUUGUUGAAUGAGGCUCCUAAGAGGGACAGACGUUGAUAUUUUAGCCAUGGGAAAGGAAGGUCGAAUUAAGCAACCAGUCUUUCCUCUCCUGGCAGAGAAUCACUGAGUGGAGCCGUGACCUCAUCCCAUCCUGCUGCACAGGAAAGGUGGAUCAGAUAGCUGUGGUAGACACCUGCAUGGACAGAGGGCCGUAUGUUUGGGCAAAGGAGACAGACGGGGACAAAAAUAAGAAGGUAAAUGUUUAUGCAGCACUCUAGAUAUGGACCUGUGUGUAAGGAAAAGUACUGAAUCCAGUGAGAUAAAGCGAUAACAGCUGAAUGAAGACAUGGUGGAAACAGACACAUUAAGUCCUUUUUGAGCUGGAGCUGCCAGAAUACACAGAACUAGGAUAUUAUGAUAUUUUAGACUUUCCAGAAGGUUUUACUCAGAGAAGAAAAAAGCUGUUUUAUUAUAAUAUUCUCCAUUUUAUCUUAAAGUGGUGAAAUCUAGAAAUUAGCUUCAGUCCACUGCAAAGGUAAACUUGCCAAAUUUGCUAAUUUGCUGCUUUGAUUCACAUCAGAGGCGUCACAGUCUUGUGGUCAACAGUGUGUGUUUGUGUAGCUCAAAGACAGAAAGACUGCCAGCAAGUCCAGUUGUACAGCCAAUACAGACAGGCCCCUCCAUUAGCUCCUAACCAUGCAUUUUAAAGUGACCCCCACUGCCGCUUGUUCACCGUCAUCCAUUGUGCCACACUUAUGUCUGUGUUGUGUGAACACAGAUUCAAAAUAUUCAGAAUUGCUGCAGAAUAUAAUGUUUUAUAAGGUUCAGGAAAGCCUGAAUAAGUUAUCUGGAUUUUACAGCUGGUGUUGGACUCAAUUCAAGGCUUAUCUACGACUUGGCAGGCCAUCAAUCUUGGAGGUGCGCUAAGGAUUUGAUAUGUGGACCAGGGUUAUCAUGGUCAGGCUGUGGAUCCUGAGGAUAGAAGGGAACUAGCAAACUGGAUAAACACAGAAGCUGAAUAAAAACCUUCUACAGCUGUUUGUAUGUAUUUAUCUGACUGUGGGAGUGUACAUGCAUGCAUUUAAUACAGUGCAAGAAAGAGAUUUUACAUUAAUGAAUAUGUGCAGAUAGAAAUAAAUCUUACGCUGGUCUCUCUCAUCAUGGGGAGUCCCACCAAUAGUGUCAUUACGGGUCCUUAAGCAUCUGCGUAUGGUUAAAGCUGUGUAAUUUCAACUCUGUGGCUCAUAAAACAAGAUUAAUGCUGAUUAGAACCACUUAAAUGUAUUUUACACAGAGACAGUAGGGUUGCACAAACGCAGAUACUGACAAAUGUCUACUAAGACAAGGUUGCAUAUAAGAUGCAGUUUUGUAGGCAUCAAAGAAAUAUUUAGUAUUACCCUCAAAAUAAAAGCAAAUUAAGCGAAUACAUAAGUUGAACGUGACUCAUAUUAAAUGCUGAUAUUGUUCAGCCUAAUUAGAAAGUAUUGUCUCAAUCUAAUGUGUCCCUUUUCUGCAAGUAACAAUAAAAAGACCUAUGCUUUUAUUUUGAAAGGAAAUGCUUGAUAGUGGCACAAAGUUUGUUUAGGUUAUAUUUCUUAUGCGAAUCAAUACAAAGUAACUUUUCAAGUCUGAGAGUGCUUUUGAAAGGUUUUAUAUAUAAAACUAUCUUUAGGCUAGCAAGGAUGCUACAUGUUGACCAGGGUCAAAGCAAGAGGCAUUCAUUUAGUCUGUAACACAUGGUCAAAGAGCUUUUUGUUUGCAUUCAUUUUGGAGAUAUAGCCGAUCUCUUUUCGGAUUUUUUUCCUGUACAUGCGCAAGUUGUGUUUUUAGACAAAGAAUCUCAUCCUGCCAUUUUUUUAUUUUAAUGCAAGUAUUUGACGUUUUUGCAGUGUGCUGUCGGCUGACACCUACCCCCAGGCAUUCAAAAUGAAAAAAAAAGAAAUUGAAAUUUUGUUGCUGAUGGUCUUGUACAAUUUUUGAGGUCAUAAUAAAGCAUCACUAUCAAUUUCAUUCUGUUUUGCAACCAGCUGAAAACUCCCCACAGGAGCUUUAAGCUUAUUACAAUUGAUUAAAGCACUAUAGUCUAUCCAGGAAUGUAACUCUUUGAAGUGGCAAGUUGUCGGACCAUGCUUUUGAUAAACCGUAAUGUACUAAUAAAAAAACAACAAACAAACAAACAAACAAACAAAAAAACAGAGGACACUGACAGGCAGCACAGUGAUGUGGUGGUUAGGACAACUCUUACUGAAAAGGUUGCUGGUUUGAAGCUGGUGCUGGAUGGAAAAAUGGUGCUUUUGUUGGAUGGUCCCAAAAAAGUGAAAUGAUGGAGCAGGACUGGUGAAGGGUCAAAAAAGAGAGUGAAUAGAAACAUUGAAGAAUACAACAUACCCUUGUGGAGAGAGUUAAUUUUUUCGAUCAAGCACUGAAAUAAAUUUCAUAUUCAUCAUUAAUAGACUCCCUAUUAUACACAUGUGAUCUUACUAUAAUACAAAAAUUACUUUUGUAAUGCACCUCAACCUACAACGUUGUAGUCUUCUUCAAAACUUGGGGUUGCCUUCACACCAUCUUUCCCACCUCCUCUACGUCUCCUUUCCCACUCUGAUUCAGUGAUGCAGGCAGAGGCUUGACCUAAAACCAUGGGGUGAUGAAUGACUCCCAUCUUGCUGAUGCUUGCAGUCUGGAGCUUGUGUGUGUGUGUGUGUGUGUGUGUGUGUGUGUGUGUGUGUGUGUGUGUGUGUGAACCUCAGCUCCACCGGCUCUGCUGCUUCCUCUUACAGUCUUAAGCUUUAAAGAUGCAGACGUAUUACUCACUGUAAAACAUCUGUGUUAACCUGAAAGCUACUUUUAUAUGAGAUUAUUUAAAGAUGAUUAUUCCUUUAGUUGUGUAAAAGCAUCUGGACUUGUAUUAGUAUGACCAUUUUUAUGGUACCCAAAUCUAGAACUAUGUUUCUAUCAAAAAUCUAAUUUUAAAAUGUAUUUUUGUACAAAUGUGGAUCAAUAACAUCCUUUCAAAUCAUGAAACACAAAGAAUAGAAGGAGUUAUUUUAAUGACCAAUUUGCAUGCACAUUACUGGGGCAUGCUGAGCUAAACUCCUCCUUUGAUGGUGGAUGCUGCGCUCCUUUGUCUCAAAGAAAAGUUCCACUGAAGGGAGCUGGGGGGCACCAAAGUCUUCUCUGCAGCCUCCCCACCAGUCUCCUCUAACUCCUCACUGUACUCCACAGCCUGCCUCUCCUCUGUCCCCCCUUUUGUGUUAGCUACCCGAAUAAAUUAGCAACCCAAGUCGUUGAGGGGAGGAGGAGGAGGAGAGUAGAGGGGGGGCUGGGCCUUGUGGCGGAGGAGUCGGCUUUCAGUCGUGGAGGUGCACAGUUCCCUGAAGCGGCUCUGUAUCUGCACACAUACACACACAUACACACGCAGCGUAUCUGAGUGACUGGAUGCUGAGAGGGAGAAAAAGAGGAGAGAAGCGUUUAAGAUCAACGAGAGAGGGAGCAGAGCACUGCAGGGUUAGAAACGACAGCUUUUACCCCCCAACAGACAGCUAAAGAACCGGAGAGCUUUCCAGCUGAUUCAGGCGCGCCGCGCUCACCUGACACGGGGACGCCGAAAUAGGACCCUUCACCAGAGGAGUACCGGAUUCGAAAACUGGCGGAAUUGACUCGACUGUCAUUUAAGUGGAUAUUAUGUAAAAAGAAAAAAAGAAGCUCUUUCCAACCAGCCAGCAAGGCUCCAUUCAAGAUUUUUGUCCCGGUGGAUUGUCUGUCAUUGAGGGGGAGAAUUGAAAACCCGUUUGCAUACUAAUCAGUGUUGGAGGGGGAGAUCCAGAGCGCACAUCCAGAGCUGCAGAGUGGGUCAGAUGAAUGUAAGUGACAGCUUUUGUUUUUUUGUUGUUUCUCUCAUCUUGUAUGAAAACAUGUAAAGAAAUGAGCUCCUGCCGGGUAAGCGUCUGGUUCUCUCUAAAGAUGGGUGCACCCUGCAUCUGCACCUUGCAUGCAUGAGCCGGUUGCUUUUUGGGGAUGUAGAAGACCAUGAGAGAGGAACUACAAUGCCAUCACAAAAUCAGUUACGCAUGAUGAUGAUGCAGUUUCUUCUAUUGAUUAUUGAUCACCAUUCAUGGCCAUGGGUUAAAAUGAGUAGAGUCUUUAUUAAAGUAUAUGCAGAGACAUUUGGGGGAGGUUAGGUAACAGAUUUGAGUAGGCUCAGGAUGUCUUAUGGAAAUAUUUAAUCGCAGUUAGUCAGUGGUUUCCUCCCCAGGAUUUCCAUUUUACAGGGAAUACACUUUAUUUUGGAGAGAGGACUAAACCACUUACUAGGAAACACCACGCUGUGUAGAAAGUGGGCCAGUAUACUGUGGACUAUUUCUUGGGUCGGUGGAAAUUUUAAGCACUGUAUGAUGCCUUUGAGCAAGGCAGUAGCCACAACAGGGCCUGCUAUUAUGAUGAUGGUGUAGGAUUUCUCUCCUGUAACUGAUCACAAAAACAGAGCCAAAGGGACUAUUUCCACAGAUGAUAAUCUGUUGAUCUUUCAAAAACAAGAACCCCAGGAGGACUUUUGGUGAUUUUUAUAUCUGGAAAAUAGAUUUUGACACAUUUCUUUCUUAGAGGAGAUGUAUUUUUAGUAGCCAGCUCUGCCUGUAUAGCCUAUGUUUACAUGUCCCAAAGCUGAAAAUGGGCACCCAGGGGCAUAUUUAAAUACCUAACCACAACAGUUAUUCCAGUCAUAUCUGGUGUCUGCAAGCAUCCACAGCUUCUGGUUUUGUGUCGCUUUGCAGGAUACGGAUCUUUGCAUUAUUACACUAUCCACUUACAUGGUCCUGCGUGUUCCAGCUCUGCAGACGUCCAGUAAGGGUUUUCUCGUAGAGUGAUGAGGCUUGCAGCAGGACGUUUUCUAACAGGAACCAUAUGGACACGGGUUGAUACGGCUGCACCCGUGUACAGCUUAGGUUUAUACAAACAACUUAUAAUUACAGACAUCAGCUGCUUAUUUGCAAGAAAAUCCGAUAACCUCCAGAGUUCACAGCUGUGGAAAUUAAGACAUUUCUUGAGAGAUUAGGUUGACCAAAGUUGAAUAGGAUCUUGAAGUUGCUUAUUUCAGUGUGUGAGGAAAGAUGUCCAACUCCCUUGACCUUUGAAUUAAAUUGUUUUUUUUUUAAUCCAUUCUUGAUCCAUGAUAAUUGGUUAUUAUUCCCAUGACAACCUGCAUUGGAAGACUUCUUGUUGGCAUGUCAAGGCAAAGAGGACUAUUAAUUCAGUCUAGUGUUGAGUCUCUUUGUAAGGCUUAUCAACAAAGCAAACAGUGCUGUUUACUUUGCACUUCAUGUGGUUGUCUGCAGCUGAAUGGAUAAGUGUGGUACUGAACCUCACAGGUCAGGGGCUUUCUUCUCGCUGAGGCUGUGCUCAAAAUACACAACUUGGCCAACAGUAGCUAAUUUCUUGAUAUUUCAGUCUUUGGUAAGAGACUACCCAAAAACCUCAUCCACUCUGUUAUUGACUGGAUUGUUUUGGAUGCAUGUCAGCAGAAGCAUUGCCUCUGGCCUAGCAUGUCAUCUUCUCCUUGUUCGGCUCUUUGAAUCGUGAAAUUUUUACACCAGACCCAUGCUGCGAAACAUUGCAAAAUCUCAGCUGAAGCUUUAAUCAUCAGUCUUGCCUUCUCUCAAAAUGAAAUAUAAUACAACCAGAGAGUCUGCAGGGAUGUCUUUGUUUAUACUGACGGUAUUACUUUAGGGAAUGUCCAAGUUUGGGCUUUAUUCUUCUACAAAUCUCAAACAAGCCAGUGAGUUUACUUUAAAACUUGGAGAUAUACAGAGUAAUUGAAUAGCAAAUUUGCCACCCACAUUGACGCUGAAAUCCUUCUUGUGUUGUUUACAGUCUUCUUUUUGUGGCUGCUAUGAACCCCACAUAAGAUGUCAAAUUCGUCUUUUCCAGUCAAGUUUCAUCAUAUGCAUGAUUUUGUCCUUUGACCACUUUCUCACAGUCAGAAGUCCAGACUUCUCAGGGACACUUCACCUGAUAUAUUUUGUUAAAAACUGCUGAGAGUGAUGUCUUCACUGUAAAAUCUAUACCUCAUCCACUCCAGUCACAGUGUGCUGCCAGAAAAGAAACAGGGAAAAACAGAAGGCUUCUUCCCACCCAAAUGUUGCAGCACAAACUCAAAUCUGCCUAAUUGUGUCUCAGGACUGUUUUUUCCUGGGUUUUGUUUUGGGUUCAACAUCUGAGCACAAAUAUCGGAAAGUGACUCAGAGACUCCCACUCCCCCUCUCUCUUUUGACUCCAAUCCCCCCCCCCCCCCACACACACACACACACACACACUUCUCAGUAGGUCUAAUCUUUCCUCACUCACUCAAGAACACUACAAACCCUGAGCUACUCCCUGACCCCAAUCAAACCCCAAUCAAAUUGCCAAACUAGCAAAAAGCAGUAUAACCAUUUGUACCCCCACAUGUAUAGAAAUUCAACAAACACUUCUUAAUGUAAAAUGGGUGGUAGAUGACAGACAACACUCACAACAAACAUAGCUUUUUAUCUUUCUUUGCUCCACAAGUAGCAACUGGAAAUAUUUACCUUCCAUCUUUCACUCACUGUCGAUGCCCAGGGUUAGUGUUGGUGUUUUUAUUUACCUCCCAGACCUCCGCCUGAGAUGUAACAUGCGCUGAAGGCUCAAUAUCGAGGGGAUUUUAUGUGAUUUUGGUUGAUGGGACAGCAUGAGAACUGUUAAGCUGCAAUAUUGCGUGAGGGAGUAGCUUUUGGUUCCUGGAAAGCCACUUCUGUUUGCAUCAUCCAUCCACAGGAAGGCCAGGCGGUUAUUAUUAGCUUUAGUAGUAGAGACGGAAAAAUAAGAUUCCCAUUGAUAAGGAAUCCCCUUUGCUGAUUGCUCCACAUUUCAUUAACUCAACCCUGAGGGAAUCCUUGGUUGCCAUGGUAGCUGCUAUCACCAAAUCUGCCAUCUUGCUGUGAUUAUAUUCGUGAAAUUUAAUUAAACGACUGUAAAAUCUGAGUUUUGUAUGUGCUGACAUGCAGGAAAAGCUGUUCCCCAGGUCUUGGAGCUGCAAGUAUAUCGAUGCAUAAGUGGAUUUUCUUUAAUAAGAAUAAAAAAUAAACACUGAUCAGUUCAUCAAGUUGUAAUUUCUUUGGUUUGUUUUUGCUGGCUACCCUUCAAUAUUGAUUCCCAGUUUCUAACACCACCCUUGCUUGUUUCAUUUGUCUGUGUUGCUUCUCCAAUUUUAGGGGAUAAUGUUUGAAUUAUGAGUUUAAGACUUUGAAAAUUUGAGAUCUUUGUCAGUUUAAAGUAUCAAAAACAUCUGGCCAAAUUAAUAAAACCCAGACAUAUGAUCAGCCUCAGUCUGAAGUCAUUUUUCAACUUGGACUGAAGCGUAUUUUCUGACAGUAUGCUGCAGUCUUACCCCUGGGGAAAUACAAAUUUUACCUUUCUUCAAGCAGUACAAAGAGUGGUCUAUCUGCUGCUCUGCCGAACGUAUUACUCUGUGACAGACUCAGCCAAUCAAAGGAAAUGGCCAGAGUUUCCUGUCAGAAACAGAGUGAUUGACUAACUGGAGUUUGGAGAUGGUGUGCUUCCAUUUUUGUUAGUUCUGAGGCCAACUUCUGAAGUAAUUGCCUUCAUAGUUAUUUUUCAUGGUCAUUGUCCAGGCAGUAAGGAUCCAGCUAGUGUAAUGAUGAGGUCAGCUCAAUGGGAAAGACUUCAAAACAGGGACCAGAAUUUAAAGAAGACAUCUCACAGCCCUGACAUUUGACAACAAAUGUUCCAAACCAGCCUGCAUGGCUUGGCCACUCCUUAGGGUGGCUUAUUAUCAGCCAUGAGGAUAAUGACAGCUGGAAAUGGCUUGUUAAUAUAUUCCUGGAGGAAGCUGCAGAUGGAAGUCCUCAAAAGUCUGGUGUUUUCUCGGGUUUCUCCUUCGUGGGUUGGAUCUAUGACACCAGCUCCCGAACGCCAAAGUGUGCAAGAUCACUUGAAGUCUGUGUUUCUCGUUGCUGCAGUAGAUGAAAUAGAAGGAGUCACUGGUUUCUGUGCAUGCGUGUGUACAUGCUUUUCUGUAUUCUUUACAAGAAAAUAUAGUUGGACACAAAUUAUUACUGUUGACUAAUUCCAUUAUAUUUCUCUGAGUAAUGUGCCAACGAUCAGGUGUGUAAAAAUGUACAGAGGAGGUCAACAGUCAAACCUUAAGCCUGAAACCAACAAGAUCUGUUCUUUGUGAGUUGUUUUCCAGCUGCUUUGCCUUUUGACGGUUGAUUACCUUUGGAUAUUCUUUUGUGACUGUUUACUUAGGUUUAGUCAAAUGAAGUCCUGUUGUGGUCAACACGGUCAGGGAUAGCACAUGGGGUUAUUUUAUGGAUGACAUAGCUGAAACAGAGCUGAUAUGUGCUGCAGUGCUUCCUCUAUAACAUGCAGUGUUGACUAGAACGGGUGCGUAUUUGCCGCGUAAUGCGCAUCGCUUAAGGUUAUAUAAUGAACACGCAUCCUGUGAGUUUUAGGAUUUGCGCUACUUGGAAUCAUAGCAAAUCUACAAAUUUUCAACCGGGGAUGUCAUGGUGCUUUACAAGAUAGUUGAAAAUCAUUGCACAUUUGGCAAAAAUUGGCAAGAUCAAAAAUUUAAUGUGAGUAUCUUUCUUGAAACAGCAGAGGGUACUGCUUUUCUCCCACUUUCUUGUUGGACAUAAAUCCUACUCUUAGCCGUGGCAGUGAAAGAUUUUGUCAUCAAGGUUGCACUGCCAGUGUUUACCACACAUAAGCCCAUCAAGCCCAUCUUGUUACACCCCUAUCUUCCACAACUUGGUAUUUUUGUGGGUCAAAUAUCUGUUCUUGAUGGUCAAUGCCAUAGACUGUAUAUACAAUGGACAACUUUGUUCCGCCUUCCACCAGUAUACAGAUUUGAAACCAAAAAGCUCUGUUAUUCUGCGUUUUUUCUCCAUUUCUUGAAACCACCACUUGCGCAGUAGCAUUGUGCACAUUUGGCAGGAGAGUUGCAGUGAUGAUGCUCCGCUCGAACAGUGUAUCCCCAGGUGAGUUACGCAAUCUUCGUACUCCUAUAGGCUGUAUCAGGUGUCAAUCAUAGAAAACAUGAACCCCCUAAUAACUUUUAAAAACUGAGCUUCACAGAAAAAAGAGGACUUGAGUACAGACUAGUCUUACAAUAACUUCAUGUCAACAUCGCAACCAGAGGGGGAAAAAAAUUAUGUUCUCUGUAAUUAGUUUCUAAAAUUUGUCCACAGCCCCAUAAGCUUUGCUGGUGGAGGCAGGAUUUAUGACCUAUACUGCAGCCCGUCACCAGAGUGUGCUGUUCUCGGAGUGGCUUCAUCCAGCGAGGAGGCAGACGCUGUCCAUUCUAUAUACAGUCUAUGGUCAAUGCUCUGUCCCUCCUUAUCAUCUCUGACAUCAGAUACAUUUCAGCUAAGAGCUUUAUAAGAACUCUGUAUGCAGCAUAUGCACAUGUUUCAGCAUGAACUGAUGUGUUUUCAUUAGUCACAUGGAGAGAUAAAUAUGGGAAUUGCUCUGAGCAGAGAUGAAUGAAAUAUGGUAACUUCUGCCCGUCUGGGAGCUUGAUGGAUGGGAAGUGUCUGAGCUCUGAGGCGAGCGAGUCGAGCUGAGAGAGUCGAGAGGAAGAGAGAGAGCCGGUCUGUGUAGUGUCUCAUGUGUUUUUAAUGAAGUAAGUGAGAUGAUCUGAGCUCCCGGUAACUUCAAACACUCGCAGCGAGCUGUGAGCAGCAUGUAGGGCAUUGCAGCUCAGGUAGCGCAAUGUGUUAGGCAAGGGAAGAGAUUCAGAGAGUAGGCGUGUGGUGUGAGAAAAAGAGGUGGAUGGAGGAAAAGUUGUGACUUUAUAACUGAGAUUGUUAUUUGUGAUAGAUAUUCUGUCAGAGAAUCAAAGUGCUUUUGAAAAAUCUUCAAGUAAAUUUUUCAUUUUGAGCUUCAAACCCAUACAUCACAACUCCUUUUUAUCAUUAUUUUAUUGGUUCUUUUUAAGUUGACGAGCGCUGAUGUUUAACUCUCCAGAGCAAAUUAAAACAAAGACAGGCAGACAGACUUAAUUCCCAGGCUCACCACAAGAAAUAUAAUGGAGUAACACGAUACAAAGGCAUUCUCUUAGAGAGCAGCUGUCGAAGUGCCAACUAACUCAACAGUUGAUGGAGAAUGAAAUAACUAAUAAGCCAAGUCACUGUCUCGAAUUUUCAGCUUCAGAUGAGUAAUUAUGCAUUUUGAUCGCACCCCAGAUCUGUCAGCCAAAGAACCAAAAUCCCUCGUCUUUCCCAGACAGUGACAUCAAACGUCCUCUCAGGGACAACUCUGACCUCUUUUCACCCCAACAGAAAAAAGAUAUGUUAGCUGGCACCCAACAUAACUUUUUAUUACUUUGAUUAGUGUUUACUGAUACAAUAGCCUGACCCGAUAAGACCUUGUGCCAGGUUUGCAGUGAGGCGAUACGCUGAUUAUUUCACCGGUUCAAAUUUGUAAGUAUGUGUGUUUUGGUUCCCCGAUUGGUCCUUGGUUUCUUUUUCUGACCCUGUUUGGUCUAUCAGCUGAGUGUUUUGUCUUUGAACUUAUCGUUUGUUCCUUAGUUUUAGAUUUCUUUGAUAUGAUACUCUCUCUGUGUUUGUGUAUCAGGGUAUCAUGGCAGUGUGGGGACUUGUCUACCUCAGGGGGACCCAGGUCAAGACCUGACAAAAGUUAGAUAUACAGAUAAAGUUUAGGCGGAACCAUAACAAGGUUGAGGACUCUAUAAGUAAUGUGUAUGCUGUGUUGAUGUUGGUGAACCCUUUGGAUGAAAUAGGAGUUUUUGAUCACUAGUGCAUUUAAUACUUUCUUCUUUUGUUCAAGUUAACUCUUUGCAGGAUUAGUUGAUGGGGUGGUGAAUUGAUUUAGAAUUAGUUACUCCAAAGACAAACUUUGCAAACUCUUCACAAUGUCUUCAAGGUGAGGUUUAAAGCUCCUGUGAGGAACUUUUGCACGUCAUGUGGACAAAACAGUCUUUGCUUAUCUUGUCCUUUCAAUACUUCAGCAGUGUCUUUUGACAGUCAAAAUGUGUCAGUUAUUGUGAAUAUUUUAUGUGGAAAUUGUAAACACAGGGCUUCUUUAUGAGCUGCUUGGCUGACACCUACCCCCCUCACAUUGGUUUGAGGUAUUGAAAAUUUCAGUGUACAAAUUGUCAGUCUCGUCCUUGAUGUUUUCGUUUGCUUUCGGAUGUUAUAAAAAAGCAUAAAUAUGGGUUUAAGUCCAUUUCAUGAACACAAAAAACCCUCAUAGGAGCUUUAAUGUUGUGUUUACGGUUAGUAAAAACCCCCAUGGAGAUAAUGUCUAAGACAGCACUCUUUCUUUAAGAGUGCAUCUGUGUGCAGAAAUUAUGAAUGUUCACAAACAUGUAAUUUUGUGAACAGUGCAAUUAAAGCAUUUUGUGGGAGGAUCAAGUAAAGACCAAUUAACGCUUAUUUCUACUGAGUCACAAAAACAUCUGAAUUGAAUGAUGCUAAGGCAGAGCCACAUAAAGCAUACAACUUUACAUCACUUACACUUACUCAUAUUGAAAUACGCCAAUACUUUCUUGCUAAUACAUGACCAUAACUGUCUGACUGCGGUUUAUCUAAAGCACAAUGCACUGCCAAGUCAAGCCAUUGAGUACUUGCUCAAGCAUUUUAAUCUCUACCACAUUCACCAUUAAUAAGAGCAUUUCCUGAUGUUUAAUUACUUCCAGUCAUUGUUCUGAUUUUCACUAAACUGGCCUGAAUUGGUGUUUUCCCCCUAGAUAAAAGUAAAAUACCCUUAAAUUUGAAACAUUAUCGGGGUAUUUGUUUCAGUUUCACCACUGAGGUAAUGAUGUUUAACAGAGAUUCCUGGAUUUGGUUCGACUCGAUAUCAUGGCCUUGUGAGAUAUUACACAUGCUGUGAUAGGGAGGGGUGAUGAGUGAUGGCGGCUGGCAGCCGCUGCCUUACCUUCACCAUCUCACUAUGCUUUUGAUACUGCCGACCUUGUCAUUUUUGAUUUUCUUUUUAAUCUCAGUCUCUUUUAUUCACUGUCUCCAUUCUCUCUCCUUCAUCGUACACACACAAAAACUUCAGAGAAACAAACCUUGCUACACAUCCACUCUGUUGUACAGCCUUGAAAGUUAGUGACUCACCUCCGGCUGUGUUUUCACUUGCUUUCCAGCUUCACUCACUGAUCAUCCAGAGGGUCCAUUAUUUAGUUGCGUGUGUUAUGUUUCAGUUCCAGAAACCAAGUUAGACUUCUUUAACUCCUUCUGUUUCUGCCUUUGUCAUUGCUGCCAUGUUUUUCAGAAAAACCUCAAACUUUCCUUCAACAUCUCCUGCUGCACUUCUGUCCUUAUUUUUUUUCCAUCUUUAACCAUAGUUUUUCUUUCUCUUCCUGGUCUGUUGGGCAGUAAAAUCUGGGACAGUUUCUCAUAGGGGACCUGGUGUAGUUUGUAAGUGUGUGUAUGCCAGCUUGACAGCCAGUAAGUGUGCGUGUGUGUGUAAAUAAACAAAUCUCAAUCAUCACACCAGGUUGGAAUUGUUAUGCUGGUGCUUAAGAGUAUCAGUCUUUGCAGUUGUUUUUCCCCCCACUGAUAUCUCCAUGGAGUCGAGUAACAAAACUUGAGUAUAACACAACUUUUUGUUUAAGUAAUAAAAUUAAUGUUGACUGAUUUCAUAACUUUAAAGAUGGUGUUAAACUUCAGGACAAACGAGUCAACCAUAGUCUCGAGUUUAACCAUGACACAUCUCACUCUUCUCUCAAUCAGAGUUGAAAUCUUUAGUCUUCUUCUUGGUGUGAACGUUCUUAAAAAUAAAACAAAGAAAAAUAAAUACAGUGACUAUUUUGUACUUAAGGCUAUGACCAGGGUCACAGUAGGCUUCUGGCACACUUUUAAGUCUCUGUGAUGACGUGGUCCCCUGCCUCCAGCCCCCCGCCUCCCCUCGCCCUCUGCUGCCUCACUGAUGUCAGUGACAUCAGCAUUUAUGUAGGAAAUAGGCAAUAAAAUCAAACUCCAGAGGAACAUUUCAUGGAGGGAAUGAAAACAAAAGGCUUUCACAGAGUUGAGGUAAACCAGAGAAAAUGUUAGUUAGGUUUCACAGCACCAGACGUUGUUAUCAAUUAUAUUUCUGUUUGUAUUUGAAUAGAAAACUAAGAGUCUAAAAAAUACAGAGAUUAACCAAAACAUGUAUCCUAUUAACAAUCUUAAAACAUCUUUUUUUAUAAGGCAACAUGAUGAAAGUCUUAAUCACAUUUGCUGGCGUCCUGGUAUUUCUGUGAGGCUGAAUAAGCUGUCGCUAUUUAUUAGAUCAACCAAUUAUGCUACAGUAGGAUAGCCAAAGAGCUGGUCCUCACCACAUCAUAAUUAAUUUAAACUUACUAAGAUUCAGGCAGCCUUCACGACCUGAUAGGUUGGUUUACUCAGGGUGUGAGAGCUUUUAUGGCUGCUAGCUUCCCUUGGGUGGAGGAACACAAUUAUGCUGCGUGGUCAUGAACUCUCUUAGGGCAUAUAGUAGUAUUAAUAUUGAUUGUGGUUUGGUGCAGCACGUGCAUGUAUAUUUUAGUGUGUAGGCAUCCAGACAGUGGUCGUCUGGCUGUCUAAAGGGCUGAUGCUUCCAUACUUUUAAUCAGUGGGAAAGGGUCGAUCCUAUUGUAAUAGAGUUGGCUGUGGAAAUAGAUUAAAACUGAUGUCCACUUUGAGAGUAUAGCCUUGAAUGGAGGUAAGAGUAAAAGUGGAACUGAGGGAAUGUAGACAUAUAGCAGAAAAGGGGGCUUAAAUGUACACACCCACCCACAGAUGUAUGUCCUCACAGUCCUGGUGACAGCUGGGGUUUGGAAACGGUACAUCUAUAUCCAGAGAUCCGGGGAAAGGCCACUCAAGGCGAGACAGGGGUCAUAGUUGUCGUACUCCCAAACACACACACAAGCCAAACGACAUGAAAACUGAGAAGUUAAAGCAUACCACCAUCCUCAACCCCCCUCCCUCGCUAGACUCCAAGCUUUCAUUCUUGUCACAAAGCCUUUUACUGCUGCAGAUGGCUGCAGCCUGUUCCACCACAACCAAGCCUAACCUUUCAUUCUCAGUCAUUUGAAGAUUUGGUGUUUCUUUAGCCAUCCUGUAAUUGUACUCUUGCAGAAAAACGUAGUAAAAAGGACAAUAUUACAUACUGGAACGGCGCCGAAAUGACACUAUAUACAGCACGACAUGCAUGACAUGAUCUGCAAGGAGGAACAUGGAGGACAUAAAAAACCCUCCAUAAAUCCAAGUUUUAUAGUUGAGGUUUUGAAUUGAGAAGUGUGUCUCUCUGUCCGGCUUAGUUCUGUUUUUUUAAAGGCACAGUAAGGAGCUUUUCACCGAUUUAGAAAUAGACUCAGUCUUAUUCAGAUUUUCAGUGAAAAAGGUGAUUAUUUCUGUAUACUGAGUUUGAAUGAUAGCGUUCAGGUUGGACAUUUCUAACCCUAACACUUUGGCAACAGAGUGAUGGUGCCACACACUGCAGAUUUCAUCGACAGAGGUCACCGGAAUCAAACCAGCAUGAAAGUUCCUCACAGUGCUAUUAACUUGUGUAUUUAAUCUCGACAGCCUCUUUCUGUAUCCCGUCCCCAUCUGACUUUACUGUCAAUCACAAAUUGUGGCCAAAGUUUGUUUAGGGUGACGGAGAAACAGUUGACAGCCUGAAUGAGAAGCUGCCAACCAUCUCCAAGUAAUGCCAGACCUCUCAACCACAGAGGAAUGAGCUGAAUGCAAUUCUUUGCAGUUCCAUCAAAACACACGAAACAUGACUAAGAUAGAAAAACUGACAUUUUUCAGUUGGAACUUUCGUGACUUUAGGUCCUGUUUAGCUUGGCCUUAUAAUGCUAUGGCGUGCCCAGCCUAGCCUGCUAAAUCCAUUAAAAAGGAUGGACUCAGGGAAGGAGGAGGGACAGACAACAGAGGGAUAGUGAGAUACAGAGGCCUGUUAGGGCUUGGCGCUGCUUGAGGAAAAGUUACUUUUCACAACCGGGACAGUGUAAAUACACAGACACACAUCCUCAUUCACAUACUGUUCUGCUUAAAGUCAUCCCAUCCUAUAGUAAAAACACUAUGCUUUUUACAUAUUAUAUGGUUGCAGUACUUAGAAGCGGAGGCUCAUGUUUGAGGCUUUGAGGCUAGAGCACAGCACAGGCAGAUUAUGGGGGUGCAAUGCCAGAUAAUAAUGUGGCUGAGACUGCACGGAGCCCGCCGGGUCUGCCUUGCCUGUCAGUGUGGUCGCACAGAAAUGAUGUCACUACUUGUUAGCACAUGUGUUGUGCAGGCGUCAAAGUUAAAAACCCAUGCAACCAGGCACACAGGUGGAAACUAGUUUUGGUGUAUUUACUCGUGCUUGGUCUAUUUUUUCAAGCAUUUUUUUAAGACAUAGACGUGCUCUAAUUCACAAUUACAGCUAUAACCAGCAUUUGUAACAGAAUGGUAUAAAGAGGGCCACUAGAGGGAUUGAAUCAGGUGGAUGUAUUUUACUGCGCUGACCAUCUGUUUGAGCCAGUUUCCUUUCAGCAUGAGCUAUAUUUUAGUUCUCCAUUCCUCAUCGGAUUGUGUUAUCCAGAGAAAACACAAGUGUAUUACAGCACACGUCAAAAGGGAGAUGAAGUCAUGGACUGACUGCUCAUUGACAUUGACAGAUUGCAGCAGUGAGGUCUGUUCAUCAAUAUAACCUUUCACUGACACUCAGCCGAAGUAACGAGGGAGAGAGAGAGAAGACGUAGACAGACACACAUACACACUCGCGUACUUCACAGUACACCCUUUCUGACUUUGUUUUCUAAUCAUAUGUUUCAUCUGUACCGCGCAGUGGUCCCCGAGGCCGCCAAGCCAAAGCAAACUGUAAUCACUCCUCUGAGUGUAACUUUUUCUUUUGUGUCCUAGAUGUACUUUUUUCCAUCUCCCCUCUUUGUUCUCUUUUUUGUUGUUCUCCCUGGUGUUCCCGGUGGCUGCAUUAUGGCACAGCACUGUGGGUUUGUUUCGUCAGAGCGGGGUCUCCAAAGACUCUGACUCAGCAGUUGGGUCGUAGGGUUUCUUUUCAUCAUCACACCCUUAAUUGUUCCUGUCAGACCUCUUCUUUCAACUGUUCCCAUUUUUUUUUCCUUUUUGCUGUCUGCUCUUGUUUAAGACAGACAGUCCCACGGAUACAAACACUCCCAACUUCUUUGACACAAAAACAAACACAACAAACGUUAAGGCGUGUAUGCUGACUGUGUGCAGCUUUCGUCUCCUUUUUGCGUAGGACUGCAGCAACUGUCCCAGAGCAGCCGCCUGGACCACAUGUAGAGGUCAGGGACCAUACCAGAGGGGCCAGUAUCAGUGUCCCAGUGGGGCUUUGGCUUUAUUAAUCUGUCCUCCUCCAAGGCCUCAUAAACUACCGCAGGAGUUAUGGGUCGUAGGAGCGGCUGGUGGACGAGAUGACUGAAGGAACCAAUUUUGAAUCCCUUUUUACAUCAUCUAAACUUUGAAUAAUCUUAAAGAGCGUUUUGAAAAAAAUAAUACACAGAAAAAGCACUGAUUUUAGUGUUUGGUGUUACCAUUACAGAAAGAAAAAAGUUUUACCUAAGAAGUACUUUCCAUACUUAAGCCGUGACAGGAAAUGAAAAAGAAACAGAAAAAUGAGCACAGCUUAAAUACAGUAUUUAAGGACCAAGUAGUUCUGUGUGUUAUUAUUAAAGGGACUGAUUCAGUGUAACCUCAACCCAAAAAACUUUUAUUGAUUAAAGAUGAAGCUAUUUUUAUCAUCUCACUGUAUAGAAUAGAGGCUAGCCGAUCGUCUAGCCAAAAAGCGGAAUAGUUUAUGGUCUUUUUUUGGCAUAUAUGCGUGAAUGCUCCAGUUAGAUGUAUGUAUAAAUACUACAGCUGACAGCAGGCUGGCUUUCUCUCCAGAGGUUAAAGACAUUCCUGAAGUUAACUGUCCAGAUUAAAUUAGCACAUGGGGAGUGAUUGUCUGGGUGAAUAUGGCAGGCCAGCAAAGGACAACAACCUCCAUUGACAACAAGCCUCUGUGUGUUAAUAGCGCUUUGUCAGACUCACAUAUUUAAGGUUUGAUAUGUGUCCUUAAUAGAGAUAAUAUAACCCAUAUUGAUGUCCUCUUUUUAAGGUCAGUGUUGUGAUCAGUUUUUAUGAUGACCCGAGCUGCAUCUGCUUGCCUCUGACUGUAAUGGAUGAGUUAUGUCCGAGUGGGAUGUCUUCCUCAUUGCAGGAUGUUUUGAAGAGCUCCACGCUCAAUAAAUCUCCCUCUAUAAAUACGUGCACAAACAACAGCUCUCAUUUUGAACAUUAUCUAAAUAUUUAUGGUCCUCAUCAAGGGGUAAAACAUGCCUCUAUCUCGUGAGAGUUUUACAGGUUAGAUAUGCCAAAACCAUUAUGAGAGUUUUUCAAGGAUUGUGCCGUACUGUGCGAAAGUAUGUGUGUCAAUCCUGGGUCAAAUACCAUUUGCGGAUAAUUAUUGGUGUUUGUUUAACUUGCUUCAAGUACCAGAUGUUGAGUUUGCUUCAGGAUAAUUUUGACUGUGUCAGGUGAUUCUAGGAUUGCUUUUUAAACUCUUGUGAUUUCCUUCCCCGUGGUCAACGUGCCACCUGAUGAGGCAUGUCCAUGCCUCUGGCACACAGGACAAGUUAAGCAAACACACAAGAUUUAUGGCACAAAGUGUUUGACCCUGAACUGAUGCAUGACUUUGUGGACAGUUUAUAUAUCUGUUCAUGAUAAGAUCCAGUCCUUGACUUAUGAGAUUGAUUCAGCGUUAGCACAAGGAGGAUAUUAUCUUUAUGGAUUUAUGCAUGAUUUAAAGUACGGGGUACCGAAAGGCCAAGUCUACAGUCUUAAAUGGCUGCUUUACCUCAUAAAUACCUUGCUAAAGCAGCUUUAGACUAACUUUCCCAUGCAUUCCAUGUCUUUUAGAGUUGCUUAUAUGCGUGUAAGUGUUUGCUAUCAUGUAAUAAAAAUCUUUAUGGAUUUUGAUGCUUAUUUCAGUGUCUCAAAUGUGUUUUCCCUUGGGAUUCCACUUUGUGACUGCUCUGGACACUUUAAAAUGUUCUCACUCAGAAAGUAAAGCUUGUUAUCCUUUAGAUAAAUAUAGUUUAUGAUUCUGUCCUUGGUAUGAUAGGAGCCAGUGUGGAUCCUGGACAGACUUAGGCUUCAAUUUUCAUGCUCUUGCAAUUCUUCACGAUCCAGCUGAAGAGUUUCCCAAAAUGUAAUAUGUAAGCCUCUAUGGAAAAAAGCUGACAUUCAUCAGACAGCGUCUUUUAUAUAGGUUCUGAAUUGUAAAAGUGUUAGCACAUUGUCACACAAGGAUUUAAGAUACAUAUUGGUCUUUGAAAAAAUGAAAAAUUUCUUUUCAUUUUGUACGAAGAUAGUGAGUGAUGUUUGAAAAUGAAUAAAAAGGCUGGUCAGAUGCCCAAUUCACAUAUAACAUAUGUCUGUACUUGCAGAAGUACAUAUUUUCUCUGGCUGAUGUUUUUCUUUCUCUCUGUCUUCGCAGGUGUAGCAGAACCCAGCCAUGCUGAUAACAAGUAUAGGGUCAAGGCGGAGGGCGUGGGUCAGCGGGCCGUGCGUGUGUUCAAGUGUCUGGCGAAGGAGGCCACUCUAUUAUUUUUGCAUCGUCCUCGCCCUUCUUCAAUCUAAAACUGUCCUUGGAGCACUUGAACUCCAGCUCGAUGAGGAGCAACCAGCAGAUACUAUCGUUGGGGACAUCAGUGCCGGGUUACCGCCAGGUGAAAGUGCAAGUCUUUACUUUAUCUCGGACCAUGAAGGCACGGGCGUUGGCAACGAUCUCAACAUUGAUGAAACCACUGGAAUCAUAACCACUGCGCGCCGUCUGGACCGUGAGCAGAGGGACCACUAUAGCUUUAUUGCAGUAACCAUGACAGGAACCACGAUUGAGGUGUCAAUCACCGUAAACGACAUCAACGACCAUGCACCUGUGUUCCCCAAAAAGAAAGCUGUUCUCAAGAUCCCAGAGCACACAGCAGUCGGGACAAGGUUUUCGCUUGAGCCUGCUACAGAUGCAGACAAAGACCAGCUGACCACCCAGGGCUACGCUAUUCGAGAGGGAAAUGUAGGCCAGGCAUUCAAACUGGAGACUAAGAGAGCCGCCAACAAGGUGCUGUACCUAGACCUUGUUGUCAGUGGGCUGCUGGACAGGGAAAAACGUUCAUCUUACACCCUAGUCCUGGAGGCCUUUGAUGGAGGCUCACCUAGAAGGAUGGGAUCCAUGACCCUGGAGGUGACUGUGACCGACAUCAAUGAUCACGCACCGGUCUUCAAUCAGAGCAGAUACCAUGCUAUCAUCUCUGAAAGUCUCCCCCAAGGAAGUAGCAUCCUUCAGGUCAGCUUGAGUCCUGUCUAUAACCAGAAAGGGACUCUUAAUAAAACAAAAAAAUCUAGAUUUUGUAAAUCAGGAUUCUUGAGUUGAUGUUAACUUCAGUGUUUGACCCUCUGAUCUUUGCAGGUGUUUGCAGCAGAUGAAGAUGAAGGUGAUAACGGUCUUGUCCUCUAUGAGAUCAACCGGCGCCAGAGUGACCCUGACCGCUACUUUGUCAUGGAUGUCAAGUCUGGGAUCAUCACUCUGAACAGGCCCCUGGAUUAUGAACUGAAGAGAGUUCAUGAACUGGUGGUCCAAGCCAGAGAUAAUGCCAGCCACCCUGAGGUACGACCAUCAUUACAUAAGACAAUGUAUGCUUUUGCUGUGUGCCUAAAAUUACAAGUAACACUGUUUACUGAUCAUUUUCACAGGUGACCAAUGCAUUUGUGACCAUUCAUGUCCGAGACUACAAUGACAACCAGCCCACCAUGACCAUCAUUUUCCUCAGUGAAGACGGCUCACCAAGGAUCUCUGAAGGGGCCCAACCAGGUCAGUACGUAGCUCGGAUAUCUGUCACAGACCCAGACUAUGGGGAGUAUGCCAAUGUGAAUGUGUCCCUCGAGGGAGGUGAUGGGAAGUUUGCGCUCAAGACCAAGGACAGCAUCAUCUACCUGAUAUAUGUGGACCAAGUCUUGGACAGAGAGGAGCGGGAUUCAUACGACCUCAGGGUGAUGGCUACAGACUCCGGCACACCUCCUCUCAGAGCAGAGUCAUCUUUCACCAUUCAGGUGACUGAUGUCAAUGACAACCCCCCUCUGUUCGACCAGCAGGCCUACAGACAGACCAUUCCCGAGGUUGUCUAUCCUGGCUCCUUUGUUCUACAGGUCACUGCCAGAGACAAGGACCAGGGCCCCAAUGGAGACGUCAUAUACAGCCUCCUCAAGGGCAAAAACUCACACUCUGAUUGGUUUUCCAUUGACCCAGUCACGGGAAUCAUUACCACGGCAAUGGCUCUGGAUUUCGAAUCAGAGCCGGCUCCAAGUGUGACUGUGGUUGCGACGGAUAGUGGCAGACCGCCGCUGUCUUCCACAGCAAAGGUGGACAUAGUCCUGCAGGAUGUUAAUGACAACACACCGGUGUUCUCCAGCAACUUCUACAACGCAUCCAUCAAGGAAAACACCCCAGCUGGGACCUGCUUCUUAGAGGUAAGAGAAACCCAAGCAAAGUUUUCUCGACAGGCUACUUUUCCUCUAAUAUCCUUUAUCUUGUAGUGAGCUGCUGUUUUUAAUACUCAUGGUGCUCACUCUUGCAGUGUGUUGGACACAACAAUGUUGUCCUACUUAUGCAGCCAAAACCUAGUAUUCACUGUCUCCCCAGUACUCCCACCCCUUUCUUCUUCACUCUCCUCUCUCUUACACUCUCACUGUAAGCCCUCCCUGAUUACUCCCCUGGCAAAAGCAUGAUAGAUGCAUUAACAGAGAGGAGUUGGGAAAUCAAAGUCAUGUCUAAAAUGAAAGGCCAAUUCAGAAUCCUUCUGCUUUUGGAAAAAAAAGGAUGGUGCACUUGGAAAAACUGAUGCAUUGUGAUAUGAUUAAUAAAAAAGUGUGCUUUGAGAGAAGCCAUUCAGUGUGUUCAUCUAGAAGGGGAUUUAUAAACAUAUGAGAAAAUGAAACGGGGGAGGGGGGGUUCACCUGCAUUCCUAAAGCUACUGUGAGGAGAUUUAUUCUUUGCUGCUAUGUCCUCUCUCUCACCUCGUAAUGGUCGUCAUGGUAACCAAGCCAUCAGCACUGGGUGAGGCCUUGGUAUCGCCGCACUAUCUCAUGGCAGCACAGCUGUCUCACUUUUAUCUGGAUCUGGACAGUAGAAGAAGGAAAGAGGCAAGAGUAAAUAUCCAAGUGGUAAAAAAUUAAAAUGUACAAGAAGAGAUUAGUCAAAGUUGCAGUGUGUGGUUGUUGGCAAUGUUUAACCAGUGAGAAAUAGAAAAUAACAAUUGUAAGUUUAAAUUAGUGUAUAAUUACCUGGAUAUGAAAAACUGUUUUGUUUUUCUCAACCAGAAAUGAACCCUUUAUAUCCACAUGGACGUCUGCUUUCUACAGAGACUCGUAUGUUUCUACUGCAGCUCUGAAUGGAUAAAUGAAUGACAUAUGUGCACUGGUUGUGUGCAAAACAAUUGUAUUGAUUGAUGUUUUUGAUAGUAAAAACUUGACAAAUGGAGGAUCACAUUUAUGCAUCUUUUCCUCAGAGGGAAUCAUUGCUUCACCAACUGGUGGUUGGAGAAAAGGCGUGUUUGAAUCUACAAUGUGACAUAGAUGUUUCUACUACUCUGUGUAUCUUUAAGUUGUGGAAAAACUUGGAAAAGGAAAGACAAGUUGUGGAUAAAUAUAGCCAUUCCUGGGCUGUCUUUACAAUCACAGAUACAGCCUGUCCAUUUGUGAAUUAUUGAACCCUGUAAUUUGCUCCUAAUUAAACUGCUCUGUCCAAUUAUUAUAAGCCUCAACCAACUCAAUCAACCCCCUGGACCUCCAUUCCAGUGGUUGCAACUGUUGUAAUCAACUGUUGUCGUCUUUCUAAUCCUAGCCGGCAGUUAUUCUGGCACUAGGUGCAAGCUAGUAAUCCCAUGCCAGACAUCACGGGUGGUUUUUCCAGUAUGCUAGAGUGAGUGAAUAAGGCCUGAUUUGCUCAUUCCGGCACGUUCCUCAAGGCUCGCUCGAAACGAGCCAAGAUUCUCAGAGCGAGAGUCUCCCCACAGGGACUGUGAUUUGCAGGAUAAUUGUAGUUGGAGUAAACUUUUUCUCUCUGGACUAUGGAAUAUGUGGCCACUCAGAUAGGACACACACACACACACACAGUAAUGAAGUUAGACCUGACAUCAUAGCCCAUUAAUGGGUGUCGUAGGAGAUUUUUCUCUGUUUUCUGCAUUUGCUUGCCAACCAACUGUCGAGAUUAUGGAGUAUUAGGUAUUUACUCUGUCAAGAUAGUGACAAAGUGAGAAGUAGGGUCAGCUGGUCCACUGGGCCCAUUGCACAUUUUUAUGUGAUGUUUUUUGGCAUGAAAUUCAAGUUCCAUGGUUUUGCCAUGUUCCCAACAGGGUUAGACGAAGGCAGAAUGUUCUCAGUAUUGUACCAAUAUUUACAGUAGAUAACAAUCACCACUUGGCUUAGGAAUUAUUACGCUGGCCUGACUGGCGCGGUUUGAAUUUUGGAUUCUUUGUGUAAAAAUAGGGCACAAUUUAAAAACAGCUAAUAUCUAAAUAAGGAAAUAAAAUACCAGAGGAAGUGUUUGAAGCAAGAUGACACGAGCACAGAAGGUAAGGAGUGUUGCCUCUCUUUGCUUCCAAAAUUGAUCUUUGUAGAAGUUCAGUUUUUCUGUUUUAAUAUUUUUGUUUUUUUUUAUCUCAUUCUUAUUUCAAUUUCCUUCUUUUCUGUCGUCUUUUGUCACUUUUUUUUUUGUAAUGUCUCCUUUGCACACACACGCACAUACGGCGACACUGUGUAGGAAGUUUCUUAUCAGCUUUGCUACUGUAGUAAUCUGUAAUGUACUGCACUGUUUAUGCAGCAGCAACACAAAGGAGUUAUUUAUUUCUUGGUUUUCCUGCUUUCCUCUACCUCCGCUUCCUUAAAGUGUUUCCCAGGCUGGAGAGGUUAUGGUGCAUUUUGAGUGCGUGUGUUGUGUGUGUUGUGUGUGUUGUGUGUUGUGUGUGUGUGUGUGUGUGUGUGUGUGUGUGUGUGUGUGUGUGUGUGUGUGUGUGUGUGUGUGCCUGUACAUCCAUUUGAUUCAGGUUCAUAUCCUGUGAAGGUGGGGAUCAUGAGAACUGUGUGAACUCUGACCUGUGACGAAGAGUGGAGAACAUAUUUAGACAUAUUUUACGGUUUAAAAACGUUUAUUUGUAUUUUAAAGUUGUUGAAAUCACUUGAUUCCAGGGAGCUUGUUGGAUUAAGUUGAUGCGCUUUCUUAAAUAUUAUUCUUGUUUUUUUAUUUGAGUGUCUAAGCAUAUUUUCCCUCCUGUGUGGGUCGUACCCAGAAGAGUAUCUUUCACAUCCAAUGACGUGCUCAACUCGGGCAUGACCUAGUCACAGGGAGGUCAUUUCAAAUCUCACAAGCUGUGAAGACUUAUACGCAGGACCACUUUACUGAUGAGUUACUGGAUAGAAAACUUUUGAUUCAAUUAACAACAAUUCAGAAUAAUGUGUAUGAAUAAUUUGAAUUAAAUGAAACAUUCUACCCAAAAAGAUGGGAAAUUAGAUGUUUAAGACAGCUGGGAAGAAGACAGUGAAACGCUUUUUUUUCAUGUGUGGGUAUGUGUGCGUGCCAGUGUCAUCCAUCUGUGUAUGUGUACUUGUGUACACGAUUGAAGCCAUGAAACUAGCUUUCAGCAGGUGAUGAAUCUCCCUUGUGAUGUUCAGCAUGUGGUUUCUUGGUCAAGCCUGUUAAACAACAGUCAAUCAUCUUGGCAGACACACAGAUGUGCUCACCUGGGAGUUGUACAGAGACACGGCGAACAGCUUGGCAUGGCAGCUCAACAGUACAAUGGUACUGCACUGCAUGUUAGUUUCAUAUCAUGCUUUAAAGAUGAAUAAUUUGAGGAAAAGAGGAAUAUCUUGAUGAUUCAGGAUCUAAACUUAGAUACUUUAUUGUUAAAAGAGUUGCCUUUCAAAAGGGUAGGCAUAGAGUAUAGAUGUGUAAGCCAAGAUAGUAUUUCAUAGUCAUUUAGGUCUUUUAACGCUUGUUUUAAUGAUAACUCCUGUAAAUACCAAUAAUCAUUAGGCUAAGGCGGAUUUAAAGUAAGGGAUUAAAUCAGUAUUGUACUUGGGGAUUUUUCUUUAUGUUAUUUUUAUUUUAUUUUGGAUUAAUAGACCAUUGCAGACUAGUUCAACUGAAAGUACAGUCAUCCAAUCACACCUACAAUUACCUUUUGCAGCUCUUAACAGCUCUGAAGUGGAGAACAACAAAGACUUAAACACUUCAUGUUGUCAAUAAUGUAAUUGGCAGUCUGUUUCUACAGUUUGUAAUGCGUUGGUUUAACAGCUUUUAAAUAUGUUACAUCCUCUGUCUGGUGAGGGUUACCAUAUUAGAACCUGACACCAGUCAAAAUCAGCAGAUAAAAUGUAAGGUUGAGGAAAUAGUUGCAUAGCUUUUCAUAGUUUUAUAGACGACUGACUAUUUUAAAAUUGAAAAUCAUUGAAAAACCGAAACAUUAUCUCAAGAGAGUGUGAGAGAACUAGUGUUGCUGAUAUUCUUACAUGACUCAGAAAUAAAGCUGACCAGGGCACCAGUGCAGUUAAUUUGAUGAAGUGGGUGCUCCAUGUGCAAAGUUUAAUAGUUUUCAGUUUACCAUUUGCGACAGCCUUACGAAUUAUGUUUACGACUGCUGCGCUUCAAUGGCAUUUGCACAAUUUUCUUUUAUGUUGUUUGACAGGACUGACACAUUAUGUGUUUGUAAUGUGGAUGGGUCUAUUUGGAUAUAAGGAGGAAAACCUCCUUUUUUAAAAGUACCUCCCUGUUUGUGGACUUGGCCGAACAAGCCAGAUGAGACUUCCCUUGCACUAAUGCUUAUUGUUUGAUAGACAGAUGGACUGUGCUGCUCACUGAGAGGCUUUUUGGUAUUCAGGUUGAGAAAAAAAAAAUGGAGGAAAGACUCCCAAAAAAAACAUAUGAGGGUGGUGUGAAGGUGACUGAAAUAGAGCAAAAACAUGCGGGAGACAGGUUUCUUUUGACAGGUGGAGUUAGUCCUCCUGAACUUCCCACAAAACCGCUUGAAUAAACACAGCCCCUCUGCCUGUCAGAGCAAUCAGCUCUUUUUGGUUUGAAGUCCUAAGUCUGGGCCACAGUGGGUAAACUAUAUGAGGCUCCAUAAGGAAAGAGACUGAUCAUAUUUAAAAACAAACACACACACACAAAGGCACACUGAGACUAAUCGAAUUCGAUAAACCAAUAGAAAGAGAGACAUAAGGUGACUCAAUGAAAACAGGAAGGUGUUCCGCUUAAGCUUUCAGUAAUACCUGACCUGAGCCUCAGCUGGUGUCGCUGUGAAUUUUGCAGCCUUCGAAACCGGAGCUUCAUCCAGCCAUAGCCUUCUUUCUGAGGUUGCAUGCUCUCCCUCAACCCAGACACACAACACAGACACACUGUUGUUUUAUUAAGCUUGAAAUUGUGUGGGGGGGAAUUAAAUUUACUGUCUGCUUGAUGUCUUUCCCCCUGCUUAUUCUCUUACAGUGGCAGCUGGGCUUUGAUACGGCCCUGCUCUGUUGAAACUUAAUCUUGUGUGUUUUAAUUAGUCUGUCAGUGUGUUUAAUUUGCUACAAUCAAUAAAAGAGAAGAGAAAGGCUGCAAAUUGGAACGGUCACCGUCACCGCUUGAGCCUCGGGAGCGCCAAACAGGUGAUCGUCAACGACAAAUGGUUGGGUUCACACACAAACAGUCACCAGAGAGAUUGAAAAUUCGGUGAGUCGUUUCAUGCUGUUAACAGCUGGACUCUGUUCUGACACGCUCACUCUCUCUCAGGUUCUGUAUUUCGCUUUCUUGCUCGCUCCCUGGCCCUCUUGUUGAAUCACACACGUCUCAGCUGCCAGGGAUGUUGACAGGACGAGCGUGAAGAGGGAUCAGGAUGGUGUGUCUGCUAUGCAAGCUAUUCUCAUAACAUCCAUCAACACUCACUUCGAAUUCAUCACCUGUUUGCCACUGGGGGCUCAGAUACCAUGAAUGAAAAAUUCAUCUUGGUCUUAUGAUCACGCUCUGAAGCUUUUUUCAUAAUGAGGUGAAGUCUGGUUGUUAGCUUCUAAUUUUGUUUCUUUCUUUUAGUGUCUUUCUUGAGGUGGUUAUCAAUAUUUUUAACAUGUGCUCCUGCUUUGUUAGCGUCAUGUAGUGACCAGUUCAGUUCGGGUGACCAUACGUCCUCUUUUACCCAGACAUGUCCUCUUUUUAGGGGGCUGUCCAGCCUUGUCAGGCUUUGUCCAGGAAAGUUUAUAAAAUCCUUCAAAUGUCCGGGGUUUUGUAUAGAAGUUUUGAGUUUGUGUCACAUGGACUUAGAAGCGCACAAAAGCAACAACAGCAACGCGAUUGAGUUUGAGACAGUGAAAAUACAUAUGUUGUAUCUUAGUAGGUUAGCUUAUGAGCUAAAGUUACGUAGCACAGAUGAAAGUUAAAACAAAGACGUUUAGCAAACUGUUAAAGCACACAAACCAUCAUCAUAUGAGAGAUCUGACACUAUGACUCUCCACAAGUUGUCCUUUAGGUCGUUAUCUUUGUAAUAUUUGUGUUUUUUAUCAAAAAGCACUCUGUUCUCCGACACGUAAACAAUCAGUUGGUCAGCCAUGUUGGAUAUACCGGUGAAUCGCAACAACAUGAAAUCUCAUUGGUCAGAAGUGGACACACAGUAUGCAAAACUUAAGAAAAUUCAACCGUGAUACGAAAAAAUACUAUAUACUUUACUAUACUAUACUAAUGCUGAUUAAAUUGGAGCUUUUGGUUCUGAAUAGGUUUAGAAAACUAGCAGUUUCCUCCACAACCAAGUGUCUCAAUCUCUGGCAAGGUUGAAACUAUGUAGUCUGUCUAUCAGAUUAGUAGAAACCCUCUGAGUUUUCAGUCCAGAUUCUCCACAAUCUUUUUUCUGUCUGAGUAUUUUUUCGGUUGAAAUCAGCGUCUAAAGGCUAAUCAGGCAGACUUCUUUUUUCCUAAGCAUUUUUCUGCUCUUUGGUAGGUGUUGGGUCCUGGCCCAGGUUAGGUAAAUUAUUCCUAUUCCUUUCGUCUCUCCCUAAGAAGCAGUAGUUUGGUUCCAUAUCACUAGAUACUGGCAUAUGCUGUGUUUGAAACCUAUCACAGUGUUCAUUCAUGUGUGAUCUGACUGGGCAAUGCCUCUGUGGAGAGGAUGGCCUUACGCCUCAUUAAGCCCAAUACUCUGUACCAUAUGGCAGUGAAGGGUUUUCUUCUCUCACUCUCUUCUAAAGGGUUUUCUAUUCCAUUUCUUCACCUCAUCUGUUAGUCAGUAUCAUGCUUUCCAUUGUUUUUUUUUUCGGGGUUGAACGUCUCGCCUCAUGGGCUUAACAUUUAAGGCUCCUUACUGACCUCAACUUAGAGUUUUUUCCUUCUUUAUUUUUAAGGAAUCGACCUCCAAUCAGAUUUUAGGACCAGUAUGGAAAGUAUUUCUCUAUUUUCUCAGUUUUGGUUACUCAUAAGUAUGAAGAUGAGAGCCAUCAUGGUGCAAUGAUGUGUUCACAGUCCCAAAAAUCAAUUUUUUUAAACAGCUAAUUUUGUCCUACCUUUUAUAGGACCUCAUCCUGUCACAGUCUCACAAAAGCCAAGUUAUCAAAAAUUUUUAGUGCACAAAUAAAUAAAAAAAAGACAAAUUUUUUUAUUUUAUUCAAGUCUUACAAAACAGCACACUGGAGCCAUUUUUGGUCAACGAAUGUUUAUACAACUAAUUAUCAAAAUUGUUGCAGAUUAGUCCUUAACAAGUCAAUUAAUCAUCAUAUUGUUACAGCAUUUUCCAAAUAAACCCAACCGUGCAACACCACUGGCUGAGCUCGAACCAAUUCCUGGAUUUCAGGAUAUUAAACUAAACAAGAACAGAUUUGAGUGUUUUGUAAAGUGGUUUGUGAUUUGCAAAUACUUGUUCCUUGCAAAGUGGACCCAUUCACCUCGAGCACGGCCAGAGCUGAGAUACGGCUUCGCUCUGCUGUCCAACACAGAUAUCAAACAUCUGCAGGCACAGGAUCUUUCAUACACAACACAGACUGAGUUUAAGCACACAAACAUGCACAGGUUUUCUGUCUCUGUCCCUGUCCUAUCUCACUAUCCCAGCUCUUCUGUUCAGCUUCUGCAUUGUGUUUCUUUUCAAACUUAUCUGCCGCCCAGACGCCCUCUCUUUCUCCGUCUGGGGCCUCCAUUUUGUCACAGUUUCAUCCCCUGUUGCUUGACUCGUCCCCCUUCUUUUCACAGCGGAGUUUGAGGUGAGAAACCCACAUGCAUGCACACAUACACACUGCCAUGCGUUGAAAAUGAAUGUGCCGGAAGAGUUGCACACACCCGACACAUGCGAGCGGCAGGUGAUCCCGGGGCUCUCUGCAGUUCAUUUGGUCACACUAAUCCAAUUUAGUGACACACCGAGUUAAGUUGGUGUAAAUUAGUAUGCUUCCUGUGUUUCUCUAGAUUGUAUUUGCUUUGGGAGGGGUGCUGCAGUUUGGGACAGCAGGUGGUCAAUAAGUUAGGGGUGAAGGGCAGUGAAAGCGCUGGUUUCCCAGUGUAUCAGAUUCUGUCAUUACUGCUUUACAGAACGAUAGAUGUUAGAUUUGAAGUCACUGCUGAGUGUGACCAGACAUUUCUCUUGAAUAGCUGAGUGAAAUUGAUCUGAAAUAUGUGCGUAAUUCAUGCAGUUGCAGUCAUUGCCCUUUGUUGUGUUCUUGCACCACUCUGAGGCAUGUUUCAGAUGUCGUUUGUGUAUUUGUGUGAUUAACGGUUGCAGCAGCAGCGGCAGCCUUGGAGCUGUUAUCAGGCUGACUCUACACCUCCGGUGUUGUGCCUGUCCCAGCUCUCUCCACACCAUUUAUUUUUCCUCUUAAGGGUCAAAGACUGAGCGGACCCAACUGAUAUUUGUUUUCUCAAACGAGUCAACCAUUUAAUCAUCUCACUUGUCCUUGUCCUCUUCCUUCUCAUCUUAGGAAGUCAAACCUGGAGCUUAACAGGGAAAGCGUGGUGGGAAACAUUGGUAUUCCAGACCAAGUGUUGCAUUUAUGGUGCCAAAAGACACAUUAUUAAACAAUACGGCUGAUCUUGCCUGGUCUAUAUGAGAUCACAGUAGAGGCACCGACUUACAAAGAGGAUUUUAUAUUUAAUAUGGUCCACAUCACGUCUCUCACUCUCUUUACAUCUCCCAGAUGCAUUUCUGUCAUGCGUGCACCUCAUAUUGUCUUUUCUUUAGACUUGAGCUUUUAUAAGGAUAGUUCUCACCAUGAGAUGUCUUUUAAAGGUUAGAGCAACACCAGAGAGAGGGGGAAAGAGUUUCCACUCUCCCACAAUGGAAUAUUUUAAGAGAAUUUCUUACUACUUCCCACCUGCUGAAUAAAACCCUUGGUAUUCCCCCUUUUGCCCUCUCUUUUGCUUUGCUCUCUACUGGUUAAGAUGAGAUUAAACAUUAGGGUCAUAGUAUUCUAGACUGGUCCUGGUGCUGAGACAGGUUUCUGAAGGCAUUGGUCUCACAUUGAACCAGAAAAAGUUAUCUACGAAGAUAUCUGACGAAAAGUAGUCAAGACCUCAUUUCUGAGGAUAUCACUUUAUGUGCGCUGCAUUUUUUUCAUUUCCAUAAUUUCUUGACAGUUGCUUCAAAAUCAGCCUCAUACUUUGUCUAUUUAUCUAUUUGUGAUUAAAUUUAUUGUUAUGUUGCAGUAGGUUUAUUAAGCAUUUCUGAUUAGUUCAAGAAGAGACAACAUUUUUUCAAUCCUGAGCUUGUUAUUUGACUGCUACUGGCCUUGUCUUUGGAAGGACUCAGUCUUUCCCUGCUUUGGUCUUGAUCCUGACUUAGUCUCAGUUCCUCAGUUCCCCGUUUGAAUUAGCACAAAGAAUCACAGGAUAUGUUGGAUAUUCAGAGUAGCCCUGUAAAAGUAACCUGCAUUUGAAGGACACUUUAAAGUGGAAUUACCUUCAACACACCACUGAGAUACAAUCAAUCUUGGAUUGGGUCACGGCUUUGGUCUUGGUCAGGUGACGAUUUUCCCCAUGUUCGAUUGUGUACCUCAUAUACAGAGACUAUAGUCCUUGUUUGGCUGUAAUUUUGGCUCUUUUUUGUAUGUCAUCUCCCACUUUCUUCCCUGAACAUUUUAGCGUUAGUCUUAAAUGGGGGACAUAAUGGCCCAAUGACUUGGUCUUGGUUUAUCUGGUCUUGAUAAUAGUUUAAGUGAACAGCAUUAAAAGGUAAAACAACAUCAAAACAGCUCUACGUGUAGAUGUGUAGAUUAAAUUAAAUAGGUAUAAAAGAGACAAACUGAGAGGUACAAUACUGUUGCACUGACUUUUAGGAUAAGAAAGAACCACAGAGAAGUUAGACUUAUUUCCACUGUGGGUCUCUGUGCAUGUGAGUGUACAUGAGUGUUUGUGGUUGCUGGCUGUGGUCUGUCAGACGGCGCUGGAAGGACUACAGGAGUGGAAAUAACUUCACUAUUUGCCUGGGCGACUGCUGUGAUUUAUUUCGAUGAGCUGGACAAAUCUCGGGCUGCUGUGGGACAAGGAUGAAGAAAAGAGUGAUGACAACAAUAGGAGGGGCGAUCAGAAAGGAGAUGAAAAUACUGGAACGGCAAAAUUAAUUGACCAAAGAAAAACGAUUAUCAACUUAUUCUUCAUCACAAGCCUCUGUCAUUUCCUGUCAGCAAAGUCAAUCAUAUCUUCGAACAUGCUCUUUGGAUUCUCUGCGCCGUGGUGCUCUGGACUCAGUGAACCUAUCCAUGCAGAGCAAACAGGAUAUUAAUUUAAUAAACAGCUGUAAACCUCAGCGUCUAUUUCUUGUCAAACUGACAACCACGUCAGUGGGUUGGAUGAUUUUGGAGUGACCACCGUGCAUAUUGCUGUCUUGUCUAGCCUUUUAUUGGGCCAAGGUCUAAGAAAUCAAUCAUUUUAGCGCAAAUGACCAAUAAUAUUCUCUUGAAUUAAGGUCCACUAACAUUAAGACUAAUAGAAACCUAUAAAUACAUGUGCCCAAGCUUUCCAUUCAUCAAUAACGGUUUGAUUAUUUCUCUAAGCUCAUGGGUUUAAACAUCCUUGACAGCUUUGGUCAAUCAAAAUUGUGCUCCGAGCUACUUUCCGCCGCUUCAGGGUGGUCUGACUUUUUCUGACCAGUCUCCCUGUAACUCAUUAUUAGGGAAAAGGGAUUCUUCAUCCUGCCUGUCACUCUUUCUUUCAUUAUUCCCAGUCUGGGAUUGGUGAAAACACUUUUAAGGACUACUGCACAACUGAGAUUUCUGUUAUGAGAGAAUGUCUUGCAGUAAGAUCAUUCAUAACCUGUUUGUGUUGGAGAUGUGAAAGGAAUCCUGGAUGAAUCCUUCUGACAUGAAACAGUAGUAGCUUUGUUGUUUUUUUAACCUCACACUGAGUACAUUUACAGGCAUUUGGCCCAGGCAAUAGGUGUUGGCCGAGGUUAGGUAAAUCAUAUGUUUUGGCCUGUCUUCUAUCCCUCUGUUGUAAGUGAUUUAACUUUUAUGGUAAGGAUGUGUCAGAUUUAAUGUCAAUUUAGGAGAACCAACAUUUUCGGUGUAUGUGGGCCAUAUUCAGCUCUGUGGUUUUGGAUCAGUUUUACUGCAGCCUAACACACUCUGGUGCGAGGGCAGGGUUAAGGAAGUUCCUUAUACCACUUGGAAUAAAUCCCUUGGUUUGGAAAUAACAUCUUCAUCUUGCAACUUUAGCAGUCGAAGAUUGACUGGAUGACACUCCUAAGUCAAAGUACAUAUUACCAAGCAGCAGAAUGAAUGUAUUUAACUGUAUGCACAUGAAACCUAUUACUAUCACACGUCUAAGACCACUUAACACUUCGCCCUCUUUAAUUUGAUCAUGUCCAAUUUAUGGGAUCAAACAGCAGCCUUCUUUAAAUGUUGACAUCCAGUGUCCUAGAUGCUGUCACUCAUUGCAGCUUAAUGCUUUCAAAUCAUGAUUUCAACACUGCGUCACUUUUGGGCUAAGAGAUAGUUUUGAAAAGGAAAAGGAAAUCUUUUUUUAUUAGAUUUGAUGUCUCACUCAUGUUUUUCACUCAAAGAGGAAGGGGAAAUACUUGUGGUUCUUGAUUUCCAAGUAUGCUUUUUUUCUUGAUAUAUCUAGAGUUUUAUCAUUGUCAAUGUCACUAUGUCUUUUACAGGCGGUAAUUUGUCUCUUGGUCUUAGUACUUUUGUCUAAAUUAAAGCUGGAGCAUAUCUUGGAUGUUGACAAGAGGUCUUCCUGAAGCACUCUUAUUAUACACGUACAGAGCUGGACAUACAUUCCUGUCUAUGUAAACAUGCUUCCCCACAAAGAUUCUGACUCGUGCACUUUGGUAAACACCCACACCACAGGCAGACUGUUGGGAGUUAUUUGUACUUUGCUCCGGGGGACAAUUAUAGAGGAGCUGCUUGAUUGCAAGAAUCUUAGAGUGCCAGAUCUGCAGCUCCUAUACCGGAUACAAAAGCCUAAUGUAAAUCCAUGGAAGGAUACUUUCUCCGCUCGAGCCUUUGUUUCUUAUCUAAAGAACGGUUCUUUUAAGUCGGCCAGAUGGAGAAACUGAGAUCAGAGGAAGUGCAGAACAGAUGAUUCUGCUUACUUUGAGGAUAACAUGCAACACAAACUACACCACACACUGUGUGUUGUAAGAAAGCAUGCAGUGAAUUUUAUAAGUUAAUGUAGUCUGAUCUUGAAUGAUCAAAGUCAGGGUUUUAGAGUUGUAGCUUUGUAUUAACUGCAUGUAGAAUUAGCAAACAGAGGUUUUAUAACGGUGCAUGAACAUUUAAUAACUUCACAUUUACAAUAUUUUCAAGUAUGAGAAAAUGAUUUCAUGCAGUUUUUGAUUCAUGUUGAUCUAUUCCCUUUUAAUUUACUCACUCACCUACUUUCUCACUGGAGUGUUGCAUGCUGAAAACUAACAAGGAGCUUGUCUGAAAUCUGAAUAUUUCAACAUUGAGGUUGUAAGGAGCUGAAUACAUGGUUGAUUGAUAUUGAAGAGCUCUGGAGGGAGUGGCAGCAGGCACAUUUUGAAAAGUGAGCAGGGAUGUGAUGGGCAGAGAAGAGGGAGGGAUGGAAAGGAUGCAGCAGCAUGUGGUGUGAAAGCAUGAAUGCGGGAUGCAGCAGAGGUGCUGGUGGUUACCAUGACAAUGAAAGACGUAGAAGGAGGUCAGAGGAGGUGGGGCCAAGCUAAUUCAUCACAGCUUACUCGCGUGUGUGUGGAAGUAUGUGUGUGUUUGUGUGACUUCACCUCUAUAUUUCUAGGUAUGCCCUUGAAGCAGACAGUGUCUCUUCCAUGUACACCAUUUACACACAUAUUACUUGAAUGCUGUGCAGCGCAGGAGGGGAUUGGAUGUGGAGCAGACUGGUAGGCUGACCAGACAUGCAGGUCAUACAACAGGGUUUCCUGUUAAAGAGGGUGAGAGAGGACACAAAUACUUCUCCUUUUUUUUUUGCUCUUGUGUUGCCUGUCACACUCUCCAUUGUAACAUGGCUUUAUCUUCUACAACAUGCUGGCUGACAACUGUAUCGCAACAUGCCACAAUGCUGCAACAGAAAGGAAUGAAAAGGGCUGGAAGGACUGCAGACUUUUCUUUCUUCUCAAAUUAAAGCAACCAGAUGAGAAUGAGUGCAAUUUGAAAUGUGCAUGUACUUGUGUGUGUGUGUUCAUGCAUGUGUGUGCAGAGGUGGGAUCUUCCUUUCCUUUCAAAGGUAUUUUUCAUGGCUAUCAGGGGAGGCGUAGGGGUCAUGUUAUUGCAACUGGGCAAAGAGACGAGCUGGCAGACCCAUUGUGUGAACACUCACCAUGUGAAGGAUGAUCCCCAUUACUUCAUACCAUAGACUGUAGUAUAGCAUGCAUGUGCAUUUUUGUAUGGGUGUGUUUGUGUGUGCGUAUGUGUAUAAAGGGGGGUGGCAGGGUGGGUUUUCAAAGGGGUUGGAGCCAAUGUGCAGUGGUAACCAUGGUAACAGGACUCUCAGGACCACAGGGAAGGAGUACAACAGAGGAGGAGGCGGAGGAGGUGGAGGGGGGGACAUGGGGAGACAGAAGGAAUUAUUGGGGAGAGGGGUUGGCGUCUGUAUCUGAUGAUAAGCAAUGAGGUAAAAUGGAACACACUCUAUUUUUUGGGGUCCACUUUAGAAAUAUAACCAGCUGCAAAAUAUGGCAGGGCCACAUUAAUGACCAGUAAAAAUAAUGUCUUUCACUCUGGUAGGAUUAGUCUUUAUAUUUUUCUGCAUAAAAAAAUCUUAAACUGUGCCUUUACACAUGUGAUAACACCUUUUUCUCAGCUCCCAGAGUUGCCUAGUAAGACUUUAAAUUUCAGUAUUGGCGAGUAUUGGCCCAUCUGCAAAUAAUGUGCCACACUCUGCUGUUUGGCCAUAUCUAGUUCCUAUUAAUAUCUUCAUCUUAAUAAUUAAAUGGUGGCAACCUAAUACAACUAAAUGUGAAUUCAGAGAAGAGAGCUUUUAUUGUGCAGAGGAAAGUCACCACUUGGAUAAGCUUAGAUUUUCUUUUAUGGUUAAAUUUGACAGAAAAUGUUCACAGUGUGGGAGUAUAACACCAUCUCUGAGAUAUAUCAGCAGCAUGCGGUUUUUAAGAUGUGUACCAGUGACAGUUUAAGUGGAGGGAGAACUAAAAAAACAACACUGACUUACAUCAAAUUUCAUAGCUCAAUGAAAAACAGACAGAAAGGAGAAAAAGAACAUUAAAUAAAACAUCUUUUUCUGAAUUGGAUAGUAGCUUAUUUUUUCACAUUUAACUUUGGUUUCAGCUACAGUUUUGGCAUCAAUGUUAGUAUUUGCAAUCAGCAUUGGUAUUGGUCUUAAUAACAGUAUCGGUAUCAGUCUCGCUUGUCACAAUAGACCCAUUUGUGCAUUUGUAUGCGCUCAGCUUGGUUUCCCAUCAUCUAAAGUCAAGCUUAAUGUGAGGUUAACCAUGUUCUUCCAUCUGCAAAGAAACAACAUGUGCGGGAUUUUAUUGGCAUCACCUUUAAACCCCAUGUGGUCUGCGGCUGCUUUGAGGUAAACUGAGGUAAUGUUGCUUUCCAAAACUGUAAAUACUCCGAGCAUGAGCCAGAUCGACUGGCACAGCAGUAGGUUCGACCUGGUGGUUUGAAUUAGCAGAAAGGUAAAUUCACAUUCAUUAUAUUCCUGUCUGUUUUUACUCACUGCGUCAUUUAUUUUCUUGCUUAUCAGAACUGAAGGUUGGUGUUUUUCUUCUGCUUUACUUCCUCUCAUGUCUCUUUGAGUUUCAGUACCAAACCCUGACAAGCGCCACAUAGACACACACCAUUUACACAGCCUCCAACUGUGGCUCUAAAAGGAGUCCUUUGUUUUCUUAAUUGUUAAUGAAACAUGUCACUCUCUUUGAAUGGGACACUCAUGUGCCAGCUGCCGGCUAUCCCAACUGAGAAAUGGAGUCCUUAUUCAUUUAAUUUAAGGCACGAGCCCCUUCCCCCCAUUUGAAAGACCGAUUUAAACAUGCUUGAAAGAUCCCCCUCUCGCACACACAUAUGUGCAUGCACAGACACACAAUGAGAAGAGGAUGAGGAAAAGUGGGUUCAAUCUUUUGUCUGUCACAGAGUGAGGCUGGAUGGAUGACCCCCCCUCUUCUUCUUCAUCUGGUAACAAUCACCUCACAGGCUGCCUUAGCCUCUCUGCUUGUGUGUGUGUGUUUAAGCACGUGUGACGCUCACAAGCAUGUAGACAUUAGGACAAGCAUGUGUGUGUGCGUUCAUGUGUGUGUUUCUAAUCCCAGAGUGCCACUAGGAAGCCCCAUCCAUCCCAGUGCUGUCCGUAAAAUAUGAAGAAGGAGGAGAAAGAGGAGGAGGAGGAGAGGGAGGGAAAAUGGAAAACUACAACAUGGAAUGGAUCGGGCGCUUUCAUUCUUUCCUUUUUUUCUUGUGGGUGAUUAUUCUUUUAUAUUUAUUUGCCCAGCAGACGUCCAAUAACACAUCCUCCAUUUUGCACAUUAGUCUGGCCUCUCUUCCAGCUGCCUUUCCCUCUCAGUGUGGAGUGGAUGUGAACCCCAGUGCGUGGUCCAGGCUGCCCACAGCUCCACACAAUGCCCACCUUUAUUUCACACCCCAGGGGCAAAUUCUACCGCUUGUUCCUUGAUUAAUGCAGCAAGAUGUUUUGUUGAGGAGGGUUCAUUUAGCUUCAUUAAUGUCCUCCCGCUGCACAGCCUUGAAGACACAUAAUUAAGUCUCCAAAUUCAGAGCUGUUUUUAUUAAGUUAGGACUGUAGAGAGCGAGGGUUUGAACCCUGACUCAAAGUCCAAUCACUGGUUUGUUUGGCAUUUCUGUAGCAGGUGUUAGAUCUCAUUGAUAGAGAUUAGAUCUCUUUGCAGGGUGUUACAAAAAUCUUUACUUAAAAUGAAACAAAUAGGGGACAAAAUCUGGGCAGGGUCACUUUUCAAAAUGACUGAUUUCAAAGAGGUGUUUUUUUGAGGUGAUUCAUACAAGACCUUCACCAAAUACUCUAACCUCACUCUUUCUAAAGAUCACUAUCAAACCCAACGGCCAGGAAAGUUAAAAAAAUUACAGAACAAACACAAAUGCACUUCCUUUUAUGAAAAUUUUCAUCUUAUAUUUGUCAACUCACACAGCUGAUCUGACACGUUGGACUGUGCAUAAAAACAUAUUACUAGAAAGGGCUGUUUAUAUCAAAAUGAAGUGGUGAAAAUAUCCCAUAAUAUAUUAUAUCAAUUUAUUUAGGACUCUUUAGUAGCUGAACUAUUUGUUUUGGUUGACCUUAUCUUUGGCAUUUUCCAACUUGUAUGUUGGAGCCAAGUGACAACAACUAAGUGUUCAAAAACUAAGCCAGUGUGUAAAUAUGAAAAACUGCAAUUCUUUGAGUGUCCACUAGAGGCUGGUCCCAAAAGCUCAGGAAUACCCAUUGACACCCACAUUGAAGUGUCUAUUUUAAAGCAGAAAUAAACAUGGUACAAAACAAGUGUUAAUCUGAGUAGCCACUUUUUUUUACAUACCGUAUAAGGGGGGGAUUAGUUUUUAGCAUAUUAAAGAUAAUUAGUUUUUGUAGCACGGCUAAACUAGUUGACAGGUGGUCUCAUUGUAGCUAUUAGCCAAGAGGUUGAAGGUCUGCUUGUAGACUCUAUAAAACAUGGUAGUCUCAGUGAAAUACUGUGUUUUUCCAUGGAAAGACACAAAAUUGGAAAUGUAGACUCAAGACUGCUGUUGGUCAAGCUAGUGAGAGGCAGAGACGUGGAGUUAGGCAAGCCCUUGGACUCCUGGCUAUCAGAUAUUACGCCUGCCUCCUAACUCCUAAUUACACAAAACUCUUCACCUUAAUGACCACCAUUGUUCUGCUUCAAAACACAGCUUCACAAACCAGCAUGUUGCAUGUUUUGUACAGUAUCUGGCGGUAAACUACUGCUGGCUUCUCUCAACAGGAAUUUAAGCGACUGUUAUCACCUCUUCAUAGUUCAUUUACUUGUGAUAUGCACCCCAUUCGACCCCACUUUAGAAACCAGAACUUUCCCUAUAAACCGCAUCCCUCCGUAAGAUUUACAUUUACACUGAAGACAAAACAGGUUGCCCUAUAUUUAGAAGAAACUUGUCUAUUUCCAAACCACCCAUCUUCACAUCAUCUCAUUUUGGUUUCAGUCAUGGCUCCAGCUCUGUGCACCGUGUAAUAAAGUAAUCUAACUUCUUCUUCCUCCAGCCAGCUCAUCCCAGUGAUUUAGAGGACUCUAGUCAGGUCCACAUUUUCACAAGGUUAGGUUUGAUGAAUAAGACCUCUUCUGGCACGGCUCUCUAGGCGUCCCGGAGUAUAAGUGUGUCUCUCUCCUUUUUCGCCUUACAUCAGUGAGUCAUGAUAUACACCAGAGAGCAUUUGGCUGGAAUCCUAAAUGAGAUACACUGGGUCGCUAGGGUGACAGAUGAAAUUAUGCACUCGUUUCUUCAGGAUGAGUGCAAAGAGAAAAAAAAAAGAUGGAUCAAAGCUGAAGUCCUGGUUUGCUCCGAGAAGAAAAUUGAACUUUGAGGAUUUAAAAUAUUCAACUAAAAUAGAAAGAGUUCAACUGCGCACACACAAAGAAAUAGAAGAGGAGAGCGGAGAGAUGAAAAUUAGAUGGACAGGCGUGCAGGUGAACUGGCAAACAGGCUACACACUCGAUUUCAUGCUUUUUCUGUCUCAAUAUCUUGGUAUAGGAGGUUAAGGCGUUGCUGGUGGUCUGUGCGGAGUUGGCGUGCUGAGUGUUCCAUUAAUCCCACUAUGUUGCACAAUGCCCACACACACACACUAAUGAACACAACCAUGCAUACAUGCACAUACACACACGAACACACUAACUGAACAUCAAGCGGAGAUCGACAGCCAAGAUAGAGGGGAGCUGUGGCAAUUAUACACCUAAUAAAUCAGUCAUUCACUCAUUUUUGUAUGUAUGCACUCACUGUGUUCCCUCGCCCCUCCCCUGACGCUGAUGACCUCUACACCCACAUUCAUACGCUAUAUAGACACACAUAUUCAUGCAAGAGCACCAAUAAUAAGGCUUGUAUAAUCACGUUCAUUGAGGGGUCACCUUUGCUGGUACAUAUUAAAGCACACGCACUUAUUUCAUUGCUGACAGCUGGUUUAUGGAUUGACCUCAGCUCGGUUCCAUGAAAAACAACAUAUUUUAGAUCUAAAGACAGCCUUCUGUAGAUUCUUCACUUGGGUGGAGUGAUAGAGGAGUGGGUAUCUAAGAUCUGGAUUAAGGGCGUAAACAUGCUGGCCUGGUUAAGCCAUCGGUCUCCCAAUUUUUUUUUUAACGUACCAUAGAAGAAAGACGGGUGGGGUUCUCCCUGUCCUACACUAAGCCAGAGGCUGGGCUCAGCUUGGCAAAAACAGGAUGACUGUGUCAGAUGUCCCGAGUUCCUCAGGUGUGAAAGACAAAGGGACAUUUACGUCCUGACACGUGUGGCAGAAUUAUAGCUGACAGCUUCAUCCUUUAGGCUUUGCCGCAACUUCCACUGAAAUUCAAAUUCAUGCGAGACGGAAAUAGAAAUCUGUGAAAGAAUAUAAAGUCUCAGCUGACAUGCAGGAGCAGCUCAGCGUAGUGUCAACCCAAGUCAGUACAGAACCAAACCUUUGACUUACAUUUAACAAAAGUAAAUCCAUCUAUGUCAUUGUCAGAUAAACAGCAAAAUGUGAGCAGCAGCUGAGGUAAACAUUGUAAAAAGACAAAGAUGAGAUGAUAUAAUACAUGAUAUGAUAGAACUAUCAUCUGAUAAGUAUAAGAAAAGGACAGAAGGAUUCACUCAUGUAACUACUCGUACAUGAUUUUAAUGUAAAUCAGACCAGACGGUUUGAUUUUUGAUGCCAUGAUUAUUUCUUAAUCUGCCGGGGUUGUUUCAAAGUGAUUUUGGCCCCACAUAGAAGAAGAACCCCUCAGAGACUUCUCAAGUGGCCUUUCUAGAUGUCUAGACCCUAGUUUGGGAACCCCUGCUGUAGCCUUAACACCACCUUGGAGAGACAAAGGAGCUGGAAGUCAGGUUUGGUUAGCCGACAGACCACAGAGCCACGACAGGGGUAAUGUGAGACACAGGCUGUAGCAGACCUAUGGAAACGGAGAGACGUUCGUUUAUAGUCCAGCUAUAGAGAUUUAAUCUGUGCUAUUAAGCUGGCCGGCGGCGUCCCUCUGCUGGUCCUCUCUUAUGGGAAUUUUCAAAGGGAACUAUUACUCUGAUUUACUACGGACAGGUUUCGAAUAGUCUGUGCUCUCUCUUCUGGUUUCUGAGUCUUCCUUUUACUCUUAUCUGUUUUAUCAUGGACUUGUUUGCCAAACCAGACAUGUACAUGCAUGAACCCACCCUAUACGGUACAGUUUGGGUUGUGUUUAUACAUGCAGUAAACCUCAGGGGGCUCCAUGUACACACAUGGGUCUGGGUAACAUUUCCCAGCAGGGUCCCUGAGGUUAAGGUCAGAAUCUCAUGUAACCCACUCCUCCCUGUUUUUUUGACUCCAGUGCCGCCCUCAAACGCUAGUCCAACGUCUUGAUCAAUUACAGCCAAUAUAAUCACAUGAGACCCCACCCUUCCUUCUCCUGCCCCCUAUGCCUUCUCCUUUGAGCAUGUUGGUCGUGGUAAAGUUGGCAUCGCUGCACAGCUGCUUGUCCAAUUUCACUAUGAUGACUAUUUCCAUUCACAAAAUCAACUUUUCCUCUUGUUACAAUCUCAAUAACUCAUUUUCUUCAUCUGCAUAAUUGGUUUAUUUUUUUAAAGAAGGAAAUUACCUUUUAAGUAAAAAUUAAUCUGUGAUAAGUAGCUGAAUAUUUCUCCCAUCUUUGCCCGAUUUUCUCUUUCAUUUGAAACACUUGGAAGUAAUCACACACAGCCAUCUGAACACUCCCACAUGUUCCAUCACUCAGUGUUACUGUUCGAGUAUUGAAUGGUGGGAAAAAGUGAAUUAUCAACAAUGAUCUCAGCACCGUAGCGCUGUAUUCUCCAUCUGGCAUAGAGUUUAGCACUGACCACCUCUAGGGUGAGUCAGUUGUGAGGAAAUUAGUUUAAUUACUGGUCAAUCUACAGUGAGGAGAGGGGACCGAGAGAGGAGACAUGAGGACUUUUAUCUGAUUUGGGGAUCGUAUAAAACUUGAUUGUGUUCGUGCCUUCCAAUGAAUAUUUUCCUGGUUUCUUUUGGUCUUGGUUUGUUCCGCCAGUCAUGUCAAUCUAUUUUUCUGUCCGUCUCAUCCUCUUGAUCCUUUUUCCCCUUAGGAAUAGCUUUAGCAGAUGUAUGUAAAUACACACAUGUGUGUGUCUGGUUUAUCCAUCCCUCUGAUUGGGUUAAGGCCUGGAGCCUAGGGUAGAGACAAGGGUGAGAGCUGGGUCUGAGGCCCACUACUCACGCAAGGUGGUGAGUUUGGACCCCAAGCCAUCUGUCAGCCCCCAGUCUUACUCACAUAAUGUACGGACUCAGAGGGAAAGUGAGGGCGACUCAACACUUUGGACAAAAAAAACAGUCUUGUUACAUAACGCUGCAGUUUACUGGAAUAAAGUCUGAAGUUCCAGGUCACUCUUUUUCUUGGAUUGAAACUUCACACAGUAAUUUAUGUGCUGUUUAAGUUUCAUGGCCAUAACGCUAGUACAAACUUUGCUGGUUUAGGGUGAAGUGCAGAGGCAUCGAUGAAGUUUUACUGUCACAUGCCCAAAUACUGACCUUUAUUUGACUCUGUAUUGACUUCAUAUUGAAAAUUGGUAGCAAGCUGGGAUGAACAGCAUGUGUCACGAUGAUGAUUCUUGUGCCUCACUUCCUUUUCCAUUUAUUAAAACUUAUUAAUCAUUCCUGCAGUCAUAUUUCAUUUGGAUAAUAAAUCUGGCCGAUCUAUCCUCUCUGAUGGCUUCCUUUUCCUACCAUGGCAGACUUUCUGGAAGAAGUGUCAAAUGCUAUCCUAACCAGCGGGAGAUUACACUCAUGUUUUCAUAAAACUGAACUUUUCCCAAAGAAGUAAAUUUGUUAUCCUCCUCUUCAUCAUUUUCAUCUGCCGUCUAGAGUUGAAAUCUCCCUCCUUGGUCAUAAACAAGUAGCUUAUCAUGUUACGCCGUCAUAAAGUUUGCUUCACAUUCAGGCCAAACUUCCUGUCACUCAUACCCAGCUGUCAUUCAACACUGAUCGUGAUCCUAGGUCAGCUCUGCUUUCACACAACUGUUUCAUUUAAACUGACCGGGAGUAUGCAUGUUUGCGUGCCGUGCAUAUAGUAGGUGUUUUAGUCUCCGUUCGUUUGUGUAUAAAUAUUAGUAAAUCAUGUGGAGCCUGGGCGAAGUGGAUUAAGUGUGCAGGGUGGUUAAAGCAGUCCUUUCCUGUCAUCAGUUGCUAAAUGGGAAGCCAGAGUUUGAGCUAUGGAGUAGUUUAUAUAUAAACAACUUAUACAUUAUCUAUUUAAAUCUCUUACGCCUCCGUAUAUCUUUGUGUACACUCUUCCUCGGUUAGUUAACUUUGCUGUAUUUUCCUCUGACAGUCGCAAGUAUUAUAAAUGAGAUGCUGACAAAGCAAAACAGUUGACUCUUUUAUUAGAUAAUCAACUGCUUACCAACUUAAAUUAAUGUAAGCUAUUGGGAAAUAGUUUCAAGCUAAAUUGCUUUAACAUUUACAAUCUCCCCCCUGUCUCUCUAUACUUGGUGUCUCCAUACAAACACUGGUGUAGAGUGACUGAUAGUGCAGUUUAUAAUGCUGACUGGCUCUCUAGUGCUAAUUGAAUACAGUCUCUCCCUCACCCUGCCAGGUCAUGUUUCACUCUGUCAUUUCAAUAUUUAAUGCCCCUUGUAGCUGCCAGUGCAAAAACAUUUACAGACCUAUAGAUCAUGUGAGGGCAGUUUAGGAGAACACCCUCUCGACCUGGGAUAUCAAAGCAUUUACGCCGGAUGGUUACACGAUGUUGACGCUUGCUGUAGCAUCUGAUCGUGCUAUUAAGUGUGUUUUUAUGCAGCUUUAACCUUGGCAUGGAAGUACCAGAAUAACUCCUAACGUCUCUGAACCUAACCACUCUGGAAACCAUUACCCAGAAUUGCCCUUGCUUCAAAGACUUAUCUUGCGCCCUGAGCCCUGAUGACGAAACCACUCUCUCACUUUGACUGCAUUUUUAUAAAUUGGGCUGAUAGGAAGAGAAAAACUUUUAGUGUUUGAGGAGAAUGUUUUCUGUCAGAAAAAAAGUUAAGCAUCUUUUUUUUGCCUUGAGAGUUUGAAGGCAGAGCUUAUCGGUACCUUGGCAGGAUUGUUUGCUCUGAAAUUCAUGAAAUCAAAGUUCAGAUUCGUCUCUGUUUGGUCUCAUUUGGUGAGGCCAUAGGAAUUUAAAGUUUAUAAAGUUCUAAGAUUGGUCCUCAAACAGAAGUCCAAUGGAAAUCCUUUUUGUACUUUAGACAUCAAGAGUAAUCUAAUGACUUCCUAAAGAAAUUGCACAGGCUUGCAGAUCUACUAUACUUAAUCUAGGAUAACAAGACCAGGUGGCUAUAACAAUGUCUGUAGUGAUAAGUAAAAAGGCCUUAAAUAGAAUCUAUAUUUUAUUUCUGUCUAUAAAUACAGCAAAUUCGACAACAAAUUCGACAAGAAAUACCAAAGUUCUAAUUAUUGAUUAAACCCAUGCUCUGCUCAAGGAUUAAAACAACUGUAACAGGUAAUAGGAUACAUGCUGACAUUUUCUGACCCAGUUCUCUCACAUCGCUCAUAUGACUGCGGUUGUCUCUCUGUGUAACUCUGACGUUGCCAUAGCAACAAACGAGGAGACAGCCACAUCAGGGGGGGGGCUUUCAUAAUCUGAAGCUUGACUUUCACCAGAACUGAAGCAUCAAUUUUAACACAAUUAGCCUCAUUAGUCUGAAUGUAACUGUAGCCGCACAUAAAAGCGCCGCACACAAACACUCGCGCUGACAUGAAUUAACCUCGUAGUCUCCUUCUGAACCAGGCGGUAUGAGUAAUCCAGAUGUGUCCUGUGAAUCGACUCCCAUUAUGAACCCAUGAAAGACCUUUUUUUUUCAUCUCAGCGUCUGUCUGAAAAGCUUUUCUGCUUUAUUAUUACUUCACACAGUUUCAGUCAAGCCUGGUACAGAUUGGCUUUCAUACCUUUUUACCCAACACCCUGUGCCGUCUAGAGAGCUCCCUUGUAUAAAUAUCCCUUUACAUUUGCACACCCAGUUUGUCUGUUGCUAUUAGUACCAUGCAAAAAUCCUGUUUAAUCAUGUUCUUGUUGACAAGCAUCCCUUUUGUCCUUGCUCAUAAUGAGGUUUGCCUUGUGGAGAGAAAUGAUGAGGGAAAGCCGAAGAGAAGGAUGCACAAAGAGAGAAUGCUCCAUGCAGCAAAACAUUAACUUGCUUGAAGCCAUUUGAAGGCUCCAUCCUGCACGCUGGUUAUAUUUUCUACAUGCCUGUCUCUGCAUAUGUGUGAGGGAAUUCUGUAUGUUGAUAGCUUAGAUGUGGAAAUCAAUGCUAUGCAACAUGGAAGUUGAAUGAGAGAGGGAAAAAAGGUGUCUGUCACCAAUCUUUUUAUGUGUGUAACAGGAGGGAGAAGAGAGGGAUGAGGAGGGGUGUUUGAAGAGCAGAGCGGAGGGACGUGUGUACGUGUUUCUCCUGGGGUCUUACUGUAAAAAGGUUUAAUUGAAUCCAAGCAGGAGAGGUGUGAAAUAUGUGUCAGCAGAGUGUGGCGAUUGUUGAGUCAUACUAGAAUAAGUGUCGGGUCGUCAUCUUAAAUCUGGAGGAAAAAAAGUGAUUUAUAGGAAUUUUUUGCAAGUGGCUCAAGAAAUACUGCACGGUUUGUGAAGGAAGAGAGCCAGUUUGCCUAUGGAUUUGGUUGUCACCUUUUCAUGACAGGAUUUAUGUCCUUAAGGGCUAAGCUACAUUUGUACCCCCAUUGGCUAAAAUUAGAAAGGGACAAACCGUUCACACGCAGUUUAUCAAAUCAGUCUGUCACAAACAGUCUUGUACCCCUGCUAGAUGAACGUGUGUCAAAAAAUAUUUGCAAAAGAAGGAUCUGUUCACAUGCUAAAUUGUUAGGCUAACAGCAUCAUGACUAUUUCUGAUGUUAUAUUGGGACCUGCAAUCUUGGCCACAGGAGCAGAGCUACUGAUCUCAACAAACUAACUGGGGAUAAAAGUGUUAAAAGUUAUAAAGUUUGCCUCAUUUAAAGGUGUUGCACUUUUCAUAGAUGCUUUAUUUCUCAGCAAAACAAUCACAGAUUUUUAUGCAUACCAUAAUUUUAAUGUAUAACUUAUAACUUGUACUUUUUUCCUAUUCUUUUAUUUUUUACUAUACACUGAAUGAUUUCAUUUUUUUGUAUACAAAUAAGAAAUGAAUUCUGAUGAAUUCAACCCUUGUACAAAGCAAGAUAAACAUUAAUCAAUGGCUAUUUAACUACUAUCUUUUUAAGAUACAUUUAUCAGCCAUAACAUUAUAAUCACCUUUAUGAUAUUGUUUUGGUUGCUCACUCUUUAGUUCUGGGCCAAAAAGCCUUAAAUUGAUGAGAUGUGGAGUCCACUCCAAACCCAUCUCCAAGAGCCAAGGUUACAUCCUUACACUCGCCCAUAAUUUCCUGUCUCAAACACGUCAACUUUGAUAGCAAAAUGUUUACUAGCUGUCUCAGAUAUUCUACCUGCUGAUAGGCGACACUGUAAAGAGUUGAUUUGUGUUACCCACUUCACCUGCCAGAGGUUGUAACGUUUAUAUUUGCUCAUGCAGAAGCAAGUACAGACUUUGUAAAUGUGUAUGCAGAGGCAGAAAAUGAAGUAAUGGUCCUGAGAGGAAAUUAUAUUAGAGUUUGAAUCACCAAUAGUGUUGCAUUCUUUUGAAAGAGAGUGUGUAGCAGAGGUGUGUGUUUGUGUGUUUGUGUGUGUGUGCUUUCUUGUGAUAUCUGCGCAGAGGUCCAGUUCCUGAGCAUAUCGUUUCAAGCAGAACUUCCGCUUUUUUGGUCCUAACAAUAGUGGCCACUUCCUGGUUUUAUCGCAUCAUUUCCUGUCUUGGGUCUAAUAGCAUGUCACACCACAGCAUCCGGUCCAAGAGGGUGGAAAUCCACCCCCAGCCCACCAAGAAAUCAAGGACAGGGUAAAAGUUGAAGAACCAGGCAAAACUAAAUCACUGAUAAAUUGAAUUAAGUCAUUGUUUGCACCAUUAAUCACGUUGUGUGCUCUCUCUAUCCACUAUAAGGAAACAUUCAUCCCCAACAUGAUCUGGUGGACAUCAUGCAAUUAGUGGACCAUUAAAUUCAAAUGUUACACUUGUUCUGCAGCAGUUCCUCUUGACCCUGUUGCUUCAAAUGGCAUGUAGUGACAUUUAAUCACAUUAUGAACUGUCUAUAUUUGGCUGUUUGGAGUUUAACUCAUUGUAUUACCAAAUUAAAUAGUAUAUUAGCUUUAGUCAUGUACUCAAGGUCAGGAUCAAAGUCUACACGCAGCAACACUGACUUUGAGCUAAAACAGUGAUUCAUGAGGUCACAUGACCAGUAAGGCUGCCGUUUUAACAGAUUUUAUCAGCUGUUGUCAACCAUUCUUAUCUUUUUUUAGGACCAAGGCUGCAGUCUCGGUGGUCUGCUCUAAAAGAAGGCCCAUGAAUUCUUAUCUCUCCCAUUCUCCCUUGAUAUUUCUGUUACUAUGUGAAGCAAGCAUUCAGGAAAUCUAGAAAAACUCGGCAAUGACAGAACAAUGAUACCUAGUUUCUAUCUAACAUUGCUUCAUCCCUGUUAAAUGAACUCAUGCCUGCGAGGCUGAGCCCGUCUGCAGAAUUUAAAUGGAGUCAUCUGAUAUACCUGGCUUACAGCCUUGUUUAAAGCUGCUGCAGAGUGUGAUGGAAGCUGUUAUGACUAGCAUUGUGCUAUGGGACAUAAUGCAGACGGAUCAGAGGAGGAGAAGCUUAACUAAGACACUGCUGACAAGUUAAUCUAGUCCCACUCUUCAUCCAACACUCGCUGUCAUGCCAGGUUAAUUGAAUACUGAAGUAAAGAUGAGGACUUUCAUGUUAGGCUUUAUGUUCUGCUGUUCUGCCUCAAACUCUCUCCCUGUCUUACAUCACAUCUUUCCUGGGGGCAUGGUUUAAUGAAAAUGUUACAGUGCUGAUGUGGCCAUGAUUCACUGAUUUUAAUCUUCCUGGCUGAUUUUCACAUGUAAUCAUGAAUUCUGACGUAAUGUAAAUGUGAAAUAACUUAACAGUAUUUAGAACAUUUGGCUGAAAGCUCAUCAAAUCUUGGUGCAAAUAUAAAAACUGGUCAUAUUGUAGGAUGAUGAAAAUGUAAAUUUAAUCAAAUUGAAUCUUGCUUUUUCUUUGAUACUGUAGGAUAUGUUUUAUUAUUGAGGCAAAAUAUCAUCCGUAUCACAUGUUUUGUUGCUUCACACACUUGAAUCAUUGUGCAUUCAUCAAAACUUGAACCUGGAGAAAUUUUUAAUCCUAUUCAAAGUAAUAGAUUUGGAUCGACCACAAGCAGCAAACUUGGUCAGCUAAUGAUAUUUGCUGCUACUUUGAUUAGAUUUACCUCUCUUUUGUAACAGCAAAGUUGAGUGACAUAACCUACAACAACUAUAAAUAACAUGAAUACAGCUUUAAUACAGUACUUCAUUUGUGAGAAUGUUUUCAGCCACUCUUACCAAGUAGAAAAACAAAUUUUAAAAUGGUUUGCUACUUAAGAAUGGCAAAAAGUAAAACCUUUUUAAUUAUUUUGACCAAGAAACCUUAUCUGCCGGAGUCAUGCAGUGUGUGCUUAUAAUAGAAAAGACGGAUGGUGUGAUUACGCUCCAAAAUAUUAAGGAUCCACUACUGACUGGCAGUAGAAUGGGUCCCAAAGUCUGCCUCCAUGUUAACAGGUGGGACAUGGGUCAAACUUUAAAACCACAGUACACAUCUAAUAAAUUCUACUCUGUCAUAAUUUCUGCCAUUGUAGUUAGUGCUUAUCAUGAUGAUUAAUGCCAAUCUGUUUACUUGACUGAAAUUUUGAGCUUUGAUUACUUAUUUAAGAGAAAGUAAGUGACUGGCAGCCUCAUUGACAAAGAUGCCCAUGCACCACAUCAGCAGAGCAGUCGAGGGAACUGUAAGACAGUACUGUGCAAUUACAUCUGUGUGCGUGUCCACUCAGCUUUUCGUCAUUCUUGGUUUUCUGAACCUGACACUGCUCAGUCCUGCCAAAACACUGAUGGAGGGAAACCCAGUAUCCACCAACAGAGCCAGUCCUCUAAUGGAAAGCGCUCUCAGUUGGCGAUCUGCUGCUGUAAGCCAAAAUAUGAGUCGUCAAUAUGCAUUAUGCUGAUGGAAAGAUCAGUUUUAACUUUAUUGUUUAGCACAGAAAUUGCUCUGAUAUGUUGAGUGCUCCUCAGAAGUCUGCGCAAGUCUUUGUGUUGGUAUUUACUCUGCUACUGUACACACUGCGGCCUGCUAUCUGUUUGUAUCUUUAUCCUUUGUUCACAGCAUUGUGUGUGUGCACAACUUGUGCAGCUCUGUCUGCCAGUAUGUGCCACAGAGAGUGUUUGAGAUUAGUGAGAUUAUCAAAGCAUCGAAUCAGAGGAGCCGUGUUUCUAGUAUACUGCCUCGGUUUACUGCCCCCUUGCCUUCUGUCAUCAGCCACACCUAGUGGAGAACAAAGGAUGUGGUGGCUGGCACUGACUGGAGCAAAUGAGGGAGGAGGAGAGUGGGAAGCAAAAGACAAAAGAGGAAAAACAAAGAUUAAAAACCUCUGGAUAAAUCGACCUGGCAGGGAAAGAAGUGAGAAAGGAAUGAAGGCUUAACAGGGUUUUUCCUGCUUUAAAAGGGUUUUUCUGGCUCUUCUCGGUCAGAUGGGGCCAGAUGAUGUCACAGGAAAAUGUUCAUAUUAGUAAUGGCACUGGCUGUGCCCGUGUUAGAUUGUGUGCUUCAUAAAGGUAAAUCUAAGACAUUCACAACCCCGUUAAUGUCACAUACAUUAAAUUUAAAGAGGAAUGUCAACAUUAAAAAGAAAUACAAGCUUUUAAUCUUUGGCCCUGAGCAAUUUAAUGACUGUAAUACUUAAACUCCAGCAGAAUAUUCAUCAAUAAAGAAAACAAAAUAAAGCUGGAAAAUCCCAAACAAAGCCAAACAUUUCCAUCUGUUUAUCACUAACAUCUAUUCUUCACAGCCUGUAUGUGUGGUUUAUAUUUGCUAUAAGUGUUGUUUUCUGAUUUUAAACAGCAGGAGUUGGAGUCUUUUUUUGGUCUGCAGCCCAUUUACAAACCACAUCCCUAUCCAGUAUUCGCUUUUGGAGCUGUCUACACUCAGAUACAAAACACACACAUUUUUGUUGGAUUAAAGAACAUAGUGCACAGAACUAAAAUGGUGCUCAUGUUUAUAUUUUCCUCUCAGAAUAAUGACUGAAGAUUAACCAUCUAAUUGUCCAUACAUUUUAGAUGCUCGUCCAGCGUUGCGGUGCCGCCACUGCUGACUGAAUGCACAGCAGAGGAAACGCAGCGUACCCCAACAUAACAGAAAUAAAAUCAAAAUCAACCAGAAAUAUUUUGGGGUUUUCUUGCCCGGUCAAAACCAAAAUGACAGUGGACCGUGGCGAAAACAUCCAGAAAUGAAUGCGACACACCCUCCUGGUAUAGUAAUGGACAGUAAACUGUAACCAAAAUUGAAAACAGAAAAAUGCUCAUCAAAAACAUGUUUUUAUAACCGAAACCCAGAUGCAUGAAUGGAGAGGGAGUUGGACGGAAGACGAAGUGUCCUCUAACCCAAUAUAAAGGGAGAAGAAAGAGGUCAAAUCAUUGCAUUUAGGCUUUUAGAUUUUAUCCUACUAAAAAUAUUGCACAAGUGACCUUAUGACUUCAAUCCAGUGAGGACAAAUUAUCAAUAAAGUCGGCCGAACAAAGACAAUUAAACAGAAAAUGAGGAUGAGAUUAAGGUGAGAAGGUUUUAAAAAGAAGGAAGCUCAAAAGUGAGCUUUUUUUAAGGGCUUUAAAGAGCAAUACUCUCUCAGUGAAAAGAUGAGCCAACAAGAGGGAACUUGGGGAAAGUUUUGGUUGGCCCCCACACACAAGGAGUCAUUGUGUGCCUUUAGUGGUUGCUAACUGAGUUUGACAAGCCUGUUUUGACUGGAUCCUCAGGGAGCUGUGUUUGAAAUAGAAAUUUACAGAAGCAUUUUGUUUCUAUUCUAUCUAAGAAGCUACUUCUAAAAAAAAGAGGGGACACGUACCUCUGUGUCUCAUGGAGGCAAAACUUUGCACGCUGGUUUGCAAUUAUCCGUUGUGAUUGCAAUUUUAAAUCGAUUUAAGAGAGCUAAAUCACUGCUCUGUUUGGUGUCAAAAUAGGCAAAGGCUGUGCAAGCAUGAACUCGCUCUGUAUCCUCCAUCAUGCUUCAUACUACCCUUUAAUCUCAGCGUACGUUAGGGUCAAGGCAGUAUGGUUAACCCACAGGAGGCAUGUAGUGUGCCGAGUCAACACACUGUCAGUAAUGAAAGAGAAAACCAAUAAGACUUUAAAGACAGAAGGGACCUCCCUCUCCUCCCCCUCACUUAAACGUUGUGUUCCCUUUAUCUCUCUGUUAUUUGCCAUCGUAUCUUAUUCCACGUCUUCUUUUUGCAGUUGUAUCAGUUGUCCCUCUUUUUUUAGUGCUGUGCUGAGCUGAAUGUGACUCCCGUGAUGGGGGGGAUCUCUGCUGGCUAAGGUGCAAGGCUGCCAUCUGAGCUGAUGUAGGGGGGCCGAAUUUAGGGGUGAGAAAAACACAAUCAUGUGGAUGCCGCAUGGAGGUCAAGUAAAUACAUUAUAGGGUAAGCAAACAGAGGGGGAGUGAGGGCAGAAGCUGUUUUUGGCAGCAGUGCAUCAAAAUUGGGGGAGGGUGAGUUAUGAGGGAAGCAGGAUGCAAAUCUGUCAUAGCAGGUGCAUGCUGGAGAAAUGAAAGUAACAAGCUCUGAUGUUGAGAAAUGAAAUGAACGUGAUAAAGACAAAAGUUGCAGUUCCUUAUCCUCUUAAAACAUCAGAACCCAUGUGUCCAUUUUCAGAGCAGUUACAAAAACAAAUUUGGUCUCUCUCAUGUCUGUCUUAUAACAAUUUAUAAUGGGGUUGGGUUCUUGAUAACUUGAUAACUGGUUUUGAUGAAAUUAAGGUCAUGAGUUUCACAAAAUUGGGCGUGUUUGGGUGCAUGGUUCAUUUGACUAUCCGACAGGCUCAUGAAAGCUAUUUUGCAGUCAGGUUAUGACCUGAAAGCACCUGUCUGCAGGUUUCUAUCUCAGGUGAAGUUAGUUAGAGUUAGCUUGAACAGAAUUGCAAGCGCUGUCUUAAGGGUUCAUUAUCAUGGACGGUAUAAAACAUGGAUAUAAUCUCAGCUGUGCCAUCGAUUGGUGUCUAAAGCUGAGUUUUGAUGCCAAAAAGUGUUGAUUGACAGUGGAAACAUGGAUUUGGUCUAACUUUUGAUCAGCCUAGCAACAAACAAAGACUCAACAGUUGUAUAAUAGAGAGGUGGGCUUUUCUGACCAAAAUUAUGCUUAAAGCAUGUUUAAUUUUACCAUGAAGAUUUGCAUUUAACAAGAUUUUUGACAUUUGGAGCCGGUGCAAGUGAACACUCUGCAGUUCAUUUUUUAGAUCCCUUGUCACCGCUUGUAGGUGUUAUUUCUUAAGAAAUGACUGGAUGACAUCUCUGAGACUACUUGGGCUGUAAUCAACCAAAGAAAAUUCUUGGAUCGACUAAAACCCCAAAAUUUUCAACCAAAAAUCAUCCUUCUGCACUGGGGGGAUGACGUGGCUUGGUGGAGCACGGCUCGGCGGCAUGAAAAUAUGCUGAUUUCAGCACAAGAAGGCAAUUAAACACAAGGCAAUUUAGGGAAAAUUAUCUUUGUUAAACACACGCUCUUCAAUCUUCCUGUCUCCAGUCGGUUUUCAGUGGGUUGGGCGAAUCCAAAAUGGUGAAAACAAGGGGGGUAUUCUGAGACAGGCUGUGAAACAGGGGUCCUCUGAAAACACCCCCAUUAGCACCUGGUAUAUUCCUCCCGAUGAAAUUAACCAUAGGCUGUAAAUUGACGUGGGAAAAAAAUAGAGUCGACCAAUCAGAAUUUUAGUCGACUCAGCACGCAUCGACCAAUAAGUCAACCAGUUGACUAGGACUUUACAGCCCUAGAGACUACACCCAAAUUUUUCAAAAUAAAGUCAAUGGGGAAAUCUAUCCAUAAAGGUUCCAUAAACUGGUACCUUUUUUUGGUCUCCCUAAAUAGAUUACUAGUUUUACUCAAACCAGUGAAAACAGCAUCCAGAUGCAUGAGUGCAAAUGAUGUACAAGAGUGGAUUUCACUGUGUGUAUUGACUGAUUUGAGUAAAAUCUGUAUGCAAGGGGAGUAUACAGCUAAAGAAUUGCAGUGCAGCAAAGCAGAGGCUGUGGCUUAUAGCCCAAUGCAUCGUGAUGCAUGCAGGCAUCACUCAUGCCCAUGUUCCUGGUCAGUGUACCACAUAAUGAGGAAUUGAUUCCUUCAAUUGACUUCAUUUACCAUCCACACUAACUGGACAUACACAUGAAACCUGCUGAAAAAUUCUCUUCAAUAAUACAUGUUAAUGGUGUGAGGGCAAUUAGAAACAAGAUUUGGAUGAUGAUGUGAGGCUAAUUGAACCUCUUUGAUAUACAGUUUACUGUCUCUUUAGAUCUCCACCCUCUCUUCAUCCAAUACUCGGCCCCUGCUCUCCCCUUUCCCUUCCUGCAUGUUAAAUCUACUCAAAUCGAGCUUUGAUCUGAGUCAUAAUCUAAGCCAACCCAGUCCACCCUGCUCCCUCUCCCUGGCAGCCUUCCUUGGUGUGACCAGCCAUGUGAUAGCUGGGACCCCAUCAUUUCCCAUUACUGCGUGGCUUACUGCAUCUUAGUCUUGGCCUCCUACCUUGAACCCCUUGGCUCAGUGUGUUGGAGGUCUGUUUACCCCGUGACUUGAAGCUAAUCUCCUCGCUAACUCCCCAUUAAAUCUCACAGCCUUCAUAGCCUGUCCUCGCCUCAUUCCGAGGUGAAAUUUACUCCCAAACUGAAACCGUUUUCUGCAUAGAAAAUCCACAAAAAUACUGUUUUUAAAGAAAACCACGAGUUCUUUCUCUGUUCUGUUAUGGUAUUUAUUAGGCAGGGUUGUAAUUCUCUUAUAUUCUGUUAACUUUCUGUCGAUCCCCUCUUCUUUGUCUCCCUAACCCCUCUGUGCCAUAUCUCCAAAACACCACAUUAGCUCAGCUCUUGCUCUUCCUCCCAUGCUAUCCACCUUUCCUCACGCACACUUCUUAUCCAGAUUAUUUCCACUCCUCUCAGGCCAGAAUGGAUGCACCACCCUUAAGUGCACAUCACCACCUCAUCUCUCAGAAUCAAACCCAUUAGUAUGAUCACUCUUUCUUCACUUCCAGGCCUCACUUCUGUUUACACCUCCUUCUCUCUGCUGUCUCUCUGGGACACCAACAACAGGCGCUGAUGACCGUGUCUGAGGAAAUGUGGACGGUCUUGUGUAAUGCGUUCACACUAAUUUUCUGUCUGCUGCUUUGACACUAUAAGUAAGAUUAAAGCUUUUGUACAAGAAUAUGAAAGCAGUUUUUCUCCUGUGCUGUCAUGAUGUCAGAGAUGCGGAUGUCAUGAUUCAGCACAUUGAAUUAAAGCAGGAGAUACAGAUUGAGAAAAGAUGGAAUGAUGAUGCCAGAAAAAAAAGCCCCCCAAUUAAUCGGAGACGCUCGGGACUCAUUAGUUUAUUCUUUGAAGCUUAAAUCUCUCUAUAUGGAGUCUAUUUAGUUUUAAAUUAAUCUUCAUUCCUGCUUAUCUAUGCUUCUCUGCCUCUGCUGAAGCAAUUAAGAUUCCCACUUUCCCAACAUUCAGAUAAAGUGACUGUCUGUCUAAACAUUCAACAUUCCUCUGAAUACCUGUGGCGCGCUUCCUUAGCUCUUUAUUGGAGACAAUGGAGUAAUCUGUGGCUCCGGCCCUGUCUGCCCAGCUCACGUCUACAGUGUUUGUGUAUGAAGCUACUACUGUGCUGCAGAGAGCAUGCAGCGGGUCUUUGUGUUGAGAAGUCAUUUCCCAGGGAGUUGACUGAUGAAGUGCCGACGUGCAGCUGAUUUAAGACUUCUUUCCACACAUCUAUAGGUGUGCAAUGCCUAACCCUCCUCUCCCUCCUCUUUACUAUUUUUUCUCUCACUCACUCACACACUCUCUCUCCCCUUUUUCAACAUCCAUGCCUGAUUCGCUCACUGCAGGAGUUGGCCGUGUCUCUGACCCCAGGGCUGCAUCAUGCCUAGCCAACCUGUUUUUCUUGGAAAUUCCUGUUGGCUGAGCUAGCUGUGGAGGAUGGGGAGAUAGUAGGGGGAGAAGAGCGCGCACAUAUGCGCUGGCAACCGCUCUCCUCAUGAAUGUGUCUUUAAUGAAUGCUCUAUAUGGAUGACACCCCAGUUUACAAAGCCAGUUUUGCUUUCAUUCACCCUCUGUUGCUUGCUUUAAUCUAAUUGUUUCCCUGCUGUUUGGCUGUCCACAUGGACUGCCUUUUUUCUUCUUUGUGUGAAAAUCAGGACUGAGAAAAAAAAAAAAAAGAGAGAGAGAGAAAGGUGUCGACCCCAAAGGAACAAUUUUCUGUGACCCUUUCUCAGGGAACGAGGGAUGAAAAGCAUAAAGAUCAGAAAUGGGAAAAAAGCAACAGAGACAGACGAAGAUGAAAUAAUCAGCUAAAUCAGCUUUGGACAGAACAUUCUGUCCCGAGAAUAACUUGGCUUCUACUUCUAAGCACAGUCAAAAAAAAUCAAGCAAAAUACGAUUUAACAGGUGCUGCAGGAAUCAGGAGGGCCUUUCUCACCACUUCCUCGUAGUCACCUCACAUGUGCAGAGUCAGGAAAUUAAUGUAACAAGAAUAAGCUAGUCUCACACCACCUCAGGCUGUGUAUGAAUAUGUAAUCCAAGUGGCGAAUAUCCCUCCUUAACACACAAAUACACAGAGGUUUUUGUGUCUCUGCAUGUCAACUAAGAAGAACUUAAGAGUUCAUAAGAGUUCAGCUCCUGAACCUUCAGCAGAAUAAAGUAAAUCAAUAAAAUUCAUUAAGAUGUAAUUGCUUUGACGUCAAGCUGGCCAUUCAGCAGUUUCUGUGUCAAGUAGAGUGCAAAGUGAGCAGGAGAGUAAGUGUGGGGAUGAAUGCUUUAACAGUAGUCAUCAGUGUGUAAAUGAUCAGCCCACACGGUGUGUAGCGACAGUUCAUGACCUCCAGGGUUCUACAUCCAACUCAGGUUGUUUGACCUCCCAACAUAAAAUUCGCUAACUAUGUUUAGCUUCAUCUCUUAUUCCACCCUGAUGCUAAUGAGCAUUAGCGCAAACAGGGGAACUCCUUGUAUGUUCGUCUCCACCGUCGACCAAGAGGCUGACCCAUCCCUGACUCUGGCUGUAGUUCAGGCGCGGGUCAACAAGAGACUAAUCCAGUUAUCAUAGCCGCCCUAUUACUCCUAACUGCAACGUGGCUCCAUCUAUUGUGAGGUCCAAAAUGACCUUUAUCAUGCACAUGACUACAGGACAGGGGUGAGACCAUGUACAGUUGUAGCCUAAACAGAAUCAGAUUGCAUGAGUCCACAUGACUAGAAGUCACAGAGUAUAACAGUAGUGGAAGUCCCCUACACAUGUCUGCAAGCACUCAGUUAUUGAAACACCUCGCAAUGAAACUAAAGGAUUAGGCAGAGGGGAAUGAUGGGAAGUGAGACAGACCUUCUGGCCUUCAGGUGGGCAUGUUAGGAUGGCUUAAUCUGACAUCUCCAGACAAACCAAUCAGGCAACCUGGAAAACAUGUCUAGGAGUUAUGAUGCUAUCAGUGUAUCUCAUGUUGUGGAAUUUUGCUGUGGUUACGCUUGGACAUUCAAAACUGUGACAUUGUAUGUUUGUAUUAUAGUAUGGGUCUGUGUAAUAGGUGUCUUUUCAGUGAUUUUGCAUUAUAGAUAAUAUGAAAGCUUACGUUGCUAAACUAGGAGUGGUAAGCUCUUUAUGCGCAACUGAUUUGAGUGUCUUAUUUUUAUAUCCCAUAUUUAAUUAAUAUCUGCUUGUUGAGGCCUCUUCAUUUAUAGGAGGUUCCCAUUUGGGUUAAAAAUAGCAGUUACAUGUGUUGAAUUGUGUGCACAUGUGUGUUUGGAUGACACGCUAUAUUUAAAACCUAAAGUGUGAUUUGAUUUAAGGAUAAAUGGAUUGGAUUAGCUAAAAUCAACAAUUGAAGGCUGUUUGACUUAAUUCAAGGAAAUCUUAAGUGGCCUACCUUAUUAAAAGUUUAUAUUAUACUGAGAUCCCUGUGUGUAUAGUUUGUUGUCUUGAACCUUGACCCCAAUUUGGUGUUAAGGACCUUUGAGUUAAUUCUUUUGAGUAAUCAUGUAUCCCCUACGGUGAGACUUUUUGACCUCAAUUUAACAUCUCUGCUCGGUACAUGUCCCGACUUAUCUUGAGACAUCUUAUCAAGUAAAUAUUAAUUAACUCAAGUGGCAGCCCAAUCUGUUCAUUUCAAUAAAGGAGUUCUCUUUUUUUUAAGUGAAAUACACAACCCAGAGACUGAGCUACUACAACAGCUUUCAAACAUAGGCCUGUUAGUGGUUUACUUUUUUAUCCUGGCCUGGAUUUCCCCAUCGCUCAAGACUGUUCUUUUCAUUGUGAUAUACACGGUAUGAAAUCUUUCUGGACGUGCAGCCACUUUGAUUCACAGACACUAUCAACUUACAGACUCGAGCAUAUUGUUUGAAGUGUGCAGAGCUGAUAUAAAACGGCACAAACACGCAAGAAACACACAUAAGGAAGAUCUUGUUUUGGGCUGCUGUGCCUCCCUGCUGUCAACAACUAUCAGAGAAACCCAACACUACAUGUAAGCCUAAAGCUCAGGGGGUGCUGCUGGUAUCUGUUACUGUUGUCACUUCCCGGAGGUGGAGGUCGGUAACUGCCUGACCUGUGGCACAAAGAAUUAGAAAUGGAUCAACAUUGAGAUAUCACAGAAAGAAAAAAGUUUAAAGCAUAAAAAAGAGGCAAAGAAGCAAGAAAGAACUCAUGAGGUGAUCUGAUAAUGUCAGGAAUUAAAAAAAUAAAUAAAAUCAAACUGACAGAAAUUAAACCUGAUAAACCCCGGAGAGUCACAUUGUGCAGGAUUUUGAGGCUGUCACUCUUAUUCUUAUUUUACACAACUUGAACAUCAAUCAAUCAGUAUUUAUUUAUAUAGUAGUUUUUAUACACAACCAUGUGGUACAAAGUGCUUUACACAGAAAAAGGAAUAAAAGAAAUAAAGAAUACCCAAAUCUACCCCACCCAACCCCUUAUUCCCACCCCACAAUCUGAACACAACAGAAACAGUAUAAAAAUGCAUAAACUUAAAAAGGGCUUGAUUUCGUGGAAACAGGAAUGUGUGCACUCAAGAAACUCCAUUUUAAAACUCAAGAUAAGAAAAAAUGGAGGUUUAGGUUAAAAUCUAAAGGCAAAGUAACAUAUAAGGAAAUUUAAGAAACGACAAAUAAAAUGAAAUAAAAACAACAGUAAUAGAUACUAAAAUAAGAGCACCAAAAUAGCUCAAUUAAAGACCAUCCUGUCAUCAAAACUAGAAAGAGGUAAAUGCUAAAACACUUAAAGUCAAUGAUAUAAAAUUUAGUUAAAAGCAAGACUAAAAAGGUACGUUUUGAGUUUGGUUUGAAGAUCAUUAAGAUUUGGUGCAGUCUUCAGGUCUUCAGGCAAGCUGUUCCAUAGCUGUUAACAUAGCUUACUCCACACACAUACUCAAACUUGUCUCAAUGGAUGGAGAAGCUCAACUUGAAGUUUGGCAGACCUCUGACCUGAAAGACUCAAAUUAUUUGAUCACACAGAUUCACACACACAUAGACAGACAUAGACUUUUUAAUGAGCAUAAUUGAUGCUGAUAGUGUCAGAUGAGUGCUUGUUAUUUGUAAAGCCACUUCGAAAAGAGAAAAAAUAACGUCAAAGUCCGUCCAUAUUAAAGCCCAGCUCACUUACAAUGAUAAACACUCUCCAUCCUAUUAGCCUGAACCUCCCACAUCGCAGCGUGUUGGUUUAUAGAUUGAGGAAUAAAAUGACACUGAAACAUAAAUGUUUAUGUGGUGAAAAUCAGGCUCCAAGUAGCCUGGAAGUUUGUGUGCAUUAAGAAACGCCUGCUGCUCCACAGAGGGGGGACUUGGUUUCAUUGAGAUUUACUUUAUAAACCAGUGAUUUAGUUUGGAUUGGAAACAUGUCAGUGCAGAAUCCUUUAACUCAACUUUGGCUAGAUUUAUUGUAUUCUUAGCCCCACAGGCUCAGAUAGUAAUAGAUAAAUAAUGUAAUAAGUCUUUGAGUUAAAGGCUUCCAUCUGGCAACUUGUGUGACAAUGCCCAAACCGCUCUAGUGUAGUAGGCAGAAGAUGCAUGGAGGCAUUGUGGCAGUGACUGAUGAGUUUUCAGAGUCUGUGUUUUUAAGAGGUCAGCCAUUUUUACUCGCCCUGUUUUGAGUAUAUGACAGCGAGUGUCAAAAGAAAGUAGAAGUAUGAGUGCGGCUUCCUGGUGAGUAAUGUUCGGGUUCUCUAUCAAAAUAAGUUCUCCUCCUGAGAAAAAAGCAGAAAAAUAGAGCUGGGGCCUCUUUCACUCAGUAUUUUUAACAUGUCUCGCCAAUUUUUCUGGUGUUUUCCAAAUUCUUGUCAUCAUUUUUUUCUGCUAGUGACUCUUUUAAUAAAUUGAGAGUAAUAUUAAAAGAUGUCUUCCUGUUGUAGACCAAUAUUUUUGGAAGCACACUCACUGUACCAUGACUCCUUUCUGCAGAUUGAUUAAAUAUAUGUGGCCUUUGUGAUCAGUAUUCCCUUUGCUAAUCACGAUCAAUAAACAGUGUUCUGGGGUUUUGACCAAUCAGAACAAGCAUUAACACAGCUGGGGUGAUUAGUAAGAAAGCCAGGUAGUAAUUGAUGAUACUGAACUAUGGCUAAGCCCCAUACAAGGUAACUAAUGAUGUUGCUCUAAGUACCUGUCACAGCGUUUAGCAUUACUUAGCAGCAGUCUGGUGUUAAUAAAUUAACAUCCAUUGUCUUUUCUGUCAAAGCACAUGAUGACAUAGUGACCGAUGAGGCCUCCAUGAAACUGUCCCGUGGUCCCAGAGAUCACAUACAGGAUGCAUGACUAAAUGGGUGGAGGGCUGCAGAGGCUUAGAGGCACUAUUGUAGUUUAGCAGAGCAAAAACCGUGCAGUCAACAGGGAUUAACCUGAACCUUUCUGGAUUGUGUAAAGGAGGUAUUGUGUGUAUUUGAUUAUGUGUCCACUUUGGCCGUGUUACUAAGAGGGCAUUAGUUUAACACUGACGCUUGAUUGGAAAGCUUAGACCUUUGUUAAUCUUUGUCAAAGUGAUGUAAUUAAUUUGUUAGACACCAUCUGUCAAGAUUUUUAAAAAAUCUCACUCUACUAAUUUUUGAGUAUAUUUUACACCUCUGGGGGAAGCUCACGUCGACUUUCCUUUUCUCCAGCAGCUGUUUUCCUAACUGAUUUUUUGAAUCACGCCUAUUGAUUUCCUCUUUUGUUUGCCUUCUGCUCUCACAGAUGGACUAAUCAAUACGUAUAAUCAGAAUUGUUCACUGUGUCUGCCCACACACGGUACAUUGAGUGUUACAACACAACAUUUUCCAAUUUGCAAAGCCAACAAACUAAAACAUGUCUAACAGAGUAGAUUACGGAGCAUCAGUAUUUCCCAGCCUCACAUCCACUUCCCAUCUCCCCCCCUCCACGACACAAACAGACAUGCUCUUCAAGUUAAACACAAAUUAGAAACAAUAACCAUCAAUGAGAUGCGUACCCUCAAAUUCCACGUACCCACUCCCAAUGAUAUAGUUUGAAGAGUGGUCACAAAGUCACAGACUCCUCAAAGAGAGAAUAAAAUCCUGUGGUGUCCCAUUGUAGGCCCAAAAAGCGAGGCAGAUUCCACGCUCUAUCCAUCUCUUUGUCAUGUUUGUAUUGGUUAAACCACCAAAAUACCCCAUAAUUUAUGUAAACACACGCAUGUCUGCUCUCAUCUUGGUAGAAAUGCUGCAGCAGAAACAGAAAUACAUCCCCCUAAACAGAUUUGGCUGAUUUAGCGAGUUAAAGGAUUUAAAAUUACCCCGAGUGGUGUCCCCCACGGCAACCGUGGGCCACACUCACUCCCAUUAUUUGUUCUCUUCAAUGUUCGCAAACCAAACAGCUCAGACAGUCUCCGACAGCAGACCCUGUUUGAGGUUCAACCCCAGUCUGCUUUUGUGCUCUCUCUUCUCUUUAAUUGAUGUUUUCUCUUCAUCUCUGGAGCAAAAUUACAUCUGCAGCGCAAUAAGUGAUAAUCAGCGCUCAUUUUAUUUGACAGGAAGAUGAUGCUCUGGAGAAAUCUUUUCUUUCAAGUGUUUUUUCUCUCUUUGUUUAGCAGCUUUCACUUCACUUUUCAGUAUUUUGACGACAUUAAACAGAUCAGUUGCACAGCUCAGAAACAAUGUAGCAGCGUUGAGCCUCAUUAAAUUCACAAAUGUCCGACUUUGAUUGCUGACCAAGGAUCAUUUACGAGGGCGUAAUGUUAAUUCCCCUAAUUAUGCUCCAAAAGAACACUCUGUCUCUCAGCUGAUGCUGGUCGGUCUUGAAAAUGGGAAUCCAUAUUACCUCAGUCAUAUCUGAUUCCCGAAACCGUGAGCACAUAGCGAUGGUUGUCUUUGUGGGUGGUGAACUCGCAAACUGGCCCUUAGACUUUGAACCUUGACCCUAAACUCUUCAUUAGUCUCCUUGUUGGCAGAUCAUGACAGUAUAAUCCCCGGUAUUUCACAGAUCUCCAAAGCUGUUUCUGACUUGCUGGGGCCUCUGUGGCAGACAAAGACACAGGGUUUAAACAGCUAUAAAUAUUCAACAGUAAGUAAAAAAUAGGGCUGAUUUUUGCCCCGAUUACACCAGCUGUCAGUCAAAGCCCAAAGGAUUGACUUUGAAAAAAUCCUUUUUGGGAGGGGAGGGCACGGAGGAACAAACAUACAGUAGACGUGCACAAGCACAACUCCAUACCCAGAGGUUAAGUGUUGCCACAUUGCAAGGCUUAAAAUGAGAUAACAUCACCACCACCUAAAUCCCCCAGCAUUUCUUAUCACUCCUCAGAGUCCAGGGAGGUGAUGUCAUCCCUCAUCGUACACCUCUAUCCUUCUGUCCAUCCCUGUAUGAACUUUUUUUCCUCCACUGACAACACUUUUUACCAUCUUUCAAUGCUGAUUUUUUCUCCGUUCUUCCUCUGUUUAUUCUCAGAGAACAGACAACUGUCUACAGUCGCAGAGUGUAGACAGAGUGGUGUAACUGCUGGGCUGUAGUGGUGUAUAUAUCUUGAUUUAGAACAGAUUGCACCUGUAAUCAUUGGCUAAUCCAGUUUCUCAUAUUAGUUAAAUGAAUAUUUUAAAUGAGGGAUGUAAGACAGUCAUUUUUUACCAUAUUGAGCUAAUAUAGCCUAGCGGUUAAGUUGUGUUCCCCAUACACAUCGGCUACAGUCUUCUGGCAGCGGUCGCUGGUUCAACUUCUGGCCACAACCCUUUGCUGCAUGUUUUCCCCCCACAAUUCCUGUCUCCCAUCAGCUGUCCUAUCCAAUUAAGACAAAAAUGCUGGCCCCUCACUCGCUACCCAAGGAACAUGGACUGUGCAUGCAUGUUUACGUUCUACAGUCACGCACAGAUACACUCAGCAUGCACAGUGGUCACUAUCUUAAUGUUGGGCUGCUUUUAAGUUAUUUCUCAGAGAUAUGAGUGGUACAUUAAUCCUGGACAACAAGGAGUGGUGGCAGCAUGGCAUGGUUUGGGUUAUUUGACUGACAUUGAAGUUAUGACGUUAAAUAUAUGUUGUUCAGCCCUGUCAUAAGAUGAUACAUGGCCAUUUCAGAAGUCAAGAAUAUAUGAGUUGAAACACAUUUGGGACAAAUUUUAAAUGGGCCUUAACAAUGGCUCCUGUGUCCUUUCACAUGAGAUGCAACCUAAAGAUACUCUUCCAAACCUCCACCACAUGUUUAUAUGCUAAACCCCCUCAGGCUUAAGCAAUGACUUCAUAGUAUACUUCCAUCUUCUACAAUUAUAUCUUCUGUGUGUGUGUGUGUGUGUGUUUUGGUGUAGAAGCAUGCAUAUUUGUUAUUACAAAGAAACAGAAAGAAGCAGAGAAACUUUUCAGUGGCCUUCACCCCUUAUUAUGUUCAUUAAUAUUAUUAGCAUUCUUUCUUCCAAAUAUAGAAGUCAAUCUCUGGCGCUCUGUCUCUUUCACCUCCCUCCCCUUCUCUUCCCUUCACUGGUUUGAUGUUCCUAAUCAUUUCCAGCCGUGAAAUCCACAUGAAAGACGAAGAGCACUUGCCGUAAUAGGGUGCUGAAAGAACGAGCAAGGGAGAGGAUACCAAGAGGGGAGACUCUGAAAAAUAGAAAGAAAGGGGAGGUCAAGGGAGGAAUGGAGAUUGAAGGUAAAACGGGAUGAAGCCUCGCUCCUAUUUCAAGGUCUCAUGUUAUCAUUAGCCCUGCCUUUUGUUCCUCUGCCAAACUAUUUCCUGAUCCCCAUCCUCCUCCCACCAUUCCCUCCCCUUUUUUCUACCCAGUAGUAUAUCUUAAUUGUACCCACAGUGCCUCAACUCAUCUGCAAUAGAGAGGCAGAAUUGAUUUGGAGAUGUAAGAAUGUCUGAAAUGAGGAAUGCAGCCCACUGGAGAGUAAAAGGAAUGUAUAAGUAGAAGAAGGAGCAACAAAGUUAAAUGAAUGUUUUAGCUCUUUGUGACACUCCAAAAUGGUUAUACCCCCUCCAGUUAAAAGUCUUAUUCCAGUUUGUAGUAAAUAACUUCAGCUGGUGUGCUGUGACCCAAGAAUGAAGCAAUCCAUUCGUACGCUCAGGGUCUCUUUGUUUUUAUGCUCACUGCUUCACCUUUAAAGGAUAAUUCAGAGUUUUUAGAGCUUGGUUUUCUUCUCCAUUUUAAAGUUAUACCAACAUUCAUAAAGGUGUGCUCCUCAAGUGAAGAAUGCCAGACUUUGAAAUACAGGGACAUCCCUUAAAGUGAGAUGGAAAGAAAGAGAUGACAAGCGUUGUUAUGAGAGUUACAAAUAACACUACCAAUGAGGUUAAUGAUGACAAUACCAAUACUGAUAAUGAUACCAGUACCAAAAAACUUAACACAACAAUGUACUAAUGACAGUCUUCCAAUAGUGAUACCAAUAGCUAUAACAAUAACAAUGAUCAUUUUAAUAGUGAUGAUAAUAAACUAAGUGAUCUAAGUUCUUAAUCUAAGUACUGCUAUACAGGGCUGGGUGAUAUGGCCUCAAAUCAAUAUCACAAUAUUUUGAGUAGUUCACCUUGAUGACGAUAAAUGGACAAUAACUACUCCACAAGCUGCUUCAGCCGCUACAACUUUUGAACCGUCCUCCAUCUCCUCACCUGUCUUUCCCUCUUUGUUACGAGUCACGUCUCCGACAUAGGACAGCAUCUUAAAGGGACAUGAGAUCAUAGUCUACCAACACACAUCCAAAACCAACUUUGAUUCAUUUAUUUAUUUAUUUUACACAGACCAUAUUGACAUGGGCAAUGUGAUGUCGGUUAUUGUCGUAAAUUUCAGUGUUGGUAAAUUUUCGGUUUAUCACCCAGCCCUACUGCUACUUAUAUUGGUUAUAUCUGUAACAAUACCUUUAACUAAAACAAAAAAGCUAUUCUUGGACAAUCUGAAGUACAAUUCUGAUAACAAAAUAGAUAACAAAACUAAUACAGUCAAUUGGAUUUGACAGAGUAUACCUGACAAUGCAUAUCAGAUGACCACAUCUGUCAAAAACACUAAAACUAACUAGUUUCAUGUUGAUUAUUUCAUCACAAUAACAAGCUACAAUAAUGUGGAGCUAAUAUACAGUGUAAUGUUGGUAGAAGCAUGCUAAAAGUUUUGUUUCAUUACUAGGAAAGAAAAACUGGUAUCAAAACCUCUUUGCAGAAACCAACAAUUAGAUUUCAAACAAACUCCUAAGUUCGAUAAAGUUAGAACAACCAAUGAGGGCUAACAGCAAGGAAAUCAGGUCAAAAAUGACAAAACUCUCAGAUUUGGAGGGAUAAGCUUUACAAGUAAUAUGUAACUAAGGCCAACAAUCAGUGCAAGUUCUCCACCAGCGAAGAAUAAGGUCACAAACUUGAGGUCAACAUUUAAAACAACAAGCCUCAACCUCUCGGCCUGUUUGACCUGGAGAUAAUCAUACCCUCUGAAACACCUGGCAUCAAUCAAGGGAAGAGUAGAUUAGGGACAUAUCUUUGUGUUUUACAGGUUUACUAAGAAAUCCCAAAGAAUAUAUAUUCCCCCUCUUUCAUGAGGAGCUGUAAAAGUCCAGGGCCGCAGCAGAACUGCAGCUGCAUCUGAAAAGCCAUGCGCAGAAGGCUCCCUCUGACACUAACUGAUGUUUUACAGAGACAAACUGCAGAGAACAGCAGGAUCCACCUGGACCAGAGCCCACAUCUGGUAAAUGAUGAGGAUAUAGGAGAGGAAGAAGAGGAAAGAAAGGAGAUGUAGAAGAAGAAAAGGAAGAAAGUCAUGAGUAUGACGGAAGAGAUGGAUGGGAUGAAGGACAACUCAACAAAGACCUGAACUUACCACAAAGUCUAAGACCGAGAAGAUGUCAGAUGAUGCCUUAAGUGUCAUUUUUGAGCUGAAGCCAGUUUAGCUUUAUCACUGACUACUUCUUGUUAACCUGAACCACAGCCCUGACAUAAGACUGCGGUGGAUAUGUGUGAGCAUCAAGUUUCAAGUAAGAUAGUAGUAGCAGUGGGAGCAGAUGAAAGAGAGUGAUAAGUAGAAAGGUAGAGACGUAGGGAGAGAGAGUGUUUGUGAAAAAGAAAGAGUCGCAAAUGAGUAAUGAGGUCUGGAUCUUUGUGCUAAUGCGCCAGUCAGCAUUGGCUCCCAAAGCCGGGGAUGAAUGGCUCUCUAUGGACAAAAAAGCUCCAGGCCGAAGUCUUGGCUGAAUCUGAUCCUCGGCACGCUCUUCCUGACUGUUUUUCACAUAGUUCUUACCAGGCUGACGGGUGCUGUGUGAGCCUGAGGCCGAGUGUUUUGACAGAUAUAUUUUAGCUGGGCAACAAACUAAACGAUAAGUAAAUCUAAGUGCUGGACGAAAACCUGAGAGCAUGCUGGAUUGAAUUCAUGUUUCAUGUCUUACAAGUUCAGCUGGUUGGCAGAUGCUAAAGCAAGGCGGCUGUAUGUUUGUUUGUUUCUUGAUGAUUUUCCCACUGAUAUAUGCUCUGAGGGCCAAAGGAAACUACACAGCUGGUAUGUCAGAUAAUGCGCAUUACAAGUGAUUAUCAUCUCUAAGAACUUGGCUCGCUGGUCAGUUGUCACUGGCAUUGAGACAAAUAUGUUUGAGUCACGGUCCUGUCAUUGAAAGGAUCAAAAAUAGGCUCACAUUUUCAUGACUGAAACCUAAAAAUCUAACAUAGUUUUGUUUUUCUUUAUUAAGGAGUUAAAAAUUGAUCGCACAAAAGAGGUGGCAAUAAACAUUUCCGAUAGCAGAUGGUUCUAUCGGAGUGUAUUUUGAAUUUUUGCAACGUUCAUCUGCAAGUUUCUUUUAAAUCUUGUUGUCUCGGCCCUCAGCCAUUGAGUCUUUUCCUGCUGUGCAAGUUUACCAAAUGUUGUCUCCACACAGCUGCUUUUCUUGACACCAGGUAGGAAAUAGGAGCUCUCACAGGAAAGAACCGCAUUGGUGGUUUUUGCACUUUUAAGCCCAUUAAGUUCAAAUUGUGUGUGCUUAACAUUACUGCGGGCCAUUUUCCAAAGUGAACCACACUCCAGGCAUUCACCACCUUCCAAGCAGCCAUUAGCUUCAGUUGUUCAUGCCAAUAUUGUAUGAUACUCUACUUACAAAACCACCAUUAUAGUGCUUUAAUAUAAUACUAGCCACUAUGGGAUGGGAAAGGUUUUUCUAGCUGCAGCUUGUUUUUGCAAAUGCAGCAUCAUCCAAAAUCAUUCAUGAUCAGUGAUGACACUCUGAAGAGUCUGAAUGCUUCACUUCAGAUUAUUUCAAAAACAUGGGGACCAAACUUUUGGACUUCAAGUUAAAAAACAGGCCUUCCAGCAAGAAGACCACCCUGCCACCGGCAGCACACGCGUCCAAAAAUCUUGUUAAUAUGGAAGUUCCAUACGCUCUUAUAAUAUCACAGAGGCAGGCUUUGCGCAAGUGUAUACUGAAGCGCAAGAGAGACUUAGUUGUUGAAAGGUGUGGGCUUCUGUCUGUGAAUAUGUUGCUAUGUUGCUGUAUGUUUAUCACAGCUGGGGAUCUCUGGAGUAUAAGAUGAGGAAUAGGUGUGCGUAGCUGAGCCAGGCUAGUUGGCUGGCUUGUUAUGGAUCAGUGAACAAGAUCUCUGAUGUGGGAGGAACUCAUCGCUGGCAAGCACUCUCAUCUGGCCUGCUGGAUCUCUUGAUUUAAGACGACAUGUCAAGGAUGUGUAGUUGCUAGACUAUCUUAUUGGCACCAAAGCUAGGUUUCUUUUCCAGGCAGGAUUAGCACUGUACAAGCGUCAGGGAAGGAGUUUUAUGUAAUGAACGAACGCGUCGGUUUAGUCCAGCCCCCCUGGCCUGGAUUUAAGAUACUACUGCAAGUGACCCAGUUGAUCAGCUUUAGAGAGGAUUUUUCAAAGCUUGAAUUUUGUUUUACUGUUUGGUGAAAGUGGCUCUUAUUUUGACAGGACUCUAGUGAGUGAGACUCAAGUACUUCAUUGAUACUAGUGCAAAGACAUAGAAAUAUUAAAGGCCAGGGAGUUAGACCUUGUAAGUUUUCGUAACUUAGGGAAUGCAAGAUCACUUUUUUGCACUGUAACUUUUAGAUAAGUAUUUGUUCAAUAAGACUAAUCACUACUGAUAACUAGCAGUGUAUUAAAAUAUAAUAAGAUAGUUAUUUGGUGUGUCUUGUAAAUCAGUUGUUAUGUUGGUUCAGGGUUUCAAACAUAUCUUCAAACCAUCAUUUUGGGUCAGGUUUUUGGAGAGAUAUUCUCCAUGCACAUUGGUGCCGUGCUGUCAGAUGGAUUGACAGGAAGGGGAUGUUCUUGUGACAGAUUUGAUCCUUACAGGUUUCUGUAUUUCUCAGCAGGUUUUCUACAGUUUUCCUCUGUUACGCGUGUCAAACUUGUGCACACUGACAAAACUGUCUAACUCCAGUUUUGUGCUUCUCUAUUUUUCCAAUUUUCUAGUUUGGCAUUUUUAGUCUUUUACUGCAUAAUACUGCACUAUAUAAAGAAAGUUUACAUAGAAAAAAGUAAAAUUAUUGUGUUAUUAUUUUUUAGCUCCCAAUUUUCUAUCGAUUUUUACACGUGUGUGCAUUUUAUGAACGUAACCCUAUGUUUGUUUAGCAUAUGUUACAGCAUGAGGAAUCCAUACAGAACUGCUGAGGGGUUUACAAUUUAUAGUGUGUGGAGAAUCAAUGUCCUGCUUCUCUCCUUGUUCCCAGCAUUUAUACAAGUCCUAUCCAGUCCAGACUGCCUUUCAAGAACAAUCUUCAAUAGAUUUAUGUUUACUGCAUAACCCUUUAUAUUAUACAAGCCUCACAAAUCCACCUAUGUCUUCUGCACUUCCCAAUUCAGGGUAGAAAACCUUUUCCCCUAUUUUUUUGUGAUGUCCAGACUUUUUUAAAGCAAAGAUGGAGGUGACGAUGAAGUCACUCUAUAACCAGGUGGGCGGUCAUGGGUGUUUAAGCCCCUUUAAUUAGAUUUGGUGCAAAGAAUGGGGUCAUUAUAUAUAUUAGUGUCUGUGUUAGCAUGUACACGUUCCACCAGCUCUCAUCACCACAGGUGGCUAAUCCAUCACAGACCGCCAGGAAGAUAUGAGCCAUAGCCAGACAUGAGGCCAGAUCCCAAAGAUAGUGUUAGUCUCAACACUGAACUCUCUAGGAAAUCCCACCAAUGAUCUCAAAUCCCCAACCGUAAACACGGACUAGAGGAGGACGUACAGUAUGACCUGCUGAAAGCCAUAACUGUCUGGCCAUUUUAAUGCAUUGACUACAAACCCUGAAGCAGUACUUUCAAUAUCCCUGUGUUUUAAUAUCCUGUAGGAGCAGCAGUAUGGGUCAAGGUGGUGGUGUUUUAGUCUGUCUGUAGCCUGUAGGUAUGAGUGAUGGUGAAGACAUGUGUAGGUGUGUAAGUGGGAUAGGAGAGGGUUGUCUGCUGCGGUGGUCCUGGUCCUGUAUUCUGGGAAAUGAGAUUCAAGUACAAUGAUAAGCAAAUCCAUUCUGGCCUUAGACAGAAUUUGGAUAUGCAUGUUGAACUGUGAGAGAAUAUAACAACAUGAUGUUGGUAAUUUUUAAAAAGAUAAACAUCUAUGGUAACACUUUACAAUAACCAUAACUUAUAAAUGGUAAAUAGACCAUUUAUAAAUGGUAAGCAGAUAGUUUAUUUAUGUUAAAUCAUCAUUUAUAAAUAGCAUAUAGACCAUUAAUAAGUUUUACAUUUUACAAUUUUAAAAACCUAACCCUAUCUUUACAAUAACCAUCUAAGUAAUGUUUAUGGUUUAUAAACCACUUAUUAAUCAUUUACGAAGUGCUACUGACACACAUUUUAAUCUAAAUGUUUUACAACCAAUAUUUUAACCUUAUAUAAACCAUUGAUAAAUAGUCUUUUAAUAAUUAAUAAAAAUUAUUAAUCACAAUUUCAUUGCUUGUUAAUGGUAAACUAAGUAUUAACUUACAUUAAUAAACUAUCCAUUUGCCAUUUAUAAUUGGUCUAUAUUUAAAUCAUGAUUAUUGUAAAGUGUUACCAAAUCUAUAAAACAUUUACAGUAAUGGUAGUUGUGUAGAACAGUCAUCAUAUUAAAAAAGGUCAAAUUGUGCUGAAAGUCGAGUUUUUGAGCUGUGAGACUGAACAAGUGAAUGUUGUUUACCGCCAAUUUAAUCCUUAUUCCUUCACCAACUUUUAAUAAUAGUAUUAUUGUAUAAAGUAUUGCGUAUUUUUCAGUUGGGCACAACAGGAAACCCCUGACCUCAUCAGAUGAUUUUACAGGAUUCGCACAAAUGGAAAUUAUCAAGAACAUCAGAAUUUCUAGGAAAUCAAACACUCCCGAUAUUGUCGCCUUAUGAGACCGAUAUUGUUUCUAUGGAGUGUGACGGAGACGACGUGAUGCCAUAAAGCCCCCGGGUCUUGGCGGGCCUUCAAGGCUUCCAGAUCUGAGGGUGAAUGCUCUUUUAAACAAGCACCAUAAACGCUGCUGAACAAUGCCGGGCCUCAGUAAAAAACUUCAGACGGAGAAACAACCCCACGCACUGAGGACAUUUCCCAUUUGUGUUUUGUGAGGAAACCUUUGUUGUAUUAUGAAAUUUCUGAGUGAUUUAAUAGAUUUCCUCACAGCGUACAAUGUUUAUUUGUGUGUGUGCGCCUGUGUGUGUGAGUGUGGAGGGGGUAGAGGAAUGAUGUUAAGUAGAUGGGACAAAUGAGUUCAAAGGUCAGGUCAAGACCUCUGUCUGCUGUGCGUCCCUGUGUAAGUAGUUUGGAGGUUUUUGUUGGAUUGAGGAUUAACGUCUGAGAUGUGUGUUCAAGUGGUCUAAGUCAGAAUGUGUGCUCUUGAAAUUUCACCUUUAAAUUUUUCACAGUGUAUAGGAUAGCCCCCUGAACCUCACUACAACCUGUCAGAGACCCUUCCCACUCCCUCCUCUCUUACUAAAGGUUACCUGUCAGUUCCUCACCUCCUAAUCCAUGGUUACACCACACCACCUGUCCCUUCGCCGGUUUUUCAAACACACCACAGGGGAGAUCUUUCCUUAUUUUCCACACGCAGUAAAUGUAGGAUCCAUAAACAUGAAUUGGUCUCACAGAUGCUGGGUUUUUACAGUACUCUGGAAAUCAUAACAAGUAGUGCUAUGGUGUGUGAUAUUUGGACAAGUGCAGAUGUAUGGACCUGUGAGGUGACUAUAUUAUGGGACAUAACUGUCAUAACAGAAAGGCCCUUAGCUCGUAUAUAAUAAAUAUGACACAUGUAUGUUUUUCUUUUACGCAGAUUUGAGGAUCCUGCUGGUUUUGUUGAUGUGAUGCAUUCUGAAAUCCUCGUGUCUCACGGGCUGUUUGACACAGUCCGACCGUCUAUGUCUCACCACAUUCUUCUUUUCCCUCAGGUGUCGGCCGCAGACCAGGAUCGUGGUUCCUUUGGUGCUAUAUCCUACACCCUGGGCUCUGGGUCUGGAAGUGCAGUACCAACGCAAUUUACCAUAGACAAGGAGACAGGCCAGCUUUGCACCAGUACGGCUCUGGACCGGGAUGAGGGAUUGGAGAAGUUUGAUCUGACCGUCACUGCAACAGAUGGCGUAAGGACCUUCUUACUAUGAAACUCUGAGGAAUAGCAAUUCGUAGUUGAAAUCUGUGUUUUAGUUUCUUUUUUUCACAACAAAUCACUUAAUUUGGCAAAGAGUGGUCUCUUUGGAAAUUUGUUUCCUGACUUUUCUUGCCGAAAGUUAAUAUUAAGAACCAAUACCGUACAUCUUGUAUAUAAAAUCUAAUUUUGAUGUUAGCAUACUGGCAUGCUAGGGGGGAACAGAUUGCCUUGGAUAGGCUGAACUGAAACAGCCUCUUGUGAAAAUGAAAUAGGAUGUCAUUUUUCUUAAAUUUUACUUGGCUGGGUUUAUUUGUUCAAGCUUUUAUCUUAAGCUGAGCUAACUGGCAGCAAGUGGUGGCUCCAUAUUCAAUUCACAGACAAAGAGUGGUUUCAAACUUCUCCUUUUAUUCAUGGCAAAAAAGCAUAUAACCCUAUUUCCAUCAAAAGUGACUUUUUUUGAACAUGGUUGCAACCUUUAUGCAAUCAAAGGCCAGUUUUUCUGAGCAUGAAAUGGACUUCAAAAAAGAUCAGAAAGUCACAGAGGACUGAGCACCAGCUCUGUUUGCUGCUCCAUGACCGAACGCUUUCCCUGCUGAGGGUGUACUGCUCCUUAUGAUCAAAGUUCCUAGCUGACGGCAAAUUAAAGAUGUGUACAGCUGCUUUUGAAUAAAUCUCGGAGAGACACUCGGACAUGUUUUGAAGAAGACAGCAUCCUGUCUCUUGCAAUCCGUCUUCAAAAAAUCAAGGGGAACCGCGACAGCAUGGCAAAGCAAUCAGAACAAACACAGAGGGAAGACGGAGGCUGAGAAGUAAGAAAACAGAUCCUUUGAAACGCACAGUUUCACUGAGCUCUUACAGUAGGAUACCAUUGACUGAAAAUACCUAAUGUACCGUAAUGCUUCACUUGACAAUAUUCAAACUCUUUGUUUCGGGUAGCAGUCAGUCACAUUAGAUGCAUCCAAAUAGGUGUUAAUGGUGGAUUCAAUCAUUGAUUUUUAAGUUUAUAAUGAAAGAGUAGAGAAAUAUAAUACACGUCCAUGUAUUGUUGUGUAUCAUAGCAGCUGUGGCAGUGUUAAUAGUUUUUAUUUACCACAGCUCAGGUAAAAAUUUAAUUCAGGUCUGUAAUUUACCAACCACACUCCCUCAUGCAUCCUCUCUCCCAGCUCAUUCCCAGCUAAAUUCAGCUGGUGUCUCUUCCAUCUCCUUCAGACAUCCCUGUUUUUAAUGGCCUCGUAAAACUAAGCCCGCAGAUACAGUUUAAUGAGGGCAAACUCUUUUCCUUGCUGACAAAUGCAUACAACGCUUGAUUGGCUCCAUAUUUCAGAGAUCUUCAGCAGAGAAGUCAUCUCAGUGUGUCCUUUUACAGCUGCAUCCUCUUUACAGUUCGACAUAAAUCUGUUGUCACAGUUUCAUGACAUGAAAGUCCUGCGCUUUUCGCUACGGGAUGGAAAACAAAUCAAAUAUUGUGUUUCAAAUCAGGAAGGGAGGGAGGAUGUGGGUAAAUAAACUUGCUCCUAUUUUGAUUUACUCUGAAAUCCCUUUUGUCUAAACCCUUAAAAAUAGGUGAGGUAUCUCCACCAGUGAAACCAAAAUAACCUGCAAGGGUUGUUAGCAUAUUGCACUAAUGAAGUCUUUGGAGUCUGAGUCAGCAGAACAAGGUUUAGCUAAUGGAGCCAUGCUAUUGACAUCCUGCACUUUCAGCUAACCAAAAUUUGCAUUUAACUGACUUAUACUGCAGUUGGUACAGUCUACUGCAUACAAUUGUCGGGUGCAUGUUUAAAAGGGGCUUUACGGUAGUUUAAGGUUCUCUUUGUGGUGCUGUUACUCUGCGAAUUCAGUGCAUGCAGCACCACAGGAGCCCCUUUUGUCAACAAAGCUGUCAAUCAUGGUGUAAUAAAAUUUAAUUUCUCGGAAAAAGAUAUUGAGCUACAAAUUAAUAUCUUGAUUGUUAUAAUUACCAGAAAAAAACUGAUUUUUGGAGUUUUACAGAGGCAGGUUUAAUGCCCAGCAGGGGACCAUCAACCUUUUUUUUCCCAAUAUUUAGGAGCUGUCAUGUCCUCCAUUUUCAAACAGUCCAUAUCAAGUAGUCGGUUAAAAUCCAUAUCAUUGUUAGACCAUUGUCAGUGUCUAUCUCAAGAAUAUUUGGCUGCAGCCUUGAGCCUCCAGCCUCAUGUCUGCUUGGCCACAUUACCCGAACUUCUAAUUUUCAAAAUAAAAGCCUCUGUAAGUCCUUUACUAACUGCAGUCUUGUUACUGAAUGUUCAAAACGAGAUUUCUUCAUUCUGCAUAAGUUAGUAUGGAGUUAGUAUGUUCGUUGUGACUUUAAGCCAUACAUAUUGUUUGUAGAUUUCUAGUGGUCGGCAUUGAUUUGGCUCAGAGUUAACUUACUUGAAUGUAGGUGUAAAAAUCUGAAGUGAAAUCUAAUCCAGAGAUGUUUUUAUUUGAAGGGGGGUCUGAGCUCAGUAGCCCGUGUGCGAGUCACUGUGGUGGACAUCAAUGACAACAGGCCCGCCUUCUACCCAGUACUCUACACGGUCAGCCUCAGCACCCACAGUGCCCCAGGAACCUCUGUUGUCAAGGUGACGGCAAAUGACCCAGAUGCUGGAGAAAAUGGGAGGGUGACUUACCGAACGAUACCUGGAGGGGGCUCUGCUUUCUUCACCCUCAACAAGGACACAGGUAUGUGUCUGCACAGUACAAAUUUUAAACAUUAAAACUAAGUUUAUGAAGUAUUCAGUUUUAUUUACUUAUCUUUCUUCCUAUACAGGUGUAAUCUCUCUCUCUCGCUCACUCCACGGUAAAGCCAAUACCGUGAUUUCCAUGGUGAUAUCAGCUGAAGAUGGUGGUGGCUUAACGGCGCCAGUCAAUGCCAGAGUCAAUGUGAGUGUGGUGGGAGGCUCUGUGGCGUCUCCGGUGUUUGAACAGGCCCAGUAUUUCUUCACCGUGUCUGAGGACGUUCUAAGAGGGACAUCGGUGGGAGUCGUGCGUGCUGCCUCCAAGACAGGUAAGAGCGAAUGUUCUUUGAAAUCCUUUAAAGUCCCACUCCAAUUGUUUUUAUUUUUUUACUACUAAAAGUGUUAUCUGUGGUCUUUUAAUUGUGAUUAUUGAGUUUUUAGCCAAAAUCAUAUUACCUGAGUCAUUUUCCAGGGCUUUUCUUCCGCAGAGCUCCAGUAGCUCAUUAGCAAUUCGCCUCUGAGUCGUGGAUGGAGACAGCACUGCUCCACACACUCCUCUUCGCGUUAGCUUGUAGCGUAACAUUGCCAGUGUAGUCAAAGUGGCAGGUAACAUAGGAACUAUUCAUCUCUAGUACACUAAUGUCUUUAGGGUCAUGAUGGAAGUUAAUAUCAUAAUUAGCUUUCUUAGGAGCAUUGCAAUCCACUAAUGCAGACACUUGUUCCACGAUCAUCCUCACUAUUUCUCCGAGCCUGGCUAGCAUUGCAGGGCUCCAAGAGCGGAGCUUGGAUUUGCUACCUAAGAAAUCUCACUGUAUCUGACCCUGCCAUUUGGGUCUGCCAGAGAUUCACAGUGAUUUGAAUUGCGAAAUACUCAGAAAUGCAAUUUCACACUUAUUUUUUUCAUGAUUUGCCCUGUAGCAUCAGAAAAAUGCUAUAAGAACAUGUAAAAAACAGGAAAAACAUGAUUUCCAUCGCAGUGGGUCUUUAAUUAAGUGAUCUGCUUGAUGUUUUCAUACCGUUGAUGGUUUUAUGUAGUGAGUGAAAAAAAGCUGCAAUGGGACAUUUUACAAAAAGACUAGACUGUACUGUUUGUUUUGGUGUUCAGCGAUGUAACAUUAAUCUACCAUGAGCAUGAACUUGGCCACAACGGCAGGAAAACACGUCCUCCUAAAAGGCAGAAACCUCCAGACUAAUUAAUGAACAGCCAUCUGUUACAAUUAGAUGCCUUCUUUUUAAAUGCACUCCAUAUGAUUUGCCAGUGGGAACCUUUUUUUACGCGACCUACCUGGUUUCAUCUUUCUAACAAGCACUUGUACAAAAAUGCACUUACGGGCAGCAGAGUGUAUGACUUACCUCUUAGUCUCAGUACUUGUCCAAAUAGCAACAAGAGCAUUAAAAACGCUCAUCCGUCACACAACGUGGGCUGUAAUGGAUAUUUUUUUCACCCUGGCUAGACAGUAUUAAUGACAGAGGUUAAGAUUUGGUUUGGGCUGUAAGUCUGAGUGGGAGUGUGGAUGAAAUGUUUUCAGUUGUGAGGUGGACAGAAAAACCAUUAGCUCUGUGUUAGCUGUACUAGCCUGUUAGUAAUUCUAUCUCUAUGCCUACUUUGAGUGUCCAAAACCUUUAUUAACACUGAAAUAAAGAACAAAAACACCACAUCUGAGUCUGUACCGAGUGGAUAUGGACCUGUACCGGUAUUUAUGUUAUGUUAAGUAUGUAUUCAUCAUUUUGAAUAUAACGUGCAGCCUGUAUUUCUUCAACUAGUUCAUUUUUUAUUCACGUAGUCAGAGAAAAUCUAGUCGCCUCAACCUCUAAAAUUCGAACAUUUGACUUCCAUGCAGGUGGUGCUAAGGAUAUCUUCUACUCCAUUUCUUCCGGUGACCCAGAUGGUUACUUUACAGUGGACAGUGCCUCUGGUACCAUCCGCACUGCCCUCCCACUGGACCAUGAAACCUGCUCCAGUCUUGAUCUAGAGAUCCAGGCACGCUCUGGCUCUCCACCGGCGUAUGGUACAAGCCGCGUACGAAUAACCAUUUCAGACAUCAACGACAACUCUCCAACCUUCUUCCCUUCUUCAUCUGAGUCCCUCCUUCUACCCGAGAUCACCAAGAUGGGGACUGUUAUCUACACCAUCCAAGCCACGGACAAGGACUCAGGUCAUAACGGUCAGCUCAGCUUUGAUCUGGUCUCCGCUGGGGUUGCAGGCAGCAGCGGUCAGAGGACGUUCGGUGUUGACCGAGGUAGUGGAGAGGUACGCCUGAUUGGGAGUCUGUCAUAUGAGAGUGUCCCACGCUAUGAUCUCCAGGUGGUGGCCAAGGAUGGUGGAGCCCCUCAGCUCAGCUCCACCUUCACCCUCGUGGUGCACAUUCAAGCACAAGAUGCACAAGGCCCCAACUUUGACACCCUGACAUACCGAGUGGAGCUACGAGAAAACACCCCGCUCAACACGCGUUUCCUUCAGGUUCGAGCUCUGAACAGAGAGGCCUCUGGAAAUGGUGGAAGCUCCUCCUCAUCCUCCUCUUCCUCUAUUUCUUACCGCCUCAGGCCAGACGGAGACGCCGCAGGUUUUGGCAUCAUGCCUGAUAGUGGUUGGCUGUUUGUUCGAAGCUCUCUGGACAGAGAGGUUAAAGACAUGUACCUGCUGACCGUUCUGGCUACUUCAGGCCCUGGCGGGAUGGGAAGAACUGGAAGCGCGGCAGUCAGGGUGACUGUGACAGAUGAGAACGAUAAUUCUCCGAGACUGAGCCAGGAGAGGGUCUUCCUGGCUGUUAGAGAGAACUUACUGGCAGGAACAGGCUUCGGCAGGGUGUCUGCAACAGACAGAGAUGCUGGACUAAACUCAAGACUCACCUACAGGCUCCUGCACACUGACAGACACUUUCAGAUUAACUCACAAACAGGUAAAAAUGGACAACCUAAUCCCCUUUUCUGUUUAUUGAAACUAAAGACAUUUCUACACUUGUAGCAGAUUGUUGUAAUCAUGUAGCACUUCCAGGAUCGUAGUUACUUCAUAAACAAAACAACACCAGCAUGAUUUCCCUUGAGGAAUUAAUAAUUUGUUAUUUGUCAGUUCAAAUUAACAUGGUAAUGACUCCCUAACUAUUGCAAGUAUCGCAGUCUGAAGCCUUUCCUUUUUACCCUUUUUUAUGAAGGCGAGAUCAGUACUCGCCUCGCUCUGGACAGGGAGCUGCAGUCCAGCUACCAGCUCAUUGUGGUCGUCCAGGAUGGGGGGACGCCUCCUCGCAGCGCCACUGGGACUGCUCACAUCACUGUGUUGGAUGAAAACGACCACGCGCCCAGUUUCGCCCAUGCCAGACCUGACAGAGAGCUUCUGCUCCAGGUGAGAAUGAGGACGAAUUGAGACUACUUCAUAUAGACGAGUAUGCAAGCAUAGAAGGAAUUUGCAGCUGUAUGUUUUAUUACCUUUAUUCUCAGUGUAGGACUUUGGUUACUGUAUUAUUUUCCCAUCCAGCUUUCGAAAAUAACGGCUUUCUGUGCUGACUGUUCACCUUAAAGGACUUUUUGUCCUCUUUUGAGUUUUCUUGCACGUCAUGACAGAACAAUUCUUGGAAAAAAAAAAAAAAAGAUAAUGAAAAGGUAUAAACAAAGAUAAAAUUCUGUAUCUACUUAAAAAGGGAUGUUAUUUUGAGAAGAUAUGAGCUUGACAACAAUCUUUUUCUAUCGUAGGUCAUGGAAGGUCUUCCAUCUGGGACAGUUAUCGGGACCAUUACAGCCAAAGACCCUGAUGAGGGAGAGAAUGGGACUGUGUACUACUCUUUGUCCGGUGAGCUCUUAAAGUCUCUUUAAUCCCGUAUUAUCUUGUUUCCAGUCAUCUCAUUUGUCUAACCAGUGUUUGCAUGUGUGAAAUCAAUACGUUAACUUUAUAUAUAAUCCUGUUAUGUCUCCUAAAGGCUCCAGAGCAGAGCGUUUCUCCUUCAGCCCGACCAGUGGUGAGCUAAGAACUGCUUCCCCUCUGAGAUGGGCGGAGCGGUCAGAGUAUGCCUUCACUGUGACUGCUGCUGACCACGGCACCCCAGGCCUCAGCUCCUCCUGCCAGCUACGAAUCCAAGUAAACACUAUCUUCAUUUAUUUGAUAUCAAUACACUUUCCCAGAUUUACGACGACAAAUUCUUUCUCUUCUUCAAAAUAUUUUAGAAAGCCGCAGCCAGCUGGAAACAAAGAUUUACUCUUAUGAGCUAACCCAAAAACGCCACAUCCACUCAUUACCUCAGUCCCUUUACAUUCCUCGCCGCGAGUAAUUUCCUCAAGCUGUGCACAAAUGAACAGUAUAACUGUCACAGGAAUUAGAAAAGGAGGUAAAUAUGAGAUGGAGAGAAGCUGAACCUGUGCCUGAACAAACAAAAGCAUCUCUCCAAUCUACUGCAUGUUUCCUGCUCCAAAGGUUAGUGGGGUAACUGAAACCCAAGGUGAGAAACCCAGAGCUGCAGAAGGGAGUGGGUCUGGACUGAGUUAUGGUCCUGAACUUUCUUUAGGAGGGUCAAUCCCGCAUAUCAGCAUGCAGUAUCAAGAAUGCAACAGUGGAAAAAAAAAAAAUGCGGGAAAGCAAUGGUGGGGGUUUUGAAGGUGUUGUUUUUAUGUGAUGUGAUUUCAGAAAGGAAAAGGAUGUUAAUUAGAGCAGGAGAGCUUGCCCAAGAUUUCGCCUGCUCUCUUGUGUAACUCGGAGAUUAGACAGAGGGGAAACAGGUACCUUGGAAUCAAAUGCUCCCAGAUGAGAUUUGAUGAGAGCCAGCUGUAUCGAGUAACACAGAGACAAAGAGAGAAAGAGAGAGAGAGCAGGUAUAAAUACGCAAGUGCAUGGUAGCUAGUUGGGAUACACGUGCUCAGAGUAAUGACACAUUCAAACACUUUCAUGAAGUAACGUUUGCCUAUAAUGGUUUUUAGAUAACAUUUCACUGAGCUGGGGGUAAAAUCUGUCACUGUAUACACCCAGAGUUUUUUCAGACACACACCACCUGCCAGCUCCAUAAGGAAAUUUGAUCAUUGCUCAGAAAAAUAUAUUUUUUUAGAUGAAGAAUACUCACACAAACACCAGCUAAAAGAGAGAAGAUGAGAGUGAGAGGAGAAACGUUUACGUUCUUCACACUAACAUCUGUGUCUCUUAAAGUUUCCUCUACACGGACAUUUGUUUGGAGUAAAUAUGUUGAUCUGCAGAUAACAUCCAAUCUGAACUGUGACGGUUGAUCUGGAUUGGAGCUAGUUAAACUUUUAUUUUCUGCCUUGAGCUCUUUGAUCAGUCCAAAAAAACAUGGAGAGGCCUGAGGCUGUUGCAAAAUGCGGCUAAAGCCCCCCUCGGCACUAGACUGCGGCAUGAGGAUGCAUCACUUAUUGCUCUGCUGAAAUAUUUACUUCCCAUUACACUCUUCAUUAUUUGGUCACAGGUCACAAACCCAGACUCUCAUUUGGAAGGAAGAAUGCCAGAAGGAGUGUACAUAAUUUCUUCAUGCACAAUGAGAAUGCCUAUGAGGGUUAUUAUAGGAAAAACAACAAAGCAGGAGCAGACUACAGCCCAAGGCCAUGGGAUGGGCUGGGUUAGCGUAUGUAGCUUCAUUGUCUGCAAAAGAAAUCAGACAUGCGCAGGAAAACAUUCCUCUUGGCAUUUUGAUGCUUUGACAGGGGCGUGUGAGUCGAUAAAUUUCAUCCAGACUAUCAGGAUUUGUUACUGCAGGUAGCUUUUGUGACAUUCAGGGGUUCAAACCAAAGCGAUAGUCCCUCUGGCUUUUUGAGACAUCUGCUUUUUUAAGUCUUUGAAGGAUGAAGCAUUGAGGAUGUAUGUGUUGUCAUGUUGAUAAUAAAAAAACACAAGUGCGGUAAUGCAACAGCUGUGUGAUACCUUAAAGUGACAAGUGAAGAAGAGGUUAGAAAAUAAAGCUAAUACGUAUGAAUACAAGGUACUUUCCGCAAACCCUGUCCAAAAGCUCCCGGAUACGCCCCUGUGCUCGAAAAUAAGGACUCUGUAUAUCUUAAAGUUACGGUUUGUUUGACUUAAUUUGGGAAUGAUUGGAUUUGUUUAGAAAGUUUAUUUAUUAAUGAUUGUUAUCAAAUGUUAUCUUGAUACUUUUGAUUCAGUUAAGACAACAAAUAAAUAAGCCUGUUUGACCUUUGAUUUCCUUCCUUCAGGUCCUCAGCUCCUCCAAGUCCAACCCCAAGCCCAACAUGCUUGAAAUGACCCUGAACACGGUGGAAGGAGCCGCUCCAGGCUCCAUUAUUGGCUCUGUACGCUCACAUGACCAGCAUGAGUCUGCUCUACUGGAAGGUCAGGUGACCUACCUGAUAGUAGGAGGGACAGACCGAGAUGGGACAUUCAUGGUCGACCGUUUAAAGGGGGAUGUGAUCCUGGUACGAGAACUGGACUUUGAGAAGGGGUCGAGGUACACGCUGCAGAUUGAGGUGUCCGACUUCUCCCAGGCGUUUCCCAGCAGCCAUUUGGUGCAGCUGGAUAUUAAUGUACAGGACAGCAAUGACCACUCUCCCAUGUUUACUGAGGACCCUGUCACCAUAGUGAUCCCAGAGAACAUCGAGCCGGGGGCUUCUAUCUACACCUUCCAGGCUUUAGAUCAGGUAAGAAUCUGAAUUCAUGGUCUAUAGCAAAUACUUUCUCUAUUUUAAAUGAUGGCUCUUAUUUUUAUAUAAGAUUAUUUAAUGUAUGUAAUGUACAUUAAAAAUGUCAGAAAAAAAAGAGGACAGGGCUUACUCCUGUCGACCCCAGUAUAAGGAAUAGUGAAAUAUAGCAAAAAUGAAAGCUUACGAUUUUAUCAUUUUAGAAAGUGGAAUCUAUUUUUUCGGCUUCAAAUGUUGAAAAUCUACAAUCUUCUAAUAUUUGUGGUAGAGGGUGUUGAAUCAAUUUAUUAACCAAUUACUUUUGCACAAUCACCCAAAGCUGGAUACAAUUGUGAGUUUAAUAAUCCCGCAAACUCAUUCUUCUCUAGUUGAAUAUUAUCUCAGCAAAAAAUAAACACAUUUCAAUCAGGAAAGCUAUACGAUAGAUUGAAAAGCUCGGGAAAAACAAAUCAAAAACAUGGAUUUCAAAUCAAAGAGUUAACUCUCACUUGUCUACAUUGGCUACUUGUCUGUUUUCUAACAGGAUGGCAGUGGACCCAACAGUGAGCUACUUUACUCCAUCGAGCAUUACUGGCCGAACACGCCUGAUCUUCUCACCCUCGACCCCGCCAGUGGAGUCCUCACCCUCGGCCAGAAGUUAGAUCGUGAGUCGACGCCAUCUCUCUACCUCGUGGUCCGGGCCACAGACCAAGCGGUCGAUCCUUCUCAGAGACGUUGGGGAUCAGUCACAGCACGAGUGUUUGUGACGGAUGAAAACGACAAUCAUCCAAAGUUCAGCUCGCCGUCUGCAGUCAGCGUCAUGGAGGAUCAACCUGUAGGGUGAGUGUUAUAUCUACACACGUGGACAAAAUUGUUGGUACCCCUCAGUUAAAGAAGGAAAAACCCACAAUUCUCACUGAAAUCACUUGAAACCUACAAAAGUAACAAUAAAUAAAAAUUUAUUGAAAAUUAAAUAAUCAAAAUCAGCCAUUACGUUUGAAAUGUUGAUUAACAUAAUUAUUUAAAAAAAACAAACUAAUGAAAUAGGGCUGGACAAAAAUGAUGGUACCUCUAUAAAAGAUUGAAAACUAUUUGACCAGAGUGACAUGAUUAACUCAGGUGUGUCCUUUAAUUGACAUCACAGGUGUUUCCAAACUCAUAAUCAGUCAGUCUGCCUAUUUAAAGGGAGACAAGUAGUCACUCUGCUGUUUGGUGAAAAGGUGUGUACCACACUGAACAUGGACAACAGAAAGCGAAGGAGAGAAUUGUCCCAGGACAUCCGAAAAAAAAUUAUAGACAAACAUCUUAAAGGUGCAGGCUAUAAGACCAUCUCUAAACAGCUUGAAGUUCCUGUGACAACAGUGGCUCAUAUUAUUCAGAAGUUCAAGACCCACGGGACAGUAGCCAACCUCCCUGGACGUGGCCGCAAGAGGAAAAUUGAUGACAGAUUGAAGAGACAGAUCGUCGAAUUGUAUCCAAAGAGCCCAGGACAACCUCCAAAGAAAUUAAAGGUGAACUCCAAGGCCAAGGUACAUCAGUGUCAGAUCGCACCAUUCGUCGUUGUUUGAGCCAAAGUGGACUUCAUGGGAGACGACCAAGGAGGACACCACUGCUGAAAAAAAAUCAUAAAAAAGCGAGACUGGAAUUUGCAAAAAUGCAUGUUGACAAGCCACAAAGCUUCUGGGAGAAUGUCCUUUGGACAGAUGAGACCAAACUGGAGCUUUUUGGUAAGGCACAUCAACUCUAUGUUCAUAGACUCAAAAACCAAGCAUACGAAGAAAAGAACACUGUCCCUACGGUGAAACAUGGAGGAGGCUCAGCAAUGUUUUGGGGCUGCUUUGCUGCAUCUGGCACAGGGUGUCUUGAAUGUGUGCAAGGUAAAAUGAAAUCUGACGACUAUCAAGGCAUUCUGGAGAGAAAUGUGCUGCCUAGUGUCAGAAAGCUUGGUCUCAGUCGCAGGUCAUGGGUCUUCCAACAGGACAACGAUCCAAAACACACGGCUAAAAACACCCAAGAAUGGCUGAGAGAAAAGCGUUGGACUAUUCUAAAGUGGCCUUCCAUGAGCCCAGAUCUGAAUCCCAUUGAACAUCUGUGGAAGGAGCUGAAACAUGCCAUUUGGAGAAGACACCCAUCAAACCUGAGACAACUGGAGCAGUUUGCUCAUGAGGAGUGGGCCAAAAUACCUGUUGACAGCUGCAGAACGCUCAUUGACAAAUACAGAAAUCGUUUAAUUGCAGUGAUUGCCUCAAAAGGUUGUGCAACAAAAUAUUAAGUUAUGGGUACCAUCAUUUUUGUCCAGCCCUAUUUCAUUAGUUUGUUUUUUUUUAAUAAUUAUGUUAAUCAACAAUUCAAAAGUAAUGGCUGAUUUUGAUUAUUUAAUUUUCAAUAAAUUUUUAUUUAUUGUUACUUUUGUAGGUUUCAAGUGAUUUCAGUGAGAAUUGUGGGUUUUUCCUUCUUUAACUGAGGGGUACCAACAAUUUUGUCCACGUGUGUAUCUACAAUAUAUCUAUAUGGUAUAUCUAUUGGAUGUGGUUCCUUUUUUUUUGUUAUAAACCAAAUUUUUUCCGUCAACAGGUUUGUGAUUUUGUAUGUGAUGGCUCGGGAUGAAGAUGAGGGAGAAAACGGCAGAGUGUCCUACAGAAUCCAGGGAGGCAACAGUGCUGGUCGCUUCAGUCUGAACCCCAACACUGGUGAGCAGAUUUUUAAGGGUAUUACACGGCGUUUAUAAAAUCUUGAUGUUAAAGUAAUCUUACAAGGUUUGUGCUGACGAGGAAUUUUCCCAUACUGUAUUAACACUCCAUCAAAGUAAUGGUCUUCGCCCUUUUCUUUAGGGUUUUAUGAUUAGUAUAUAAUCAACAUCCCACCCAUUAAAGCCCCCCUGGAUGAUCACGACUUUCCAGGUCGUAAUCAUCCACUGAAGUGCUGCUAAAACGCUCAUAACCCUCUUUAUUGGGCGAUCUCUCAACUCCUCAAAGUGUAACACUUCUCUUGAAUAAUGCUACGGGUUUCCAUCACUUGACAGAUUUGUUCAUGGGAACUGAUUUAGGAUUUAGACCUGGCCUUUGAUAUCUUAUAUAUGUGUAUGUGUAAUCUCUUCAUCAGUGCAGCUUGGUGACGGUAGCGUGCUUGGAUCAAGCUGAGAUGGGAUUAAGAACCAGGAGAUAGACACUUAAUGCAGUUUCCAGAUGGAAGAAAGUCUUUAUGUCAUUACUGUCAAGUGUCAGCUGUAGUAACAGAGGCUUAAUUUCACUUCUGGUUUGUCUCUCAGUCUGUGUGUGUUGUUACACUCGUGGUUAAUAAUAGCUGUAAUAGUAGAUUAGAAUUGCAUUGAGAGACAUUUAACAACUGCCUGGCUAAUGUGUGUGUGUGUGGGGGGGGGUAUCAUUAGCCUGAUUAUUGCUUAUAAAUUAUAUAUCUGCCCCUGCCAACGUGAACUUUUGCUAUUUGUGUUAUUACCCGCAUGAAAGCUGACACUCCUGAAGUGUGCCUACAUUAAGCUUUAGAGUAUUCAGUGUAAAAUAUGAUGUUCAUGGUGUUUGAAAGCUUUCUCCAGCAUAGAAACUGUACUUCCAGUCAUGACACAGAAACAGUCAAACUAUAGAUACAUCCAUUUUUGGGUUUAGUGUUUCCUUUUUGUGUGGAAAAUUUGCUUUUGAAAUUUAUAACCUCUGUGAGGAGCUUUUGAUUGGUUAUUUAUCAGGCUGAAAUAAACAGUUAUGAUGAGUAAACGAGACCAUCAAUGAUAAGAUUGGAUACUUCUGUAAUAUACAUUUUAAUGCCUGGAACUGCUGUGAAAGGAUAGGUACUCAGAAAGAGUAUAAUUUGUUACUUUUUCUACACCAAAUAUCCAUAAUGAGCAAAUAAUUUCACUGUAAAAUGACGACUGGAAUACGUCCACUUGCGUAAUUGACUGGCAUAAUUUUUUUGGUUAUGAAGAAGUUUGUUCCCACUGUGCAGACACCCCUUGUGGCAUCCCUAUAUAUCAUGUUCACACCAGAUAAGAAUAGAUAUUUCUACUUGCUUAAUUUGUACUUAUUCGAAUGCCUCAGUGUUGUUAACUUGUUUAAUUAGCAGGAAUGACUCACUCUAUUUGCGUGCAUGUAUUGGGAGAUUGCCCAAACACAAGAGAAACUCCCAAGAUAGGAGGGGUUCCUAUAUGUCAUUUUAAGCGAGCGAUACUCAUGGUUCCUCAUUUGUAUCCCGUGGCGGGUACUUACAUCUCUACUUUGAUUUUACAUGUAAUUUACACAUGGAAGGGAUUUCUAUUUACGCUUGGUGUGAACAUGACAUUAUCCCUUUCUUGAUUUUGUCCAGACUGUUUAUAGAGGUUUUUUUUUUUUUCUAUCUUGUCCUUUCAUAUUUAAAAUCUAUCACUCACUAAAAAUCUGUCUGAUUUGGCAGUUUGCAACUUCCUUCAUCACCUUCCCUGUGGCGGUGGUUUCACUCAUCAAAAAUAACUAUGUUUAGAACAGAUGGUCAUGUCACUUUAGGUUGUAUUUGGCUUUUGGUUUCAUGUAAUUUGUGCAAAGCAGGCAAGCUUAUUUAUGAUACAUUUGAUCCAGUUUCAAAAUUAUUGAACUUGUUAUGGAGAAAGAUGAUGAAAUUGUAAAUAUUCUGCAUCUGUGUGUGUUUGGCUGAAACUUUGGAAAUAGCAAAAUCUCACAAAAACAUCAGAGCUUUAGCCUCAAGCUUCUUACACCAAGUAUGCAUUUGGCUUGCUGCUCUGCAUCUAUAAAUUGCGCGUCUCAAGGGCAGAGCAUACCAGCUUAACACACUCAAAAACACUCUCAUGUUUCCUUUUUCUUUGGCUCAGCCUCCUAAAUAUAGGCAAUGACAGAGUUUGGUGGGUUUCUAUAUAAAAGGUGGGAGAGUACUUAAAAUCUGAGGAGUAGAGAUGUGAUUUAUGUUGUUAUCUCUGAAACAGACUCAAGAGGAAAACAGAAGAUCUUGUCCAGUUACAUUGCUCUAUAAGGAGAUGUAGUCUGGAUAGUCUGUGUUUGUUUUUACAUGCUGUAGGCACUGCACUUUUCACAUUUAAAUAUGGGUCCAAAUUGCCUAAAUGAAAUAGCAGGCAUGAAGUAACUGUGGUCUCUCAUUUACUGUGGAAAGUCUUGUAAAGUAGGGCUGUAAGGGAUUAGUUUUUACUGGUCCUAAAGGCAUGCAACAAGUACUGCUUCUUUCAGGUACACAAAAUUACAUGUUCACAAGUUUACAGCAAACACACUCUCAGAUACCCAACACGAAAAAAAAACUACAUAUUUACAGACCAAAAGGUUCUGCAUGAGAUUACAAGUUUCCAUCAAUAUUUCACUGUUUCCUUUUUCUCUCUUGUAGGCUCUCUGUCCAUCCUGAAGGCCUUGGACCGAGAGGAACAUGAAGUGUUCAAUCUCACCAUCAUAGCAGAGGAUCACGGAGUGCCUCAGCUGUCUACCUCUCAGGUGCUGUGUGUGCAGGUGAUUGACGUGAACGAUGAAGCCCCGGUGUUCCAGCGGGCAGAGUUUGAGACCCAAGUGAUGGAAAACCAAGGACCGGGAACUACAGUGUUGAAAGUGGUCGCCACCGACAGAGACCAAGGUUGGUUUAAGCGUAAAAAAAUAUUGCUAGUGAGCAUAAGUGGGGGUCUCUUUUGGGUAGCAUGAGACCCUGUGAAAAUAUACUGUUAUUUAAACCCUUAAACUCCAGAAGUUAUUUUGAAAUGGGAGCAAACAGGCGAUAGGAAAUAAAAACUGCACAUAUUUUCUAAGAUUUUCUGCUUUUCUCCACAAAAUGUCAAAGUAUUUGCUGAAGAUCCCUUAUGAGACUGAGAACAUAUAUUUUCUUAGCCACAAAGACUUAAGUAGAGUGAUGACAAGAACAGAUUAAGCUUUAGGAAAACAUGAAAUGAGAGCAUUUAGCGGGAGAAAUAUUGCAAAAGUCACUGCUGGAAAAAUGAAUUAAAGGACACAUGUGAUACACAUACAUAUUAGUGAAGUAGGAAAGUCGGAGAACGAAACAAUAGAAACACACAAGUAGUGUUGAGUAACAAAAUGUCUGUAAACUGAACCACAUGCUAAUGAAAAGAGUGGUUACAAUCAUCCAGAGCCUUGUAAUUCUGUGCCUUUCAUUAGGACUCGCUCCCGGCUCCAAACAGCUUUGUGUUCGUUCAUGUCUCUGCUUUAUUACUUUGAAUGUCGCCCAUUUUCUUUAUCACUUGUUUUGUAGUGUGUCAGAGUGAUUAAUUUUAUUUGUUUGUGUGGCAUUACAACACAGGAUCCAAUGGCCAAGUGACAUAUGGAGGAGUGACGGAGGAAGGCUUCAUCAUUAACCCCGUGACAGGAGUCAUCACCACCACGAGGGAGCUCGACGCAGAGCUGCAGAGCCACUACACGCUCACAGGUACUACCAAGUAUUCCACCUAGAGCUCUCCAUAUUAAAAGUUUGUUCGUUUUCAUUCAUCAGUUUAACAAUUCGCCUCUACUUUCAGUCUACGCCAGGGACGGAGGGCUGCCUCCUAACUUUGCCAAAGCUGUAGUCCGUGUGGAGGUGCAAGAUGUGAAUGACAACACACCAGUUUUUGCAAAGUCAUGGUAUGGACUGGAGGUGCCGGAGAACCAGGCCCCUGUAGAGCUUUUCAUUCUGAAGGCCACAGACCCUGACUCAGGUCCUGGGGGAGAGCUGGAAUACAGGAUCACUGGUAAGAUUCAAUGUCCAAGUGUUAGUUUUCAAGGUUGAUUUAGUGCAGCAAAACUACCAGAAUUGCCAUUUCAGGGUGCGUCCAAGGUGAAAAAAAAAUCUGUUUACUUUUCAUUUUGGAUGUUUUUUCAACCUUAAACAGGUCUAGUUUGAAGGCUUUCAGAUGCAUAUGUUAGCUAUUUUUUGGUGACAUGUGAAGUUGAUGUAAAUGCAUGUAGGUAUAGAGUUGGUUUUACCUUGUAAGUUGAGAAUAUGAGCUGCAAUUUGACUGAUGUAAGGCUUUUGACAGGAGCCUAUUCCCUCUAGAUGAAAACUCAGCUAGCUAACAUUCACAUUCUUAUAACUUUUUUAUUUUUUCAAGCCUGUCUGGAGAAUAUUCAGACUUUGACUUAAGUGCAGAUUUGGCUCAGAUGUUCCCUUUUCAGGUCCUCAUAUUGUUCUUCUUUCUCUCCAUCCAGGUGGGGACCCUGAUGGAGAUUUCCACCUCCACAGCAGCACAGGAGCGCUCUCCACCUCACGCAGCCUCGACAGGGAGUCGAAAGCUGAAUAUUCUCUGGAGGUGGUGGCGACAGACAAAGGCAGCCCUGCUCUCAGCACCACUGUGACAGUGGAAGUCAAAGUGCUGGAUGUCAACGAUAACAGCCCUGUCUUUAGUAAAGCGACCUACUCUGUGGAAGUGUCAGAGGACGCUGUGGAGGGGACUCAAGUUCUGGAGGUGAGGAGGAUUAGGACUUUAUCAGGAAUUUUUAAGAUUAGCGUGUCUGAAAAUCUUAUUGAUAUAUUGUAUAUUCUCAUAUUUAAAGGUGGCAGCUGUAGAUGCUGAUGAAGACCUGAAUGGAAGGGUUUUAUAUUUCCUGAGCAAAGAGGCACAUGGAGCGUUCACUGUGGAUGAAAAUACUGGAGUUAUCAGCACAUCAGCACCUCUGGACAGGGAGAAAUUGGCAUCAUACAGCUUCCAGGUGUUUGCUGUUGACCUUUCACCUGCUGCACCCAGGAACUCAUCUGCUCAGGUAAAGACAAUGCUGCUUAAACUGGAUGUUUAAAAGAGACUUGCAAUUAUGAUAUACAUGUUGGAUUUAAAGGGAUAUUCCGGUGUAAUAUUAAUUUAGGACCAAACACACCGUAACACUGGGUUAGACACCCCCUGGAGAAAUAAAUGUUGCUGACCGCUUGCUUCUCUAGUUAUACCAACUGUAGUAACGACCGCAGGAUAGCAAUACACAGCGGUCUGAGGAGCCACACACAAACCUUAACCAAAACGCCACUCUAUAGCCACAAAUAAUGCUCAGAACAGCACAGAACAGACUAAACACAAGUAAUGAUCAUAAAUGUUCUUCCUUGAGCUGCGUAACCCCACAGCAGUUGAUGGACUCGCCGUUGUCUCUGUACAAACAAGUGGCUGCUGGAAGAGAGUGGGUAAGUUGUGUUUAGUCUCUUUGCUAAAGAAAUUAGGCAAAGUUAAAAAGAUGUUUGGUGGCUAAUACUAUGGCUGGGACCCUAUAUGUACUGUUGAGGAAGUUAGGUGCUGUUCUGAGCAUUAUUUGUGGCUGUAGAGUGGCGUUUUGGUUGAGGUUUGUUUAUGGCUCCUCAGACCGCUGUGUAUUGCCACCCUAAGGUCGUUACUAAAGUUGGUCUAACUAGAGAGCGGUGUGCAACAUUUAUCUCUCAAGGGGGUGUCUAACUCGGUGUUACGAUGUGUUUGACCCUAACUUAACUUUAUGCCUGAAUAUCCCUUAAAGAGUUUUUUUUUUCUGCUUAUGGCCUAGGUGAUCAGUUUUAGCAUUUUUCUCAUAUGUGACCACUUCCUUCCAGGUGACGGUUGCUGUUCUAGACGUCAACGACAACACCCCCUUCUUUAUCCAGGAUCCUCUGAUCAUUGAAGUGUCCAGUAGGCGUUCUCAGCGUGUUUUAGCCACCAUGAAGGCUGAGGAUAAGGACUUUGGGGCCAACGGUUCUGUGUUUUACCGUUUUGCUAUGCCAGUCAGAGGCUUCAGCAUCAACUCACUGACCGGAGAGAUCCAGGCGACUGAGCCACUGGGGGAUCUGACCCAGGCUCAGAGGACCCUGAUAGUGGAAGCCAUGGACCAGGGCAGUCCUGCUCAGUCUGCUCAGGGAGUAGUGGUGAUAUACGUGAAGGAGGUGGAGUACAGUGGGAUCCGCUUCUCCAGGAACGCCAGAGACAUCAGCAUACAGGAGAACGCUGCAAAAGGUCAUGACACAUCAUUUUUAGAGAUUGAAAUUGUAAUCUCACUCAGUUAGUCUCUGUUUACUGAAUGUUUUUCUUUUUUGCUUCAAAAAUUCAGGCACAGCUGUGGCUCAAACUCAAGCUCAGCAUCCGGAUGGCACUCGUAAGGGUAUCAGUUACAGCCUCUUCAGUGGGAACAGAAAGCAGGCCUUCACCAUCAACUCCUCAUCAGGUGACACACACAAUUCAUCUGUUUUUUAAAAUAUCACGGUCUUGAUUGUGAGUCUGAACUAUUUCCACCGUCACACUGACAAAAUCGCUUUUCUAUAAUUUAAUUUUUCAUUUGAAUCUGUGUGUCCUCCAGGUGAAAUCAGGGUUCAAAGCUCCAAGGGUCUUGACUUUGAAGACACUCCAAGACUCCGUCUGGUUGUCAAGGCUGAAACUGUGUCGUCUACGUCUUUUAUGGCUGUAAACCUGAUCCUGCAGGAUGUCAAUGACAACCUCCCCCGCUUCCAGCUGCAGAAUUACGUUGCCUACAUGAAAGAAGCUCAGGGCUAUGAAAUGCCGAUCAUACAGGUAUUUUCAAAUAGAAAAUACGCACAGGUAGUCUGUCUUCUGUGGGAGUAAAAUAAUAAGCUCCCAUAUUCCUCCCUUUUUCUUCAUUCGACCAGGUUCUGGCUGAGGAUGUGGAUCAGGGCCAAAAUGGUCAGGUGACCUACUCCAUCCAGUCAUCAGGCAUGAGCGGCCUGUUCAAGAUUGAUCCAGUGACAGGAAGCAUCACCACAGCGGCCAUCAUGGACCGGGAGAUCUUCACCCAGACCAAGUAAGGACAGAACUGUGGUUUAGUAAACCUCAACAGAAACUUUCCAAAUGCCAAGUUAAAGAUAGACAUGUCUGUUUUUCUUCUGAUGAAUGCUUGAGCUGCGGCAUGGUGUUGUUGGAAUGAAGUCCGCUAUAUAUUCACAUAGUUUAACACAGAGAGGGAAAAAAAGUAGCGCAACUUUCCUCGUCAUCACUCAGCUAGAUUGUGUUUAGAUAGCUGGUGAAGCAGUUAAUACAGUGUGCUAAAGAUAUAAAAACAGUGCAAACAAAAAUCUGCACACCAGAUGUGUCAAAGCUGCAUUUUCGAGCCCUAUUUAGAGAAACAUUUUCAUUACUUUUGUAUUUCUUUCAUAACAAUACAGUUAAAAAAAAUGAUUGUUUCAUGUUAGCCCAACUUUUAAGACAUUGUGUUUAUACUUGUGAGAGAUGUGAAUACUCUUUGGACAACCUUAUUUUUUCUGCCCAAUCACAGGUUAGUAGUCACAGCAACUGACCGAGGAAGUCCUCGAUUGGCUGGUUCGGCCACAUUAACAGUGAUCAUCGUUGAUCAGAAUGACAACAGUCCCACUAUACCCCUGCCCAAGGAAGUGCGCAUCCCAGAGAGUAGGUCCUUUGUUUACGUAUUUACCUUCUGGUUAAAAUGGAAAAUCUUUAAACCCACAGAAGAAAUACUAUCAUGAGACAACCCCUUUGAAGGAUUUCAUUUUGUUUCGUCUCUUUCUUUUUCAUUAGAUAUGCUGAUUGGCACCGAGAUCACUCUUGUGACAGGUAAUGACGUCGACUCCAGCCCUGCCCUCUCCUACACCCUGCAGCUGGACCCGACAGCAUUGGGCAAGUUUGGAAUACAUCGGUUCAGUGGCGGUGUUUCACUCACGGCCCCUCUAGACUUUGAGGAGAAGACAUGGUACACCGUGACUGUCAGAGCCACCGACAGCCAGCACCAGACUGAAGCUAACAUCACCAUACUGGUGGAGGAUAUCAACGACAAUGCACCUGCAUUCACUCAUGAUCUCUAUCAGGUAUAGUGGCGAGUCGAUACUCUGUCUGUACUGGUUUUCCAAAAUGUUAUGUAAUGUAGACUGAUAGGCUAGCUGUUAUUUAGCAAAAGAGCACUUGAUCAGUGGGAACUGCACUUGGCACAAGUUGGCCACUUUUGAACAUAACACCUGUUCAGACACAUGCUUUGGCUGAAAUGGUUCAUUACUCCUUUUUUCAGAUCUUUUUUCAAAUACAGAAAUAAGUCUGAUCAGUGAUUUGUAAAAUGGUCUUGAAAACAGACAAAUAAAAAAAUGGUGAUAAAAUCCAGAUUGUCAAUCUCCCACAUAAAUACCUGCCAAAUCACCCACCCAUGCUCUCACCUUAAAAGACAGUUGCGCAACUUUGAUUUAUAUCCCUUGUAAGUGCUUCUUUUGUGGUUUGACUGUGUAACAUAUCCGCUAUGAAACAGAAUAUCCAGUGUGUCUUUGCAGACUGCUUCCAGCUUGGGGCUGGCUAGGAAAAUAUGUUUUUCUUUUCGCUUAAAUGUUAUAACAUUCACGGAAAAGGAGAAAAUACUACUUGUUGACAUUCCCAUGUAAAAACUCACUUUGCAUGCCAGUGCACACACAGUGGGGGUGAUAAACUUUAACUGCACAAUAUUGACUGGAGAAUAGUUGCAGAGAUUGCUCGUAUAAUAUGAGGAAAUGACCUCAACAUCAGCAGAAGUGUAAGAAAAAAACUAACUGUAAUAUAAAAUGUGAAUUCCCCCCUGUGGGUUACAUAUCUGUUGACCGGUUCACUUUAGGUUUGGGAAUUUUAUUUCAGUGUUAAGGCUGACUGACGCUGACUUGUUGAUUUUACUCUCAUUCUUAAAUGUCUUUAUGCGUCCCAAGGUAACUCUGCCUGAGCACACGCCGCCAGGAAGUGCAGUUGUCACAGUAACAGCAACCGACAGAGACUCUGGAGAAAAUGGAAAGAUCACCUACAGAGUGAUGUCAUCAACCCAGGAAGGUUUCUACAUCGACCCUAACAAUGGUGGGCAACUUUGGCACCAUUAAGAUGCCUGAUUUAAAAUCUUAAAAUACCUUUUCAAGCAUGAUAUUGUUUACCUUAUCAUUUUUCUGUUUCCAGGAACCUUGUUCAUCAAUCACAGGGCUGAGUUCGACCCUGAGCGUCCGUCAGUUAGUGUUGUUAUCGAAGCUCGUGAUGGAGGUUCACCUUCACUGUCCUCCCUCACCACCGUCCAGGUGCAAAUCUCUGACGUCAAUGACAAUGCUCCCGUGUUUCACCAAUCAGAGUAUAGGUAAGUUCAACUCACCGGAUUCCAGUGGUGUGGUAUGACCUUCAUAAAUAGCUUUAUUUAUGUAAUGUUCUUCAACCUGCAGGGCCACGGUCUCAGAGGAUACCAUCCCAGGGUCCACAGUUCUGACUUUCGAUGCCUUUGACAGCGACCUUUCACGAGAAAACUGUGGUUUCGACUUUGCUAUUGCCAGUGGAAAUGAGGGAAACGCUUUCCAGAUCGAGAGCAGCGUUCGUUUCCUGGAGGGGCGGGGCUUUCAGACAGUGGGGACGCUGCUGUUGGCUGAGUGGCUCGACUUUGAAACCAAGUCUCUCUACAACCUCACUGUGGUGGUGUCAGAUCGUGGUGUGCCCCAGAGGAGUUCCAGUGCUGCUGUGGUUAUAGCCAUCGGUGAUGUCAAUGAUAACCCUCCAGUGUUCACCAGAUCAGAGUAUACUGUAUCACUGAGUGAGGGAGCUGCUGCAGGGACUGAAAUAAUACGUCUGAGUGCGACAGGUGGGCCGAAGUUUUCUGUUUUUACCCACUUUCUGUAUUUUUCUAUUCCUAUUUUAUUUUGUUUAAUUAUCAUCAUUUGUCAUCCUUUUCCUAGACCCUGACUCAACUCCCAACGCUGAGGUCCAGUAUACCAUCAGCUCUGGUGAUGAGGUCAACUUGUUUAGCCUGGACCAAUGGACUGGAGCUCUGCGCCUCCAGCGUGCACUUGACCGUGAACACCAGUCCACACAUAUUGUCAUCAUCCAGGCUACAGAUGGACAGGGUCACUUUGCCCUGGCCCCAGUCAUUGUCGAAGUGAAAGAUGUGAAUGAUAAUCAUCCAUUUUUCCCUGUGGAAGUCCUGACAGCCAGUAUCAGAGAAAACCAACCAGCCAACUCAGCUGUGACUGUUCUACACGCCAUCGACCAUGACACAGGGGUUUUUGGCCAACUUAAAUACUACAUGAUGGAGCGAUCUGGGACGGGAAAAGACAGCUUUUCUGUCGACCAAAACUCUGGAGAAAUUAAGAGCAAAACACCCUUUGACUUUGAAAAGAUCAACUCUUUUAACUUUGUCGCAGUAGCGGUGGAUUCAGGCAACCACUCAGCCACUGUGACUGUUCAGGUGUUUGUCACAGGUGUAGAUGAGUACGACCCACUUUUUAUAUCCUCUGAUUUCUCUUUUGAAGUCCCAGAGGGAGCGAAGAAAGGCCAGAGCAUUGGCCAGGUCCAAGCAAAUGAUGAGGAUGAAGGGGUGGAUGGCAUUGUUCUUUAUUCUCUUCCAACCAGCUCACCGUACUUUGAUGUCAACAAAACCACCGGAGUGAUUUUCCUUAAAUUGGACAGUUCAGGCAGCAGCAGCAGCAGCAGUAGCAGUGGCUCUGGUCGUAGCAAAAGGGAAACCAGGCUUAUGACCCUGGAUGUGAAAGCUCAUAGUCCUUUGGAUGCAUCCCGCACCACAACAGCCCAGGUCUCGAUUGAUGUCACAAACACCAACUUUGGCCUGGCUCCUGAUGUUAAUGUCCUGCUGAUAAGCAUCAUCGCUGUAUCUCUUGGUUUCAUCAUUUUGCUGGUGGUCAUGGCCGUCGUGGUGUUCCUUGUGAAGUCUCGAAGGAGGAAGAAAGGCCAGGAUGCAGGAAACAGGACUGUUGCUUCAGGAACUGCCCUGCAGAAGCUGGACGAUUGCAACCCUGGACAAGGAGGGGACAGGAUCUACCAUCAGGCUUUGCCAGGCUAUGCAGGUGAUCAAGGGGCUGGUGGUGGUCCCUACACCAGAGGUGGCUCUCUGGAUCCUUCUCACUCCAGUGGAAGAGGAUCAGCUGAGGCAGCAGAGGAUGAUGAGAUAAGGAUGAUAAAUGAGUACCCUCGGGUUGCCUCCAUUACCUCAUCCAUGCAGGAGCACAUCUCAGCUAGAGGACCAGACUCUGGAAUCCAGCAGGAUGCCGACCAGCUUUCUGAUAUCUCCUGUGAACCUGCCGCUCUGGAGGGCAGCACUUGGUUCAAAGGAAAGAAACUUGGAGGCAGUCUGAGUGGAACAUUGUUGUCUGGCCAACUCCCAGUGUACAGGGAUGAGGGAGGUGGAUACCUAGGUGUUGGACGUGGCCUCAACAUCUCCCUCCCCAAGGAUUAUGCCUUUCCUGAAGAUGGCAAGCCUUCGGUGGAUGGUUCCCUCACAGCAAUUGUUGCCAGUGAUGAGGAGCUCCGUGGAAGCUACAACUGGGAUUACCUUCUCAACUGGUGCCCUCAGUUCCAGCCACUGGCCAAUGUCUUCACAGAGAUUGCCAGGCUGAAGGAUGAAACAGCCCAGCAGAGCCAGAACCCUCGCCAACCCUUCCAGACCAAGCACAAAAUAGACCCCAAACCGAGGAUUGACCCUCCACCACUCAUCACGUCGGUAGCUCACCCAGGGGCCAUGUCAGUUCCACCAAAGGUCCCAGUUAUCGGACGGACAUUCCCCCACUUGGCCUCAUUGCGCAGGUCCCCAAUCAGUCACGAGGGAUCCAUUUCAUCAGCUGCAAUGUCCCCCAGCUUUUCACCUUCUCUGUCCCCUCUUGCAGCUCGAUCUCCAGCUGUUUCACCAUUUGGGGUCAACCAAGGGCCCUCAGCCUCCAUGAUUAGCACCAGGGAGCCCUCAUUAGACCAAAGUCCUGAUCAUGAGAUGAGAAUAUGAAGGACAAGUUUGAAAACUGUUGAAGGAAGAAAGUACCUGUUGUCUUUUUUUCAUGGAAAAAAAAUACAAGGAAGAGGAGGGCAUGGUUCUACAGUUAUCGUCAUGCAAUCAUUUGUGUCAAGUGUCUGAUGUCAUGGAUUUUGGAGCAAACCCACUUGAACAAACUUAACCUCCUACUCGUCGAGUACUUUCGUUCUUUGAAGUAUUUCCAUGUGCCGGCAGUGUUACAGAGUUACACUAAAGUGAAACAUGUGCCUGGGUUGACAGGACCAUGUCAACAGUGACGCAGGUCUCCAUGAACUGAUCAGGGUGAAGGGGUAAACCAACCUCAUGGGAAUGUGCACUUACCAUGCCCUGCAGUCAGAGAUCCCUCAGUGUGUAGAUAGAUAGACGCGUAGUUUUCAUGUUGCCUCACUGGCUGGCCAGAGAGCUGAGGACCCUGAUCUACUCUUUGUGUCUGUGGACAUUUUUACACCCCAGUAUUAAACUUAUCCAGAAGACGGUUUUUAAAACAGCCUCUGGAUAUGUGUGUGUGAGAGAGAAAGAGAAAGUGUGUGUGUGCAUGUGAAUCCCAUGGACUGAAAGCUUGUGUGUGUUAGUGAAGACCUUGACCCAUUUAAUUGCUGUUGCAACAUGUAGGAGCAAUGAAGAUUAUUGUUUCUCUCAUCAAUUCACACAUCUUUUGAUUGUUCUAACUUUAAUUUUUAUAUAUUUUUUUAAAGAAAUUAUGAUUUCACACCCAGAAAUGCCAAUAUUCUACAUGAAGAGGUUUUUGUUUUAGUGUAUUUGCAUAUAUGUAUAUUUGUAUGUAUGCAGGCUAUGCUUUGUAAUGUGUGUGUCAUAGGGUUUUUUUAGAGAUUCUUGUGACAGUUCUGAUGUGAGUGAGAGGACAACUUUUGUGUUUUUAGCAUUAUUUAUAUGAAAAGAGGACUUGCUGCCAUACUUCAACAAUGGGACAAGAAGUACAGCUCACUCUUGGCUGUGCUGUACCUUAAGUUUUUCUUUUUUUUUUUUGUCAAUAUGUAGAUCAUCCCAAAUGUAAGACAGCAACUGGAUGAAAACCUGUGAUCACUCUGCUCCUCCAGCAGGUCAGCACUCUGUUGUGGUGCGUUGUCAUGCACAGCAGCACAUUCCCUUUGUUAUUCAGGGACUACCUUAUUUGCUGAUCACCUCUGUGUCUUUGAAAAAAAAAAGUGCUUCCUAAAAUCAAUUACACCGGUUAUUAGCUGAAAUGCAUUUUACUGUGAAGUUUUUCAUCUCAGCACAACAGAAAUAGCAUGUAAUGAGUAGGCUUUGAUUCUUUAAAACGUGAACAGAUGUAGCACAUGAGCCAGAAUACAUAAGCCUUGAUGAAUGUACAAGGAUCUACCAACCAGUGCAGUAGUUUUUUUUUUCUAUGUAGGUUUUCUGUUCUAUGCAUUUUAGUGUUAUGGUUCGCUCAUGCAGAUCGUCACCGGUAUGAUGAGGUGUUUUCAGGCUUCAUGUGUUUAACUCAUCAUCUGCACCUUCUGUAUUUUCACUCAUAGUUCAGAUUUAGUUACAGCUCUCUGCUCGCGUAGCAAGAAGCAAAAGGCUUUAAGAUUGUCAUUCCUUCAUGUGUAUUUAUCCUCCUGUCUUGUUUUUCAUCUUUUGCGGUAUUUGCAUUGAUUGGAUGUCCUCUUGUUUUCAAGAGCUGACCUCUACCUCUGUAUUUUCGUUCUCACAUAACUCUACGAAACACCUUUCUCAAACCUGGCACUGAAAGCUACACAUGCCACGAGCGCAACAUACUCUUAACUCAUUACGAUGUUGUCUCAGAAACAUUUCUGUGUUGGAGGAAAUCCAUUUGGAGUUCAGUUUGAGAUGACUGCCAGUGACUGAUCAGUGGAGUGAUGGCAGGAAAACAAGAGCUGUUCAUGUAUUUAAAGCAAAUAAUAAAUUCCUACUGAUCUCUUUUGACAA